Messenger RNA from Podarcis lilfordi (Lilford's wall lizard), 97604 nucleotides. Lineage: Eukaryota; Metazoa; Chordata; Lepidosauria; Squamata; Lacertidae. The record is from the annotation of a GenBank genome assembly.
AUGGGGAACGCCGAGAGCGGGGAGCCGGGCGGGGGCUCCGGGCUGCUGCCGCCCCCGCCGGGGAAAGUGCCCAUGCCGGACCAGGGGGAGCUGGAGGAGAGAUUCGCGAUGGUGCUGGUGAGAGAUCCCUCUUCCUUACCCCACCCCCUCUCCCGCUCCGAUCCCCUCGUUGAUCCCUCGCAUCCCCUUCUCGACGCUGCUGCGGGUGGAUUCCGUUGCAAGGCUCUCCUCGAUUGAAAAAUCUCCCUAGUCCAUCCUCGCUGCGGGAGGGAUUCCUACCCGCCCUCUCGAUAGGAACAGUUUCUCCUCCCUCUCCAACUUUUCCAGACACUUUUCCUGGCCCCCUCAGAUAUGGGACACCAUUCUCUCGAUCUCUCACCCCCCCCCCACCUUCCGCGGGGUUUGCAGCCCUGGUGGUUGCAUCCAGAAUCUCCCCUUGCUGGGUUCUGCAGAUCUCCCACCCUGGGCUCUUGCCUGACCGGGGCUCUCUGGGCGAUUCCUCCGCAGGACAGAUUACUCGCGGUUGCUGAGAUGUUCCGGUAGCUCCCCUUCUUCUUCACCACAAGAGUUCCCAGAAGUUCUUUCCAUCUCUCUUUCACCCCGCUCUCCGUUCGUUUUCGCUAGAUCCCUCAACUGGUCUCAGCUUUAUAAAUCUUACCUAUCUUCUUAGCGUCUAUUAACCCAUGAUUCUGACAGAUUCCUCCCCCUUUUGUGGCACCAUUCUGAGUGGAUCUCCCUUGUAGGGCAGUCAGCUCACACUGGGAACUUCAGUGUUAUCUUGGCCCAUCGCAAUGGGCCAGGAAUCCAGGGUCCAGUGAUCCUCAGUCCUCUUCCACAGCUUUUCUCCAUCUCCACAUUCUGACCCAUAGCAUGCCUGAUCCCCAGUUGAAGUGCCUUCUUCCCCAGAUCCUUUUGCCCAUCUGCCUUGACCUCUUCCACACUUUGAUCACUCCACCCCACAAUCUGAGGUCCCAUUUUUGUUCCAGUGGGUUAGCUCUUUCCAAUUCCUUUGCAGCUGCGUUUCAAGCAUCUAUAUCCCCCAAUUCCUUCGAAAUUUUCAAACCCCCCACCAAGACUGGAUUCCUGCUCCCAUGCAUUAGGAUCCUUCUGCCUUGAACCGUAGCAUCACCUUGCUACCCUCAGCUACCCUAAUGGAGCUGCGCUUGCCAUUCUUUUCCUUGGAACCAUUUAUCUUUCCUUGGUUGGCCUCUGAUAUCCAGUCCCUCUCAAUCCAGUUUCUCCUUACGGGACCCUGUGGAUGAUCCCUUUAUCAACCGAGAGGCCUUGUUUGCUUGCGUUGUGAACCAGUUUUGUGAGGAGUGGUACUGGCAGGAAUGUGGAAUACCCCAGGUGCCCCUCAGCAUCACUGUACACUGUUGUCAUGCAUCCUGCCGAGGGCAUGUAGGUGGUGGGUUUGGUGGGGAUUUAAACUCUUGUCCUUGGAAGAAGGAAGGAAGCGGACCUGGUCUGGAAAGUUAUGAGACUACCUUCUUGCGUCUCCACUGUGUCCACAGAAAAGGCUACUCUUAACUUGUGGGUGAAAGGAAUUAGUCUCUGAUUGGAUAGCUGCUAGUGGCCCAAGCUUUGCCCAGGAAGAAAGGAAGAAGAAGAAGAGGGAUCAGGAAAAGAGGAGCAGAGAAUACGGUCUUCCUAAGCAGGGUCUGGAUGGUGCUCCUUGUUGUGAACCUUCUUGUGAGAUCUGUAGAAUAUGCCCUCGCCCGUUGGAGCAGAGUGGCUGACCUGUUUAGCCCUCCAGAUGCUCUUGGGACUCUUAACUCCCAUCAGCUCCAACCCUGCAUGGUCAGCGAUUAUGUGGUAAUCUAACAAAUCUGGAGAGCCAUAAAUUGUCCACACCUGCUGAAAAGGGCUUUGAGUGGGGAAAUGUUCCAUUUUUAUGCAGGAGGCCUAAGCUUAGUGUGCCAGGCCAAGCUUUGUGAAUGGGUGACUUCUGUGAAUUCAAGGGAUGUAUUCACCUCUUAAAGUAUUCUUAUUUGUGUCUUUGUCUGUAUAAGUUUUGCCUUUUGGAAGACUGGUGGUUGUGAUCUUCAUGCAUUAGAAUUUUGAGUAGAGGCUUCUGGAGGUUGAAACCAAAUCAACGCAGGACUGUGACCACGCUCCUGUUUGUACAUAUUUUAUGUUUGGGGAAGUUAUCCCAAAGUGCGGUGUAAUGAUUGGGUAAUGGGUUGAUCUGUGUUAAUUGCUGUGAUGGCAGAACUGAUAGGGAGGAAUUCAUUCCGAAAGAAUUAAAGCAGAAGAGUAGAGAGUGGCUUUGUGAUUGCUCCUUAUGCAGUGGAAAUUUGGCCAUUUUGAGAACCAGAGUUCGUGCCGCCCAUUUACUCAUAUGGAACAUCCCAGUGGACGGCCCCAAGGGUUUCUUGGCAACAAAGGGACACUUCUGUGGUCAUCUUUCUCUUUGCAAAGUAAAAUUGCCUUUCCUUCCCUGGCUUUUCCAAGGAGAUUCUCUGCUUCCUGACUUUUCAUAAAAAGAUUCUGACACAUCGGAUGUGACUCUUGAGAUUCAGAGACUGUGGCUGAGCCGUUAGAGAUUCUGGUUGUGUAGAGAAUGCUUGGGGAUUUCUGGGGGAUUUUUUCCUUCUUGAUUGUGGAAAGUAUGUUUGUUUUUUUCAAAAUUCCACUCCAGCGAUGUCAGAGUGACAGGAAGCUGACAGCAUGUGACACAUAGUUCCCUCCUCUGUCCAUUCUCCCUACAGUGGUCAUGCAGCUGUUUGAAUAGUUCCAUUUUCACUCUGAUUUGUAGGAAAAGGGGUUGUGUUUCAAAAUCCACAUGAUACAGGGUUGUUGGUAAUACAUUGAACGUAAGGAGCUUAUACUGAGGCAGAUCAUUGAUCCAGCCAGUCUAAUAUUGUCUGCUUUGAAUAGCAGUAGCUUUUUGCAUUAAGAUCUUUUUAAGCCAGAGUUUUCAUUUCUUUCUUUAAAAGAGAGCAAGUUUCUAGCUCUCAUUGUUUUGAAUAUGUUCUUGGAAGCAUGUGAGCUGUGCUUUCUGAAAUUUCAAAAAACAGUGUGAUGUGCUAGUCAUGGGACUGGGCUAAACAAGAUUUCCAGUGGCUGUGGGGUUAGAACUCAUGUCUGGUAUAGUUCUUUCAAUUCCCAUGACUAUCAAAUCAGAAUAUAUAAAACAGUAAACAUUGCAGUUAUGCAAAAUAGGUGAAAGUUAUGCACCUUUGUGUAAAUUAUAUUGGUUACAUAAUUUAUUCAUGCAGAAUUUGAAUUCAGUAGAUGCAAAAUUGUAGGAUUUAUUUAUUUUUUGUAUUUUGAGUAUGAAUGUGCGGACUAUUCGUAGCCCUGGGCAAAGGUGGAACAGUCUGCAUUCAUGAAAGUAUCAAUCUUAAUAGCCAAAGGCAUGAAGAAGAAGAAAUCCAUGUUAUGUUCCUGUAUAUUCACAGAGGCAUUCAUCAUUCUGAUACUGGUGAUUUAUGAUUUAAGCAGAUGUAUAGUACUUUUUUUUGCCUUCCCUGGGGCAGGAUUAAGCAUUAUGCUAUGUACGCGGUUGCAGAGGAGGGCACAUAUCAGAGCUCUAUCUGUAGUGUAAUUUGAGAGCCCAACUGAGUCUGUAUCGGCCAACAAUAAAACUUUCCCAUUGUGCUACAGUGCUGAAGCAGCUAGUGAUAAAUCAGAUGGAUCCACUCUCCAAUCUAGGUGCAAUGUAGUUGGUCCGCUGUCCAUUCCAGUUUUGGUGCACCAGUCCUGGCAUAGACACUGCAUCCAGUUCCCCAGUUCUUAUUGCUCCUAUCGACGGGUCAGAACUUUGAAGUUAUGGAAAAGCAGUGAUCGCAUCUGCUCUCCUGUUCGCUUCCACAGAGGUUCUGUAAUAUUCCCUGCAGUCCAUAACAUGGUGUCUCGUCUCUAAUUCCGUAAUGUAGGGCAAAUGGUUGUACGCUCCGCUCAAGUGAAGUAUAUGGUGGUAAAGGUAAAGGGGCCCCUGACCGUUAGGUCCAGUCGCGGAUGACUCUGGGGUUGCAGCACUCAUCUCGCUUUACUGGCCGAGGGAGCCAGCAUACAGCUUCCGGGUCAUGUGGCCAGCAUGACUAAGCCGCUUCUGGAGAACCAGAGCAGCGCACGGAAACACCGUUUACCUUCCCGCCGGAGCGGUACCUAUUUAUCUACUUGCACUUUGACGUGCUUUCGAACUGCUAGGUUGGCAGAAGCAGGGACCGAGCAAUGGGAGCUCACCCCGUCGUGGGGAUUGGAACCGCUGACCUUCUGAUCAGCAAGUCCUAGGCUGUGUGGUUUAACCCACAGCGCCACCCGCGUCCCUAUGGUGGUAGUAAGCUGCCCUAGAUGAGGGACAGAAGGACCAUGGGGGUAGCAUUUAACUAGGUUUUACUCCUAGUAGACCCACUGGAAUUAAUGGACCUAACUUAGUCAUGCUCAUAAUGUCAUUUGGUUUGUUCUGAGUAAAAAUGUGGUUGACUUCCAUCCCAGAUGUGCUACCUUGCCCCUGCAGUAUAGGUUGAGAUGGAAGACAGAAACACGCCCCUCCCCCAUGUGCACAAUGCUGUGCUAGAUCAUGAUGUAAUGUGGCACAGGGAGGGCUUCAGGACAGGAGGGGGUGUGAUAGCCUCAGACAUGUCCACCUCCUUUGUUGCCCUCCUCCUUCCAAGCACUGGAUAUCAAUUAUAUGUCUACCUGAUUUCAGUGUAGUCCGGAGAGGUGGGAGAGGAAACUGGUGAGAGAGGUGGGAAGAUAAUGCCCAAAGUUACACACUUGACAGACUGUCAACAGCUAUGUGUAAGUCAGGCCUGUGACACCAUCUUGGGUAGACCAGCAGGUUACACUAGCAGGUUGAGGUGCUGUGAUGUUUGAGAGAAGCACAACUUGUGAUUGGUGGUGAUGCAAGUUAAAAGAAGGAAGGGAAGAUUCCCAAGGGAUCAUUGAAAAUGCUUGAAAAUCUACUUGUGACUUCCAUAUGAUUUCACCCAUGUAUUUAACCAACUGGGAAACAUUCUGUUGAAAACAACCUGAGAAUCGCAUCUUGAAUUUUGAGGUCAAAUCGCAAAUUAAAAACCAGAUUUUUAAAUUGUAUUUUGAAUUAUUCUGUGUUAUGAGACCUGGCCAAUAUUGUGCUUUGAACUGGAUAGCUUUGGAGGUGGGAAUAAGGACUGGGGAGUCAACCCGCUCUUUCAGUUCCUUAAAAAGGAUGCGGAAGCUGUGGCCCGCCAGACAUGGCUGGCUGCACUUCAUCUCCCAUCAGCCCUAGCCAGCAUAGCCAAUGGUUAAGAAUGAUGGGAGUGGUAGUCCAACACCAUCUGAAAGUCCAGCAACAUCUCCCCAGCCCUAUUUUGAAGUGGAUUGCCAGCUGGCCUCCUUGAACAACCCCCACCAGUCUCCCCACCCAUUUCGCCUGCCUCCUGUGGGCAGCUGAAGGGACCAGCUGGUACCCAUUAUGAAGCCUGAAUUGUCCUUCCAAUUGCAGAUUCCUUCAUUAUAAGCCAAUUUAAAGCGCCACAUCACUGGGAGGGUUAUCAUAAUAUUGUUUGUGAAUUGUAUUGUCUGCCGUUUACUUUCUUGAGUACAGUUUAAGAUUCUGGAACUGACCUUUAGAGUCGUGAAAGGCCUGGGCCCAACCCUUCCUUUGGGAGAAAACCUUCCCUGUACAAGCUCUCCUGCCCUUUGAAAUGGGCUGGGAAAGCCAUCUUUUUAAAUGUCAUUCAACAAGCGGUGACAUUUGUGGGGGCCGGGAGUGUAUUUUGCUGGACCUAUGAAAUUUCUUUACCCAGUGAGGCCUGCAAACACCUUAUCAUCUUUAAAACAUUUUUAGUUCCCAAAGCUUUAAACACGCCUCUCAAAACUGAGUUAUAGAUAUAUAGACGAUCGAUAGAUAAGAGAUUUUUAAUAAUUUAGUUGUGUAAUUUUAGGCUGUUGCAGACAGCCAAAAUCAUGAGGGAUGCUGAAGGCCCUGCCUCAAGUAGUGAAUCUGAACUGCAACUAAGGAUUGGUUUUACUGUGGCAUCAAAGUUCCCUCCCAUCGAGAACCUUUCUCCCGGAGAUGGUGCUUUUCUAGCUGGAGAGGAUUUUUGGACGGAGGAGCACCUCCACCUAUACCGAGAAAUAGUAUACCACAGGCAAAGAUUUGCCAUCUUAGUGAGAAUAGGGGCUAGUGUAGGUUUGGGGAUAACAUCUUGCCAGCGGGUUGGAUCCUGAGCUCCCUCAGCUGCUCCCAUGGGCCACUUUGGCAGGUGGGUUUGCAGAGUGUAGUCUCAAUUGUUUCCUUCCUUUGUAACUCAGCAAAGACCUGUCUAACCCAGAGCCUUUUUCCUGCAGUGGCACAACCAGGUAAGAUAAAGGUAAAGGGUCCCCUGACCGUUAGGUCCAGUCGUGGCCAGCUCUGGGGUUGCGACGCUCAUCUCACUUUAUUGGCCGAGGGAGCCGGCGUACAGCUUCCGGGUCAUGUGGCCAGCAUGACUAUGCCGCUUCUGGCGAACCAGAGCAGCGCACGGAAACGCCGUUUACCUUCCCGCCGGAGUGGUACCUAUUUAUCUACUUGCACUUUGCCGUGCUUUCGAACUGCUAGGUUGGCAGGAGCAGGGACCGAGCAACGGGAGCUCACUGUGUUGCGGGGAAUCGAACGGCCGACCUUCUGAUCGGCAAGCCCUAGGCUCUGUGGUUUAACCCACAGCGCCACCCGCGUCCCAGCACAACCAGGUGCCUGUGAGAACCAAUAGCCCUCCCAACAUUGUUUCCCAGCAAUUAGUAUUCGGAGGCCUUGGAUCCUGGAAGGUAGUCUGUAUCCAUGAGUAGCGGCCAUGAAUAACUUUAUCCUCUCAUGCACACACAUGCCCUGCCUCCAACAUCCUUGGGCAAACUGGCUGCUUCUUAUAUCUUUGUGCGAUUACCAUGAAGGUCUGGAGGCUUCCCCCGCACCCUGAAUGUAGUUAGAAACCUCUCCUCAAACAGGAACUCUGGCUUCUCAGGGUUUUUGAUUGUGAGGGCAGUUUACAAGUGUGCACAAACAGGUGUUUUUUUAAAAGGCUUCCUGACCUUUGACUAAUGAUCUUGCACCUCGGGAUGUUGUGACAUAGCUUGUGACCUCUACCCCCGGUUUAACCCUUCACAUAUUCAGGCCGGUGCCUGAACACGGUUUAAGAAUGUGUCCAGUUCCCUUUUAAAGCCUUAAUAAUUAUUUUAUUUAUACCCCAUCCAUCUGACUGGGCUGCCCUAGCCACUCUGGGCAGCAUUCAAUAGGAUAAAACACAGCAUGCACCAAACAUGAACAUCUUACUGAUACAGGGUUGUCUUCAGAUGUCUUCUAAAAGUUGUGUAGUUGUUAGUCAUCUGAUGGGAGAGCGUUCCACAGGGCAGAUGCCGCUACCAAGAAGGCCCUCUGCCUAGUUCCCACUAACCUCACUUUUCGUGGUGAGGAAACGGCCAGAAGGCCCUUGGAGCUGGACCUCAGUGACCAGGCUGAAUGACGGGGGUGGAAACACUCCAUCACAUCUCAUGGCAGCAAAUUCCACAGCCAAGGUGCCCGCUGUGUGGAAAAGUACUUCCUUUUGUCUGUCCUAAAUGUCCCACUAUUCAGUUUCAUUGGGUGGCAGGGAUAAAUAUUCACUCUGUCCACUGUCCCCAUAGCUCCAAACCUUUGCUCUCAGACUGUUGCUGUAGCCCCCUAAUCGUUUGGGCUGCCCUUUUCUGUACCUUUUGCAGCUCUACAAUAUUUCUCUCUCACGCACACCCCUCCCAAAAGGUGUGGCAAUCAAAACUAUACCUAUUCCAAGUGUGGUCAGACUGUAGAUUCAAAGCAUGGGAUUCGCUCCCCACCCCCAGCCGCUGUACACUGGGUUGACCUCCAAUAUCCCUUUCAUAUAACACCGGUCUUGAAAGACCUACAGUGACUCCCAGUACGUUUCCGAGCACAAUUCAAAGUCUUGGUGCUGACCUUUAAAGCCCUAAACGGCCUCAGUCCAGUAUACCUGAAGGAGCGUCUCCACCUCCAUCGUUAUGCCCGGACAUUGAGGUCCAGUGCCGAGGGCCUUCUGGUGGUUUCCUUGCUGCGAGAAGCCAAGUUACAGGGAACCAGGGUGAAGGGCUUCUUGGUAGUGGCACCCGCCCUGUGGAACGCCCUCCCACCAGAUGUCAAAGAGAAAAAUAACUACCAAACUUUUAGAAGACAUCUAUUAUUAUUACAGUGGUACCUCGGGUUACAGAUGCUUCAGGUUACAGACACUGCUAACCCAGAAAUAGUAUCUCGGGUUAAGAACUUUGCUUCAGGAUGAGAACAGAAAUCGUGCUCUGGCGGCAGGAGGCCCCAUUAGCUAAAGUGGUGCUUCAGGUUAAGAACAGUUUCAGGUUAAGAACGGACUUCCGGAACGAAUUAAGUACUUAACUUAAUUAUUAUUUAAUAAUUAAUUAUUAUUUAAUAAUUAAUUAUGUAUUUCAAAGUCAUUCCCUGUCAGUUCAGGUCCUAUGAUUGUAUUUGAGAAGUUGGUAUUCUUUGCCACACCUUAAACCACAUUUGGCAUUUUAUUACCAAUUCAUUCAGUUUGGUGUGAACCUUUUGGAUCUCUUUGUCAUCCCUUUUAAUUUUCCCCACCAUGAAUAAUUUGGUAUUGUCAGCAAAGAUGACUGCAACAAUGCACAACCCUAACUUGGGGACAUUUUGGAAGAAAACAAAAAGCAUUAUUCUCAAUACAGAACUCUGGGGGGGGGGGGGAGUGUCCUUAUCCUGGGGCAAGGGGAGAUGGCUUGCUAGAAGGAAGACAGAUCUGACCCAUGGGCUAUAAUCCACUGGGAAGAUCUUUACAGGUCCCUUUUAAAAGAACAGGUCUGCAUUUUAGCAAGGCUCAUACAGAAUUUCCCAGGAAUUGUAUUCUCCGGAACUCAGUGAAGGAUGUGGAGUGCCAUUUGACUUUAACCCGUCCAGCACCAAAACCCCUUGGCUGACCCUGGGUGCAAGAACAUUUUUUGAGUGUAUGUCUCCUUUGAAAGGGUAUGUGGGUAGAAUUAUGAGAAAGUGCCAGAUCACAUUUAGGCAAAGUUGAAAUCUCCAAAGGCUCAAAUUAAAAUGGAAUGAGGUGAUUGAUACUUUUCUACACUUUAGAUUAAGGCUUUGAGUAGCUAUAGUUUGUAAAGUUCAUUUUAGCAACUAUAAAAGCUAAAACAGUGGCCGGUCUUUUCCACAGAGGAGCAAAAAAACCCCAACCCAUGCAAAAUAGAGGCUGCAACUUUAACUCUCAAAGCUUACAGCACAGUAUGCAAGAUCUGUCUCUGUUCUCCUACUUCCUCGCUUUUUCUCUCUCGGCUUCAUUUUUAAAAAUACAAAAAAAUAUUAUUAUUAAAGGAAAAGAACCCAAGGAGAAACCUUAUUCAAUGGAAUCCAGCUGCCUGGCUGGGUUGUGUUUCAGAAUUUGGACUUCCGGUUUGGGAUUUCAAAGGGAGCUGUCUCUGGCAGGGGACUGAAUUUCCCACACAGCCAUAGACACAAUUACUAAGGGGAUGGCGUAAUAGAAGCAUAUGGCAUCCCUCCCCGUGCAGUUAAUUCCGUACAACGCUGGGUAGAAAAAGGGUGGAAAUAGCUAUCGGUUUCCUCUUGGCAUUCUUCCAGCAGGAGAGAGAAGCUCGUACAUCUUCGCAGCGUCCCAUCUGGAAGAAACACCCAGGGCUUUAUUCUGGCAGGGGGGACUGGAAUUCCUUCCUAGUCAGAGGGGGAACGGAAACUGACGUUGAGGGGAAAUAGCAGACCGCAGCCUCCCAAGCAACCCAGAUAGACUCCCCGCAAAGCAAGCGGAGUCGUCCAACGAGGGGACCGGUUUGGAAGAGCUGCCCAGUUGGGUGGGUUGCCAAGUCUCAACGGAGACCCAAACGCUUAGGCCUCAUUACGGAUUGCAGUCACAUUGCAUCACUUCCCUGGAAACAGCAUCUCAUUGAGGGGGAGGGCUUACUUUCGGAAACUUUAUUCCACAAAAGAUGGGAGCCUUUGCUAGGGUAAGGGGUGGGGGACGAGCCAGGGAGCCCUGCCCCUGAGAGGACAGCGCUGUGGGUUAGGCUGAAGUGGGGAGGUGGGUUUACUGGCACUCUGCUCUAGCCAUGCGGAUACCCUGCCUGGAGGAUGCUGGGGAGACUACCUUGUGGUUGCUUAGCAACCACAGCCUAUCCUGGAGCAGGCAAAAUGGCUGCCUGGGCUUAGGAUGAAGCUGGUCACAGGCAAGAAAUGAAGCAGGGCAAGAAUUCUGUAUCUAAAUCAGGGGCUUGCAGGAGAGGAUCCUGUGAGUUCCAGUGUGGGAGGAUGGGAGCUAAGAAGCUUGGCUGCAGCUUUUACAAAUGAAGGCCCCCUCGGGCGUCCCGUCGUUGAAUGCUUCAAUCUGCCACCAACAUGUUGUGAGGGUGUAAUUAACGCUUGAAAAAUAGCAAUUGAGGAAUAAUUAGAAAGCAGCUGCAACUAAUUCCAGGCUUGCAAUGCUUUGGCUCCUCUGCUUGGAUCUUUGGCGAAAAUGUUUCGAACAAUGGGGAGGGUGGUGGGGAAGAACCCUGAUGUUUAAAAAGCAGUACAGCCUAAUUGUUGCUUGUUCUUUUCUGAACACUGUUUGAAAAGUAAAGCUGCUAUCAUGCUUCUAUUGUCUGUUAGUUGUUAGCCAUGCUGGAAAUACUUGCAUUGGAGGAUAGGGUAUGAGUUUGUGGAAUUAAAAAAAAUAUAAACUUGCCCAAGUUUUGCCUUGUAAUAAAUUGUGAGGUUGCGUUGCCUCCUCCCAGUACUAUGUUUUAGAGCUUAGGGGAAUGUAGAGCAAAAUCCUGGCUCCCAUUCCCAGGCUGUCUUUUAGCAUUGCCACUUGUUUCUGGCAGGGCUACUGUAGCUUCAGCAGUCAGACAUCCAACAGGUACAGCAUCUUCCCUAGUGUUUGAAGGUGUGGGGAUAAAAAUCUGUGGAUUUUUUAUAUCUUUCUACAGCAGUUGAUGGUACUUUUCCUGGGUGAUUCUUUGGUGGUCAAGCACUUGGGGGGGGGCAGAAGGGGGAUUUAAGAGUUUGAUCACCUUAGACUUUUAUACUGGCUUUGAGAAAUCUUUUUUGUAUUGUGUAUUUGAAUUUUGUUUUUGUAAGUUGCUUGGAUAUGUCUUGUGGAAAGCGAUCAAUAAACAAAACGCAUAAAUAAUCCUUACCAUGCAGCUGUUUAAUGGCACAAAUGCUUUGCCCCCCCCCCAAAAAAGUGGAAUAAAAAGACAUGCGGACUUUUAUUUGGAACCACAAUAUAGCUGGCCUUUCAUUUCUUUAACCCAUACACCAUCUAAGACUCACAUCGGUAUGCAGAAUUAGAUACUAUUCUCAUUGUCCUAAUCAGACACCUUAGUUUAGCAAGCCAAAAUGUCAUUUUAACAGGCAGUCCAUGUUUUCUAAACAUUCAUAUAAUGUGAGAGAUUAUGCAAAUGCAGUUUAUCUGUAGGCCUUUUAAGAACAACAACAGCAACAUCAUCAUCAUCAUCACCAUCAUCAUCACCACAACAACAACAUUUAGAUGCCUCCCAUCUGACUGGGUUGCCCCAGCUACUCUGGGCGGCUACCGGCAGAAUAUUAAAAACACAAUAAAACAUCCAACAUUAAAAACCACCUGAUACAGGGCUAUCUUCAAAUGUCUUCUAAAAGUUAAAUAGUUGUUUAUUUCCUUGACUUCUGAUGGGAGGGUGUUCCACAGGGCUGGCGUUACUACCAAGAAGACCCUCUACCUCGUUCCCUGUAACUAUAUUUACUGUUUCCAAGAUGCAUUUUGAAGGAAUAUGGAGGUGCUUUUAUUUGGCAAUUACUGGGAAAUUAGAGGGUUAUGGAGAUUCAGCCCUUGGAUGCCAUAGGUUUUGGCCAAUAAGUAACAGUCUUUGGCAAGACUGUGUAUGUUCUCGGCUGCUAAAAAAAAUGAAGAGUUCUGCAUCAAGAACCUCUCAGUCAUGCAAGUUUGCGUAUGUUUGCUUAUUUUACAACUUUUUUUCUUCCACUGGCUAAAGAAGGGAUAAGGAAUUGCACGUGCCUCUGAAACUUCACAUCUCCGCCAUAUGAAAGUCCACUUAGUUCUCUCCAUGGCUCCUUAGAUUUCACCAGGCACAUUCCAGCCUAGUUUUUGCAGUCUUGAGGAACAGAAGCUUGCUUCUUUUCCCCCCAAAAAAAGGAAAGCUGAGAUUAAUGGGACAUAGAAUUCUGUGUCAAAAUACCAACAUCUACAAAUGUCCCAUGCAUUUGUAGGAUGCCCAUAGCUGAGAGAGGGGGAGGGUGGGGAGCAGAACGGAUCCUGAAACUCCACUUCCUGGCCCUUAUGUUACACCAGACAUUGGUUGUGUCAUGUUUUGAAGCCGCAGGACUAGAAACUUAGUAUCAAAGAAAAUCGAAAUUCUUCUGAUGCCACCAAACAUCAAAAUCCAAGACAGUUUGAGCCUACAACACCAAUUCUGGUCCAGCUGUGCUGGCUAAUGGUUGCUGGAAGAAGAAGAGUUUGGACUUGAUAUCUUGCCUUUCACUCCCCUUAAGGAGUCUCAAAUCGGCUAACAUUCUCCUUUCCCUUCCUCCCCCACAACAAACACUCUGUGAGGUGAGUGGGGCUGAGAGACUUCAGAGAAGUGUGACUAGCCCAAGGUCACCUAGCAGCUCCAUGUGGAAGAGUGGGGAAGCGAACCUGGUUCACCAGAUUACGAGUCCACUGCUCUUAACCACUACACCACACUGGCUGGACUUCGGGAAGGAAGCGUGGGGACUCUGACAGGGUCCUUGAGUCCUCCCACCUCCUUUCCGAAGCCUAGUUAGUGCUUUCCCAGCUUUGGGAAGGAGGUUGAAGUGCUAUAGCACCCUGCCAGGGCUUCGUGCCUCCUUCCCAAAGCCCAGAGCCUCGCUUAGCUGGCUUUCGGAAGGCAAUGUUGGGGAGGGGAGGGAGCAUCAGAUUUUGGCUUUGCUUCCCCCCUUACAUGCAACAAGACAGUGCGCAGCCCACAGGUUCCAUGUCAAAGUGCUCUUGUGGCCCGCUUGAUCUGAAAAGUUGGGCUGCCCUGGUCUAGAGGAUGCUGAGCAAGAUGGACUAAGCCGGCUUCUCCUGUUUCUGAUGCAAUACAGUGGUACCUCUGGUUACGUACUUAAUUCGUUCCGGAGGUUCGUUCUUAACCUGAAACUGUUCUUAACCUGAACCACCACUUUAGCUAAUGGGGCCUCCCGCUGCUGCUGCAUCGCUGCGUGAUUUCUGUUCUCAUUCUAAAGCAAAGUUCUUAACCUGAGGUACUAUUUCUGGGUUAGUGGAGUCUGUAACCUGAAGCGUAUGUAACCCGAGGUACCACUGUAUAAGGCUAUUUCAUAGGUUCUGUUGUUGCGGAUGAAGCUACUGCUAAAGGCAGAGCUCAACAAGACAAUUUAAGUGCAGUGGUACCUCGGUUUACGAACUUAAUCUGUUCCGGAAGCCCGUGCUUAAACCAAAACUGUUCUUAAACCGAGGCACGCUUUCCCUAAUGAGGCCUCUCUCCGCCAGUGCCCUUCCACCGUUUGGAUUUUGUUCUUAGACUGAAGUAAAGUUCUCAAACUGGGGCACUAUUUCCAGUUUUGCUGAGUUUGUAAACCAAAUCGUUCUUAAACUGGACUGUUCUUAAACCGAGGUACCACUGUACUAGGAAUCUUAGAGGAGAAUGACUGUGCAAGGCCAUAGCAACUGUGGGCCCUAUAGCAAAGUCAUUGUUUGAGAUGGUAUUUGUAUGGUGCAUCUGGAGUUCCAACAGUGGUAGAUUCACGCAUGUGGCACAUGAUGUGUCAACCUUACUCAAUCUAAGGUGGUUUGGGCAUUGUCAGGGCUUGAAUGGGAGACUACUGGAGAACCAUGUGCACAUUGACAGACUAUACAUUCAAUAUCUAUAUUGUGGUAUGAAGUUAGCAGGACUGGAGAAAGCUAUUUUGCAGCCCCAUCUGUGAGCUUUUGGGAAUAUAGCCAGGAAGGGAAGAAUCAAGACCAGAACAAAUGCAAAUAAUGAUUUUGCAUGGGGCUUACGUUUGUCCUUUAAUUCAACACUGUUGAUGAUCACACUCACCACACAGAUGCCAUCACUGAUAAUUACCCUCUUGCAGAGCCCAUGGUGUGUUGAUACCCAGGCUUAGUUACCGGUCAAUGCUGGCAUUCAGUUCUUCCACAACUUUGCACCACGUGCAAAACAGAAUGAUUGCAUUUUGCAGGUUGCAGGGGGUGGCUCGGAGGGCAGACAACACAAGAUGGUGUGAUUAAGUUGACAAUUAUCCCAUGAUGUGCAUUAAGAGGGAUGGGUGGAGUAAGAAUAUAGUGGAAGAAUCAUCUAAUGACUGCAUAGCUUACAGCAGGGGUAGCUAAUGUCAUGCCUUCCAAAUGUUGCUGGACUACAACUCCCAUCAUCCCUGACCAUUGACCACGCAGUUGGAGUCCAACAACAUCUGGAGGGCACCACAUUGACAACCCCUGGCUAACCUUGGCAAUCAUUGCAAAUUUUGGAGAUGAGGUUUUUAAAAAGAGGCUCCAAAUAAGUGGAUUAAUUCAUGUUGGAAGCUAGGGCCGUGGAAGAGAAAUUCCAUUUGGUUCAUAUUUUAAUAUGUAAUCUGAAAUGCAGCUUUCUCUUUAAACUUGCACUUUUCUGAACAUUUCAGUGUAGUUUGCCAAACAAAAGAAGUGUACAAAAAUGUGUGUAUUAGGGGAAACUGCAUAUAUAAACUGCAUCUAUGUGGAAAUAACAUACAAACAUGCAUUACUGUUAUGUGAAAUGUGUGUUUUAGGCAAACUUGCAUACAGAAAUGUAUGUAUUGGGGGAAGCAUGCUAAAAUGUUGGCAAAUUUUGGAGAGGACUUAAUUGUAAACUGAUGCAGAAAUGUGGGAAAUGAGAAACUGGGAGAAAUCAAAAUUGACAGAUCCUUCCCUCCCUCCCUAGGGCUGGAUCUGCAUUAGUAUGUUUGAAUUCCGCCCAAUUCAAACAUACAGAUUCACUGUUAAGACGGUUUUCAUGGAAGACAAUCUUACUCGGCUACGAGGGAUCACUGAAAAAGAAGUAUGUUUGAAGGGCAAAAGGCACCCAUUGGCCCUAAGCAUCUUGGUUAUGUGUUUCCUGUUUAUGGGGGAUGCACUUGCCAGAGGGAGGCGAGUGGCUUCUCUGUGAAUCACAUCUUCCAUUUUCCCGAAAUUUAUCCCCACAUGGAGGGGUCCAUAGACUCUGGAUCAUAAGAGAGGACAUUCUGUGUUUUAACUUUGAACAAACUGCAAAACCUGGAUUUGAUGGCAAAAGGGUAUGGGGAGCAAGCAGGAGGUAGUUUAGGAUGUAUGGACAGGAGGAAAUAGCCAGGAAGCCUUUGCUUCACAGCAUAACAUCUGCACUGGAGAAAAGAUUUGCUUUCCGUUUUCCUGGAAAUCCCAAAGGCCAGCUUUUGCUUGCCGGUGAUUUAUGAAAGAAAAAACUUCGUUGCCAUAACUAAACGCAGGCAGAUUUAGUGCGGCCCUGUUUUUUAAGGAGCUAACCCUACACAUGAUGUGCAAAAUUGUGCAGUGUUUAUUGUUGUUGCUUUAAAUGAAAACCAGCUUGGGGAGGGGAUGAUUCUGAGUGGAGAAGCAGUGUGUGCACUCUUAAUGCUUUCCCCAUGCACCAAAACAGCCCCCCACAAACUAUUUUCUUAGGCUUGCGCACAAAAUGUUAGUCUUACAUAGAAUUCACCUGCUGAAAUAAAUGAACUUAAGUCCAUUGAUUUCAGUGGGGCUGCUCUGAGAUCACCUUUAGCCUGUGAUGGAGCCAAGAUGCCCCCUAUAACUUUUGGGCACACUCAUUUGCUUACUCCGACAGUGGCCCUCCAAAGGGAAGGGGCCAUUGGUCACUGAUGGAAUGUGUGCUUUGUAUACCUCAGGCGCAGACUCAAUCUCUGGUAUCUCCAGCUAAAGGAUCUUGGGUAGCAGACCUGGGAUUGCCAGCUGCACAAGACCUUUGAGAACCACUGUUACUCAAAUGAGACAGUCCUGGGCUGCAACGGAACUUGGUUUAAGGCACCUUCAUUCAUUCAAAACCACACAGCUGGCAAGACAGGAGUGCAACAGGAGUGCAUGUGCCUGACAAGUAUACCAAUAAUGGCACACAUACUGUUUCAUCACAUUCCCACGUUAUGUUGGGUGUACACCCAAACAAAAUUGUCCAUGUCUGAAGCAGCUCUUCAGAGCCUUUCUUGACUGUGUGCUUCCCUUUUUUCCCAGUUUUCAACAGAUGACCACAAUGCCGUAUCCACCAAUCUAAAAAUACUCUUUUGGCAGCGUUGCACUUGAAAUAAGGGAUGCUGAUUGCCGUGAUGUUCUGGAAUAUGGGGGAACCUUUUGCCAUUAAGGGCCAGAACGUAAAAGAGCAGUUAAAACUGGCAUUUCUGGUGCAUGCCUGAACCCCUGGGCUUUCAAAUUCUCGAUAUCAUAUUUGCAGCCUGCCUUCUAUUCAAAUUGCUGGGGGUGGGGAGAACAGCUUUUAUGUGUGCAUGUGUUUUUAAAGCAAAGGAAAUGCCGACUUGUGUGGUGUGAGCGGAACAGGACCACAAAGGCCGGAAACACAGGCGCAUGGGCUAAUGCAUGAGACGCUUCUGGCAGUAUCAGCUGCAGGGAUAGUUGCAGACCUAGGCAUACAUGCUAGAAGAAAGCCAGUCCUGUUACACUCAGUGGGUCUCACACCUUCAAAGGUGUGUUUCAGGUUAGGCUGCUAAAGUGGGAAAGGAGAUCUCUGCUCAUGGCUGAUGUUCUCAAAGAGGGGUGGUCCUCCAGAAACGUUGCUGGACUGGUCUCACAGAUCUACAGCAAGGCCAAUGGUCAGAAAUGAUGGGAGCUGGAAUCCAGCCUUGUAUGGAGGGCUGCAAUCCCCCCUCUCCACCUUUUUAGAUCAUUCUGAAACCACGGGCAAACAAAGCUUUGUGACUCAGGGUGAGAUGAUGAGGGUGUAGUCUCAGGGAUUAUCUGAUGAUUUUUGGAAUACAAGAAUUGUUGUGCUGGGAUCUGACUGAUGGUCUGCCCAGAACAGAUCACUAGCAAAUGUUUUUUUCAAACAGUAGCUAGUCAGAUACCAGUGGGAAGUUCACAAGCAAAGGAUCAUAACCCCGUCUAGCCCUGCUGUUAAUCCCCUAGGGAGGUGACCAGAUGCAAAGGAGGAUAGCAUCCCAUGCCUUUAACAAUGGUGAAGAAGAGGGUUUUUUCUCUCUGCAGGUGCAGCUACACAUGCAGAUGUGUCUCUGCUGAAAUCCCCUCUUCUAUAUAUCUAUUAAAGCAGGGAGGGGGAAAGUGGUGGGCCCUCAGCACUGGCUAGGGUUGACGGGAGUUUGAGCCCACCAGCAACAUCUGGAGGACUACAGGUUCCUCAUUGCUAUGUUAAAGGAAUAGGUAUCUGCAGCCUUCUUUUGCAUCUGGUUAGGGCUGCUCAGUUGCAACUCAAGUUCCCCCCUUUACAUUUUCCAUCUGCUACUGUAUUUUGGGACCUGCUAUGGAUAUAUCACACAACAAGCUAGCCAGGGAGAGGACAUCUAUGUGGGCAAAUAUUCCGGGAAAGAAAGGGUAGGAAAAGCCACAGUCACCCUGUGUUGUGUCUUGGACCCACUUAAAAGCAAAUGGAAGAAUUGCUGGGUUGCAAUCCAGGAAUGCUAUAUAUGGACACCUCAGUCACUGGGCUUUGUUAGUCCACCGUGAGCAUACUGCCUUUCAACAAGGAGGUUGCGCUUUUGGCAAUCGUGGCCAUUAGUUCUGUGCUUUCUUGCUUGUGGCUAUCAAACUGCCCUGUGGCAACAACUUUCUUAAAAAUCCCACAGCAGUGGUUCUUAGUUGAGUUGGGGAGUGGCUGAUCCACAGCCCUGAAUCUUCUACUCUGUUCUGCACCCCUUCCAACCAACACUCACAUGCCUCUCCAGACACAUCUUCUGUCUGCUUUUCUAGAUACUGCUCCUAUUCCUUCGCCAUCUGAGCUGUUAAUGGAAGAGUGCUUAGCUAGCCAAACCAGCCCUUAUUUUGUCAGGGAGGUUGGACCUGUGGCCCUCCAAAUGCUGUUGCCCCACAGCUCGCAUCAUCGUUGGCCACUGGCUAUGUUGGCUGGGGGUGAUGGGAGCUGAAGAAUGCCUGGAGGGUUACAGGUUCCCCACCCUGUCUUAGCUCCAGUAGUUCCACAUGUGAGCACAUAACAGCCAAUCCUUGCCAGCAUCACAGUAAACCUAUCCGAACACUUGAAUCAGCUACAACCCUUCUAGCCCUUGGAGAAGAGCUUUAGGAGGCAGCUAAUAUUUGUUGAGGCAACAUUAGGGCUCAACUUCAGCCUGAUCCAUGGCUGCUUACACGUGGGAUGGGCAGACUCUGUCAGUUUUGGUGUCUCUCAGUUUCUCAUUUUCCCAAUCUUAAGUUCAGUUCUCCUCUUUUCCACAUCAGUCUGAAAUUUUCUUUUUAAAGAAAAAAGUCCCUUUGAAAAUUUAUCAGCAUCUUUAAUUUCUCUGCAUAUAUAGACGCUUGCAAUUUUCCUUAACAUACACAUUAUUGCAAAGUGAUUUCCCCCAAUGCAGUGCACCCCUCCCCCUACUAAUAUAGUUACCCUAGUUUUGCAAAAUUCAGAGAGGUGUGAAUUUUGAAGGUCAGUGCUGUUUUGUUUUGUGUACGGUUUUGGAAAGUGUGAAUGGGGUAGAUUCGUCUUUAAAUGUGAACCGAAUCAAAUUCUUCCUCCACCCCUAAGCAAGGCACACCCACAGACAGACCAAAGUGGGGCUGUACUUUGACCCCCAUACCUGACAUUUCACCUGCCUUUCCUAACCACCAUGCAUUGCACACAUUUGUCUGUAGAGAUAGGCCAACACAUGGGCUUCUCCUGACAUGCAGGGCCUCCACGUGAUUAGGACCCCUUGCUGUGUGGGUGCCCUGAUCACGCAGAGCCUCUGGCAUGCAAGGAGGAGCUCGUGUGUUGGCUUUUUUUAUAGAGCAACCACACACAAAGCACAGUUGUUGGUGUUUUUAAAAAGGAGAAGAUUGGACAUCAGAGUUGCAGCACAGUUCCACUCUGGUCUAUAUGCAGGUAUGUCCCUUAUGCUAGUCUUGCAGAUGUAGAGGCUUAUGGGUGCCUUGAUUCUGUGCUCUUACUAUGUAGAUAUGAACCCUCCUGUCUAUGUUUAUUCUAUUCUGUGAUUAUUCCGUGUAGGUGCAGGAACUGGAACUGCAUACUGAGUUUAGAGACUUUCCACUUUCUUUGAGGGCUGGCUGAGGUGGGGAAACAAGCCCACCUUGUUUCCAGUGUGGUGUAGUGGUUAAGAGCGGUGGACUUGUAACCUGGGGAACCGGGUUCGCUUCCCCGCUCCUCCACAUGCAGCUGCUGGGUGACCUUGGUCUAGUCACACUUCUCUUAAGUCUCUCAGCCCCACUCCCCUCACAGAGUGUUUGUUGUGGGGGAGGAAGGGAAAAGGAGAUUGUUAGCCACUUUGAGACUCCUUAGGGUAGUGAUAAAGCGGGAUAUCAAAUCCAAACUCUUCUUCUCUUCUUCUUCACCUUCCCAGCCCUUAAUGACACGAAGAGGUUUGAAAGGUGACAAAUGGUGCAAUUUCAGAGGCAGUGGGAGGCGGGUACAGUGUUUGAAAUGGGUAGAGGUGGAGCUCCUGUGCUUGGUACAUCUCUGUGCCCUGCCGCUUAGAUAGCAGAAGCAGAAUCUUAUGAAAUAUCAAGAGCAUGCAUUCAUGUGCCUCAUCUGUACAGCUGAUGGGAAUCCAGCUUGUCUCUGUGCAAAAGGAAUUUUGCUGCUGCAACUUCCACUGCAGAAUGUACCUGGCCUUGCCUAGGUGCUUUUAAAUAUGUCGGGUUCCCUCCACUCAGGCCUGCGCUUGGAGCUGUUGUUUCAUCAGUGAUGUAGACCAGGGGUCAGCAAACCUUUUCAGCAGGGGGCUGGUCCACUGUCCCUCAGACCUUGUGGUGGGCCGGACUAUAUUUUGAGGGGAAAAAUAAUAAUGAACAAAUUCCUAUGCCCCACAGAUAACCCAGAAAUGCGUUUUAAAUAAAAGCACACAUUCUACUCAUGUAAAAACACCAGGCAGGCCCCACAAAUAACCCAGAAAUGCAUAUUAAAUAAAAGCACACAUUCUACUCAUGUAAAAACACGCUGAUUCCCAGACCAUCUGUGGGCCAGAUUGAGAAGGCGAUUGGGCCGCAUCUGGCCCCUGAGCUUUAGUUUGCCUACCCCUGAUGUAGACCAAAAGCUUACUUCUGAGGUGCUGCAGGCUCCUCCCCUUCCUGGCUCUCUGCCAGGCCCUGAUCCAGGCAAGCACUUCUGUGCAGCUCCCUCUUCUGAGUUAACUGAUGUGCAGCUAGCUGAGGGGUUUGGUGGGGGUGCUGAGGAGUCUGCCUUGGGUCUGUGGCUCUGGGAGAGAGCCAGCUAGGACUCCAGGCACCGCUCCCUGAAAUCUCAGUCAGAUGGGACUACUCUUAAGAAGGCCUCCACAGAAGAUCUGAAUUCUGGGGAGGCAAAUAUGGGAAGAGUUUGCAUCACUCAAAGCCCUGUGUCCUAAAUAUCUAAGGGAGCGCCUCCUACUCCUGGUGAGUAGGAACCAGGAGAGGUCUAGCGCUGGGUUCCUUUUCUUGGCUUGCUCCUUAAUUUAAGAUGUGAUUAUUUUAUUAGGUUUCUAGAACUCUAGUUUAGAAUGCUUUUGAGUCCCUUUAGUAGAGAAUACAGCUAAUAAGCCUCUAUCGGUGGGGGGGGGGGGGAUGAAUGAAUGAAUGGAUCUAACCCGCUCCUUUGCCCCUGACCAGAAUGAAUAACAGUUAAACCAUUCCAGACAGAAGCUGAUGUGACUAUUUUCCAGAGUUUCCCAUCACUGGGUCUCCACAAGCUCCCUUGGUAAUUUGUUCCAUUGCUUGGCUAUUAUUAUGGUUGGAAAAUUUCUGCUGACAUUUUUUGAGCUAAAUCUUUCCUCCUGCAGUUGGAGUUCAUUCUCCUUUGCCACACAGGAAAGGGGGUGUGAGCGCAGCCCCCACAGUUGCUGCUGCCACCCUCCAAGUGCGUCACUCUGAUGUCCCCUCUGCCUCUUUUUUCUUCUUGCCUUUGUCAACUGAGGUGGUUGUGGAGGAACUGCACUUUCCACCUGGUGUGCCACAGUCUCUCACCUGCAGCAGAGUGUGACAUGCAGGGGCUGAGCUCCCUGAUCUGAGCUCCAUCACCCCACAGAGCAUAUAUAUGGGCUGUGUGCUUUGUGGUUGUCUUUUUAGAUGCCAGUUUCUAUCCCUUAAGGAUGCAGAGAUAGGCUUGAAAGUGUCUUAGGUGAUGGCUUUUAAAACUCAAGGUAGGAGAGGAAAGGGUGGGUUACAAUAGACGUAGUUCUGACCCUCCCUUUGGCUCAUCCAAAACAUGAAUGACGUGUUUAAACUAAAUUCACUCAGUUGUUGGCCAUUUUCCCCUACAGGCUUCAAAAUCUAGCUUGGUACAUAAUUCAAACUACUUAGUAGGGAACAUUUAUAUUCUUAGUACAGAGUAUUUAUUUAUUUACUGAUUUAUUCUCCACCCUUCCUCCCCAGAGAAUCCCAAGCAGCAAACACAUACACAGUUUAAAAACAAAGCAAAAAUAUGUUUAAAUAGUCAAAACAUUCUAAAAGCAAUUACAAUUAAAAACAUGUAAAAGCAGCUAAAAACAUUCUUCCGUUCAGGGAUCAUAGGAUUGCUAGGAAUGGUAUUCUUCAGUCACCAAAUGCCUGGGUAAAUAGGAAUGUUUUCAAAUUCCUCCUGGAAGUGAAUAAUGAUGGAGAAAGACACACCUUGCUAGGAAGGGCCUUCCACAACCAGGGAACCACCACUGAAAAGGCCCUGCUAGUACCAUUACGUGCCUGUAUCUAAAAAUAUAAGGAGCAAUAUAGUAAUAGAUAAGAGCAGUUUCUGCCCAUUUUCCAGUCCUCUGACAACUAAGUUAUGCUGUGAACCUGGGACUAGUGAGCACCCACAGAAGCAAUGCAUCCUGGGAUACCAUCCCUGGAAGCAAAUGCAACCAGACAUGAGAGCUUUCCCCAACCUGGUGCCCUUCAGAAGUAGUUGGAACUCCCAACUCCCAGCAUGGCUGGUGACCAGGAAUGAUGGGAAUCAAAGUCCAUAACAUCUGUCAGGCCACAGAACAGGGAAGUCUGGAGCAGUUGCUUGUCAUCUGAAUGCUUGAUAGCAGCAGGUGCCAUCGCUUUUUUUGUUGCCGCAAGAAAACAUGGCAGUCGGGGAACGUCGUGUCUGAUGCUCUAGCCGUCAAGGGAGCUCUGUUCUAACCUGCCGAAUGACACUUAGCCUCAGGGGUUCCAAAACUCUCAUCACCGUUUCCCAGGAUUACCUCAGUGUCUUGCUACCUGAGCUUGAAGCCUCCAGAUCUGAGGAAAUUCCGCCCAGCUUGGUGUCUGCCGCCUUCUCAAACAUAUAAAACCAGUGUUCAACACCUUUCAUGGGCUUGCUCUAUAAAACACAGUCUAGGUCAAGGUGAGUGUCUUUAUAUUUUGGGUAGCUCCCAUCACAGGAUGCACUGUGGAUUUUAAAGAGGACUUUGGAGUGGUGCUCCUGCUCGCUGGGCAAAUGAGACCCCAUUGUAUCAAAGGAAGGAAAAAACAAACAAACCCUUUCUCCACCCAAGAUACAGAGCCUUUGAAACAAGGCCGUUCCUAUGAUGUGGUCCUCUAUAAAUUGUUGGACUGCAACUCCCAUCAUCCCUUACAAUUGGCCAUGCUGGCUAGGGCUGAUAGGAGGUGAAGUCCAUCAACAUCUGGAGGGCCACAGGCUCCACCAUCUCCUGCAUGCACAGACACAGAGAGCCAUAAUAAUAAUAAUAAUAUAUAAUGAUAAUUUAUUAUUUAUAUGCCACCCAUCUGGCUGGGUUUCCCCAGCCACUCCGGGCAGCUCCCAAUCAAAUAUUAAAAACACAAAACAGCAUUAAACAUUAAAAACUUCCCUAAACAGGGCUGCCUUCAGAUGUCUUUUAAAAAUAGGAUAGUUGUUUAUUUCCUUGACAUCUGAUGGGAAUGUGUUCCACAGGGCGGGCGCCACUACUGAGAAGGCCCUCUGCCUGGUUCCCUGUAACCUCACUUCUUGCAGUGAGGGAACCGCCAGAAGGCCCUUGGAGCUGGACCUCAGUGUCCAGGUUGAACAAUGGGGAUGAAGAUGCUCCUUCAGGUAUACUGGGCCGAGGCUGUUUAGGGCUUUAAAGUUCAGCACCAACACUUUGAAUUGUGCUCGGAAACGUACUGGGAGCCAAUGCAGGUCUCUAACUGAGCUCCAAGAAAAGAGAAAUUCUGUGCUCCACCUAAUUUAAGCAAAUAAUUGUGAACCCAAAUCUGCUCAGCAUUUUAAACCUUCUCACCUUUUUAACCAAGGAAUUGUGAAUUCUUCAACCAGUAUGCAGGGGCUCACUCCUUUUACUCAAAGUCUUACUCUACGGUUCCUCAGUAGACACUGUACAGGUCAUGUCAGGAACACGUUCCUCCAUCCAACCUUUGAGAGCUCUGCCUUGACAUCUUCUCCCUUUGCAAAUCCCUAGCCGUUGUAGAACUAUGGCUGCUAGUUCUCAAGUCCCAUUGUGCACGUUUCAUCUAAGUGAAGUUUCCUUUGGCAGGUAGCUCUGGGACGCCGAUGGCUACUAGAGUCAUAUAGGUGAUCCUGAAGGCAGUGGACUACAUCAGCCUUUCCCAGUCUUGGGAUGCUGUUGGACUACAGCUCCCAUUAUCCCUGACUGAAGACCACGCUGUCCGGGGAUGAAGGGGCUUGCAGUCAUCUAGAGACCCAAGACUGGGAAACACCGGCACUCCUGUAAUUGAGCAACAGUACCAGGCCCUGCUGCCAGUAGUUGUUGGGGCUACUCUAGAACCAGAAACCUUUGUUUCAGUGCAUGUGGCUGCCCUUUGUGGUGAGGUAACAGGCCUGCACCCUGGAACAUCUUACCUGGCAGUGAUGUGUUCUCAGGGAUCAGGAGUGGCCAUCACCUACCCAUCCUGUCCUUUGGGCCCUCCUGGACAGGAAGGGAUAUAAAUGGCUUCCUGUUUGGCCUGGAGCUUUUCCUGAGCAACAUGGCCUUCCUGGCUCUGGAGCAUUUCUGUGUGUCCCUUGGCUCUGACUCCCUGGCUCGACUCCUGGCUUACCUCUGACCUCUGUCCCAGGCCUGCAUGCUGGGCAGUGUCACAAUGAGAGCGAAACUAUCUUUGUAAGCCAUCUUGAGCUGUGGGAAAGUGGCAGAAAGUAUCAUUUAAAAAUACACAUGCAUGUAAUAAUAAUAAUAAUAAUAAUAAUAAUAAUUUAUUUGUACCCCACCCAUCUGGCUGGAUUUCCCCAGCCACUCUGGGCAGCUUCCACAGAGACCAAAAAUACACUAAAAUGUCACACAUUAAAAACUUCCCUGAACAGGGCUGCCUUAAGAUGUCUUCUGAAUGUCAGGUAGUUGUUUAUCUCUUUGACAUCUGGUGGGAGGGUGUUCCACAGGGCGGGCGCCACUACCGAGAAGGCCCUCUGCCUGGUUCCCUGUAUCUUUGUUUCUCACAGUGAGGGAACCGCCAGAAGGCCCUCGGCGCUGGACCUCAGGGUCCGGGCAGAACGAUGGGGGUGGAGAUGCUCCUUCAGGUAUACUGGGCCGAGGCCGUUUAGGGCUUUAAAGGUCAACACCAACACUUUGAAUUGUGCUCGGAAACGUACUGGGAACCAAUGUAGGACUCUCAAGACCGGUGUUAUGUGGUCUCGGCGGCCGCCCCCAGUCACCAGUCUAGCUGCCGCAUUCUGGACACAUGCAUGUACACAUGCAUGUACACAUGCAUACACACUUAUACGUGCAAUCCCACAAGGAACUGAGAAUUCGUUUGGUGUGUUGGGCCAGUGGGCUGAUGCCCCAUUUUGGCAUUAUAUGGUAAUCGCAGCAGGGACAAUGGCUGGCUCUUUCCUACCUUACGUGUCUCUCCAGAAGGUAUCAGAAGCUUUGGGCCUAAUAAACCCUGCAUUUUUCUCUCCCUGCCUCCCAGGCUUCUUGCCUAUUAAUGUCCAGCUCACUGAAGGGAAGGGCCUGGAGACCUGGCCUGGCUGAAGCUUUACAGCUUCUUCCAACCUGGCAAUUUGUGGCUUGAGUUGUUACCAAAAUAAAAAAAGCUUGUUCUAUUACGAGGGCAGAAAGUAACCAUUGUGCAAGGCAGGGCUUUCAAUUAUGAGGGGCCUAUAUUUAGCUCUGUGUGGCCCUGCCUGCUGGAAGCAGAUAGACAGUAGUUGCACCUUAGACAGGGUGUGGAGAAAAUAGAUAGAUCCUCCCCGCCCCCCGGCUGCCUCCCUUUCCCGUAAGAACUCAGGGUCACCUUGUGAGACUUGAAAACAGCUUGCUCUCCAUUAUGGAUGCUUCCCUGCAAGGCGCAACACGGCUGCUGGCAGAAGUGGCUGGGGAUUAUGGAACCUGCUGUCAGAGGUUGGGUGUGCUCUCUGUGCCCCAAGAACCUGUCGCAGAAUCCUCUGCAGUGCGCAGGGCUUCCUGGUCAGGCAAGCCAGUGUGGAAAAGGGUUCCCUGAAGGAGAGAAGUCUGAACAUGAAAAGCCCCAUCGUAUGAGUUGCCUGACGCAUGAUGCCGGGCUGGCCUAAGGUCUCAGCUGACAGUACAUUUUGCUCAGUUCAGUCCCUUUGGGUAUUUAAAUGCCACUGGCAGCAGAAGCCUGCAAGGAAGGGUUUUAAAGGUGGGAGGAAGUGGGAACAGUGUACUCGCCCUUGAGUACAGCAACAACCUGGUAUGGAGAGCUUGGAGGUGAUGGCAAGGCGUAUAGUCAUAGCAAACUAACAUGGAUAGAGAAAUUAAUUAUGUGAGUGUUAGUUCUUAUAUCGCCUGACACAGUGACACCAUCCACCAAUAAAGGGCUUGUGGAAACUCACAGUUUGCAGAAGUACAAAGGGGGGGGAGGAGCCUAAAUUGAAGGGGAUCCUAAACAGACCUAAAGGGACUGAGAAUGCUUAGUGGCCACAGAAUGCUGACCGUGUUAUGCAGGGGUAGAGAGAUGGAAAACCAAGUUGGAAUUGAAUGGAUUAUCUUGGAAAGCUGAGUAAGAGCACUCCACACAACAACAUUUCGUUGCAGCCCCCACUUGUCUUUCCAGAGUUAACAAGUGUUUUUCAUUCUCAAAAUUGGUCUGGGAAUCAUACCAUGUGAUCCAGAAGUUCUUCUUCCGGGUAUAUGUGAGAUGGUAUUUCAUUCUGUUUUUAAGUGGCAAAGGAAAUGUAUUUAGCACAUGCUCAAAUUAACUCAUCCCACCGCCUGCUUUUUUUUUUUACUACAUAUGUAGAGCUGCACAUAGGCUUUGAAAGGUUCCAGGAACAACUAUAAGCAAAGCCUAGCAAAAAUUAAGCAUUAUAUUUACCCAGCACUGUUUCUGUCCUUUUAUCAUUCUCCUUUCCAGGCAGCCACUGAAUUGAUCAUAAAUUCAGAUCUAGCUAGCCAUUCUGAUAGGCUGGGGAAGGCGUAACUAUUCUCCGUUUAGCAAUCAGCUUAUUCAUCCUGCAGUUUGCCUUGCAACUAUAGAUUGUCAGUCUGUUGGCCUGGAAGUGCUAUUUUUUCUGUGGUGCCCAGUAAUUUUAGAUGAUUAAUAAAUAAUCAACAAAGGUUCUCCAUCACCUUCCUUCCCAGGGACUCAUAAAAUGUCUCUGGCCACAUAGGGCAAAAGUUGUGAUUGAGGAAUGGAAGAGGAGACGACUGCAUGGCUGUUUGAAUUCCCCUGGAAGUUCAUGCACUUUAAGCAACUGAUGGACCUGCUUUGGAGUGUAUAUAGUCAUUUUUGCUCAGUUAACCUUGAGUAUAGCCCACAAGAGGGAUGCUGGUGGCGCUGUGGGUUAAACCUCAGAGCCUAGGGCUUGCCGAUCAGAAGGUUAGCGGUUCGAAUCCCUGUGACGGGGUGAGCUCCCGUUGCUCAGUCCCUGCUCCUGCCAACCUAGCAGUUCGAAAGCACGGCAAAGUGCAAGUAGAUAAAUAGGUACCGCUCCAGCGGGAAGGUAAACGCCGUUUCCGUGCGCUGCUCUGGUUCGCCAGAAGUGGCUUAGUCAUGCUGGCCACAUGACCCAGAAGCUGUACGCCGGCUCCCUCGGCCAAUAAAAGCGAGAUGAGCGCCGCAACCCCAGAGUUGGUCACAAGCAGAACCUUUCAUGGCUAGUACUGGUGUGGUUGCCAGCCAACUGGUUUUAACCGGGUCUGAGCAUGUUGUCCAAACUACAGGAGAGAGAAAUUCUCAUGUGCACAAAGAUAUAAUGCCAAAAAAUCACUUAGUCACAGAGCAGAAAGAGCUCAAAGUGCUAUGUUUUGUAGUGCCUCUGAUGGAAGAUUUUAACUGCAACAUGUUCAGCUGAAUAAAAUUAUUUCAUGCCCCUUGGGGGACUCUUUCUCCUUUUGCUCCUCUAUCGGUGCCUUCUUUCCCUUGUUCCUGAGCAAGAUGUUGACCUCUAGAUAUGUUUCCUGUUUAUUUCCUUUCCCUUUGCUUGAGUUUUUGGCAACGGGCUAUUUUAUAAAUGAACGAACAUGUGUAAAUGAGCCGUUUUCCCCACUUUAUACGAGAUGGUGGCAACCGCAGAUAUUGUCUGUGGAAGUGGUGUCUCUGCUUGAGCCCUUCUGCUGCAUGGUAUGGUAUUCAGGAAGGAGUGAAAGAUGAAGAAGCCAUUGACUUGGAAGGAAUCCAAAAUUACAGCAGUGUACGCAUUUAAAGCACAUCCUGUCCCGCAAGAAUUCUGGGAAGUGUAGUUUGUUAAGAAUGUUGUGUUUUGUAGCUCUGUGAGUGGUAAACCCCAGUUCCUGGGAUUAUUUCAGGGGUGUGCGAUUUCAAUGCACGGUGUGUACACAGCAUACAUGUGUAGACCCUGGAUGUUUUGGCCCUCGCCAUGCCGUAGUGUUGUCAACAGAGGAGUGUGGUAAUACAGCGUAGCUCCUGAUAUCACUGGAAGGACUCGGCAGGGAAGGCGCUCUUCUUAAGUGGCAGCAGUACAACAACAACAACAGGUAUUAAGGCAAUGUGUCCCCGGGUUAGAAUGAAGCAGACACUCUGAAAUUAACGCGGAGUGCUUCUGAUGUGUUUUGAGAUUAAAGUUGGCAGCUCUGUGGGGGUGGUUUGAACUUCUUACUACAAUAUUUCAUGUCACUUGGCUACACAAGCUUAUUCCGCAGUAAGUCACUGUGCUUAUUUUGCAUUUAUUUAAGAUCAAAUACAGUGGUACCUUGGGUUAAGUACUUAAUUUGUUUCGGAGGUCCGUUCUUAACCUGAAACUGUUCUUAACCUGAAGCACCACUUUAGCUAAUGGGGCCUCCUGCUGCCGCCGCGCCGUUGGAGCACGAUUUCUGUUCCCAUCCUGAAGCAAAGUUCUUAAACCGAGGUAAUAUUUCUGGGUUAGCGGAGUCUGUAAACUGAAGCGUAUGAAACCUGAAGCGUAUGUAACCCGAGGUACCACUGUAAAGGACCUUGAGAGACAGGGCAUGGCCUGAGGAGAGGCCUGAGGAACAGACAGAAGGCUACAUAGGCUCCCGAGUCUGAAGUUCCCCAUCCAUUGAAGUUCUCCAUUUCAUUGCUGUUGAACUCCAACUUGUACAUUUUCUGCCUUUACACCAGGUGUGUGGAACCUUUGUCCCUCCAGAUGUUGCUGAACUGCAACUCCCAUCAUCCCUAGUCAACAACUUUUGGAGCGUCUUGGCAACCCUAGAUGCACAUGUGUGGACAUCUAGAGCCAACCUAGUUGUUAUGUUGUGUUAAAGAAGGAAGUGUAUCUCUAAGCCUUUUCUCAGCACAAAUUCUUCAGAGGCACAGACCCCCAUAUUGUGUCCAUAUGUUUCCCCUUCUGUGAGUAGCAGCAGCUCCAGGAGGGAGGGAGAUUUGGAUUGGGGAAACAGCAUUAAACCCACCGUCCCCACUGCCGUGACUCUGAUCCACGUUGCAGGAGUCCCUCAACAGACAAUCCGAUGUGCAAUGUGCUCCCUGCAGGCAGAAAGUUUGAACACUGUUGCUCUAGAGCGAGGACGUUCUCUUGGGUUUCCAUGUUUAUUUACGUGCCACAGGCAAACCUUGUUCUCAUUUCAGCCCCUGGCAUGAGAGGUAGCCUGGGGCAGGCGGACCAGGAAGAGGGAAAACCUAACAGAAACUGGAAAUGGUAGCUAAGCGUUGUUUACAAGGCUGGCAGAUCUGGAAGGAGAGAUAAGAAUGGGUUCCUUUCCUCUGCCUGAUGGGAUGGGGGGCGGGGUAAAACGCCAAGGCUCUGCCCAAAUCAGCUUUUAAAAGUGUGCGCGCACACACACGUACGUGCACAUGGAAGGCUGGGGGAGGAGUAAAAAAAAGAAGAAGAGGGAAUGGGGUGUAAUUUUAGCUCCUUGAAAGCUGAUCUAGUUCAGGAAGAGCUAAAAGGAGGAGAACAGGAGGUAAACAAAUGAGGUUGUAUGUGGCAGGCGGAUGGUGGGGGGACACUCAGUCCAGCUGGCUUGAGUUAACAUGCUCUUUCAUUGUCUGGGCUUUUUGGAGGUGAAGUUACAGCUCUAGAGUUCAAGCCAAGCAACACGUGGGGUGUGUGGGGGUGGGCUGGGUGGGGAGGAGUUGAGCUUCAGAUGAGAUUUUGUGCGCUUGCCCUGAGCACAUGUGCAAAAGGCGGGUGGCGAGUAGUUUUCUCCUGCCUCCUGGUUUCUUGUUCUUGUUUGUAUUCUGAUCUGAAUACAGGCCCAGGGCUGGGUAUACUCUGUGUGCAAAAUUUGGUAUCUGCCCCAGAAUCCAGAGGCCCUCCAUUCCUCCAAGAUUCUAGCCCUUGCGGUUGGCGAAGCAGGCUUGAGACCUUAAAAGAGCCUUCACAACCAGGAAAAUGAGCAAACGUUCUGUUAGCUAGCCUGUGCCCCUCCUCAUCCUUUUCCUUGCAAGAAGAAUUUAAGUGAAAAUUACAUUUUCAGACUUUAUUCCAGGUGCAGAUUUUGGCAGAGAAUUUGUUUUUAGAAAAGCAAAAAACACAGAGCAUUCUUGAGCCUCCCAUGGGAGACUGGUAGCUUUGUCGACCAAGAGCCUUGGAAGGGGUUACUAGUCAUCCAGGGAUCAUUUACUUACCUUAUUUACUUAGUCUCUUUGACAGCACACACAGAUUCACACUUGAAGUCUCCCUGUUCUCUCCCUUCUUGUUCUGCCUUCUCUUUCCAGCAGCAACAGACUUUGCCACUUUACAAGGACACGAUGACUUACAAAGUUCAUGGCGGGGAACGUGUUUCCUAAUAGUUUGGCAUUGCGCACAGGAGAGUUGGGAGAGUUGCUGUGUAACAUGGAGACAUCUGCCCCUGGAAUCAACUUGGUAGCAUGGCCUGCCUGGCUCCCACAGUUGUCCCUGUCAUCCAUAUGGAGAAAUGGUGGAGGGAGCGCGGAGUAGACCAGAGACUUCAAUGCAUGCAGACUGCGGAACUCAGCUGAGCGCAUUCAGCCCCCCAGAUAAGGAUUAUGCAGAUGGCAUCUCAGCUAAAAGCUAGCAAAUGAAGAUGGGGAGGAGGGUUAUUUCUGAGCUGUUGCUUUAAUACUUUCAACCUGCCUGUUUUGUCAAAUAAACCAUGGUUUAUCAUGACACGUAUAAUAAGGUUACCAGAUUUUUUUCAAAGAAUCCGGGUACACCUUUUUUUUUGAAAAGAGGAAAAAAAGUUAUUUUUUAAAAAAAAUAUAUUAAGUAAUAUCUUCUUUUCUGUGGUCUCUGUCGCAUGGCCUUCCCCUGGGCCCUGGCCUGCUCUCUUGGAGCGCUAGCCGCCGUGGAGAAGGCUUGGGUCUGGCCUGGGCUCGACCACCUGUCCUUGCCCUCCUGGUGCUCUCCUACCUCUCCUCUUCAGCAGUGCGGCAAGGUCAGGGCUCCCCUCUUUUUUCUCCUUCCUCUUUCUCUCUCUUCCUUCUCCUUCUCCUCUCCUACUUCUCCCUGCAUCGGCUCCAGGGUUUUUACUGGCCCUGGAGCACCGCUGGGCAGUCGGCCGGUUGGCCGGGCGCUCUCGCUCUCAGCUCGAUUUGGGUCAUGGGUGUGUGUGUCAGCGGUUCCCCCGGCUGAUGUGCCGGGCAUCCCUGGUUCCCCCUCGGUAGUGGCGGUGGUAGCGGCAGUCUCCGCAGCCCGGAGCCAGCCUGGUAGCGCACUUGGCUUUGGCUGGCUUCAGGAGCUGCUCGCUGCCGUGGCAUCCGCCAUUUUGCCUCACCGGAAGUUCCCGUAUGAUGUGUCUUGUGCCGUUGAACCAAUCACGCAACAUUCAUUGCCUACUAAUAAAUCUACAACACUUAAAAUAUAAAUCCGGGAACAUUAAAUGAAAUCCGGGGGCAUUCCGGGGACAGAUUUUGCCCGGGGACAGAUUUGUUAAUCUAGGGACUGUCCCCAGGAAACAGGGAUGUCUGGUAACCAUAACGUAUAAGCUGCAACAAGCCAAGGGCUCACACCUUCCCUUCUGCCCACCUGACUAAGAAGAGGACUCUGGAAGCAUUUAGUUUCAGUUUCCCUUAGACCAUGGGUAGGCAACCUAAGGCCCGGGGGCCAAAUGUGUCCAAAUCACCUUCUCAGUCUGGCCCACGGAGGGUCCAGGAAUCAGCGUGUUUUUACAUGAGUAGAAUGUGUCCUUUUAUUUAAAAUGCAUCUCUGGGUGAGAAACAUCUUGGUUCCAUCCAUUGACCAGACGACUGUUGGAAUCCUGGAAGCCAAGACCCAAGUUUGGGGCAAGUACUCUUUGGUCAGAGAACCCCAGCAGAGAUUUAACAUCACAAAACACGCAGCAAAGGAAAGCGUGAAGAUAUACUGUAGGCUGUAAACCUUUUAAAAAUGUGCCAUUGCAGAGAGUCCCAAAAUGUCCCCCUUUAAAAGCUCCAUCCAAGCUAUCCCACUUUCCUAGUGUGGAGCUAGACCAUACGUUUGGUAAGUCAUAAAAUGGUUUACUUACAAAACACUUUAAAGGUCUGAUUCAUGUGCUUUUCCAUACAGCGUCAGAUAAGAUGCACAGGCAGUCAAAAUGUUCCUUAGUUACAAAAGGCAAAAGUUUCUAAACUACUGGUGUAGAAAAACACUAGUUUCAGACUCUGUUCUGCUCUGAAACAAAAGAGGCUGUUUAAAGCCAUGCAGCUGGCUGGAGCAACCAGCUUAGAGCUCCUUACAUAUUGAAAUCCACAUGGAGCAAGAACCUUACAAGGACCAAGAACUGUAACAAGAUGCCUUCUUUCUCCUUUUUACAAAAAAAACCUCUGUUGUAACUCAGUUGUCCUGUGGAUGUGGACAAAGGAAAGGACCGUGAGUUUGGCCAGUCAUCACCAAGCAUAGGCACAUGGUGUAGGUGUUAGGAAAAUUCAGUUUCUUUGGAUUUGCAGCUCUCACUUGCCCGCAAUCUUAAAAUUUUAAUGUACAGUUUUAAAUAUUGUGUAAACUGCUCCAAGGUGUUUAGAUGAAGUAGGAUAGGAAUCAAAGAAAUAAAAUGGCACAGAUAUAAAAGAAGCUGCAAUGUAGGGGUAAUAGUAUUGCAGUCAACUGACUUUACGCAAGAGUAGACCCACUGAAAUUAAUGACCAUGAUUUACUUCUCUCCAUUAAUUUUUUCUUAAAUGAUAUUUAUUAAAAUUUCAAAAAAUACAAGAAUUACACAAAAACAAAAAGUAAAAAUACAAGAAAAUAUAAAAUACAGCAAGAAAAAUAAAAAACCCUUAUUAAGAUAUAACAAAGAAAUGAAAAAUAAAAAGAAACAUACAAAAUAAAAACAGUUAAGAACAUAUUAAUUUUCCAUAGCAUAUCUUCCUUACACUUAUUUCUCCGGACCUCCUCGUACCUCCCUUUUUUGUAUUCCAGUUCAGUUUGUUAGUUCAGCAAAUCCUUACCAUUAAGCUUUUACCCAUUUGCAAACCUUUUUUCAUAUCUCUUAAAGCAUUACAGCUGGAAACCACUUAGUUUCUAUCCAACAUCCUUCUAAGAUUCCAUUAAUUUAAAUUUAAUUUAAUUUAAUUUAAGUGAAAAUUAUUUGACUUGUUUUGCUGCAAUGGCUACUCCUCUGGAAAUGACUACAAUACAGGACUGGUAUUAGGAUAGGAAGCCACUUGAAUAUUCUGUCUGAAGGACCACAGAAAAGUAUGCAGAUCCGGACGUUUAACUCUUCAUAGAUACAGACAUUCCAGCCUCUAUUGCAAUCCUUCUUCUGUUUCUCUCUUAAGGCCUGGUCUACACAAACAACAGAUAAAAUGCCAAACCCUUUCCUGGGCUGCAGCACUUCAUGGUAGAGAGAACAUGUUUAAAUUUUUCACACUACACACACACAGAGAGAGCAAAAGCAUUACACAAAGAAAAGUAAUGGGGAAAGGCUAAGAUACAGAUCUCCCAACCUCAAAAAAUGGGUACCAAAAUAAAAAGAGCCUGUUAGGGAAAGGUCACACAAAGAAUGCAUAUAUUAGUUAAAAUAAUGUAUAAAAAAGGGAUUAUAUAAUGGGAAAUGUCUUGCAAAAAUACAUGUAUUGUGCAAAAUGAAUCAAAAAAUGCAUAUACUAAAUUGUGUACACUACAGAAAUGCAUAUAUUAGGAGACCAAUUUUAAUGCAGACUUCCUUUUUCUUUUCAAAUUGCAACCUGAUGUGCUGAUAGAGAGAACCGCACCAUAGGCUGAAAAAAUGAGAAACUAAAAUUGACAGAUUUGUCCAUCUCAACUUAAUACACUCUAGGCAAGAUUAGUUGCACUGAGACCACUGGAAUCUGGCCUCUGGAAAGCAGCUUGAGACCCCUUUGCACCUUCCUCCCACCCCCCAUUCUGCUGGCCUCCUGCUUUCUAAUGCAGGGUGUUAUGUACUGAGUUGAAUAGGAUCCAAACUGCAGCAGUCUGAUUGGUCCUAGAACAAUAGGAUUCAGAAUGCAGCAGUCUGAUUGGUCCUAGAACAAUGCAGCAGUAUGAUUGGUUGGCAGGAACCACCCAAUCAUGCUCCAGAUAUAAGUGAAUCCACAACCUGAUUGGCUUACAGUAGAAUUCCAGAAUUAGCCAAUCAUGUGCAGCCCAUUGUGUAAAUAAUGUAUAUAAAGCAGAUACUUUGAGGGGACAUUCAUUCAUUCCUCCUCACCACUAUGAGCUGAAUAAAGAGCAUGAAAUCACUUUGCGACUCUGAGUAUAUUUCACAGGGUGUGUCCCUUUAUCCCCUGGGAGAUGCUCCAAAUUGGACCAGUUCCGGUUUGUUAAAUGCCUGUGUGUGUGUGUGUGUGUGUGUGUGUGUGUUUUAGCAAGGCCAAACCCCUUUUCAUCUGCCCAUAUGUUGCUCUUCCUUUGCCUCCAGAGGGUGUGGGGACAGGGCUUGGCAAUUAUGCUUCAGAAUAUUUUUACCUUUUGUUUGAGAGUUGCAUCAGGCAGCCAGGCAUUUGUGUCAACUGAAAAUACAGAUGUUUGCCCACCCUUCCUUCCUUAAAAAGCAGUCCCUUAUCCCAGAGCGUCAGCUGAUCAGCUAAUGUCAUCUUGUUACCUCUGGGCAACAGAGUUUUGUAACAAUGUCGUUUCUGUCUCUCUUGAACAGGAAUAUUCCCUCUCCCCACUUCUCGACAAAAAACAAAACAAAAAACCAUGCUGGAAAGAAACCACCAUCUGCUGUUCUGUUUUUGUUUUUCCUCUCGCCCACACUCGCUUUUCUUCUUCCUCUUCUUCUUCAAUGGAGCCUCUUUUUUUCUUUUUUAAAGGAUACAGCCAACCCUUGCCCUAAACCGCUGUUAUUCUUUGGCUGAUUCUAAAAAAGAUAGGCAGACUCGAGCAGAUCUCAGAUGCUGGUGGGAAGGAACUUGGUGACUGCAUGACGUUCCAUUUCCCGUUCACGCCAGAAUGACAAUGGUGGCUGGAUCUUAACUUUGUUUGGAAAAGCUCCAUGCAUUGUAGUAAUCAGCUGCCUGGGCUUUUGCAGAAAGUCUGACUGAGAUGGGUGCAAGGCCAAUUCAGAAGAAUGUGUCACCCACGCUGCUAAGGGCUGAUUCACACGACCUCGGAAGCACAUGGGGCAAAGCUACGUGGGCUCUGUUGCUUGGGUGCAUGUGUCCUACGGUAGGAAGACUCAGGGGCUCAGUCUGAAGCCCCGAGGCUUCUUAUUUGGCCCCCACAAUAGCUCCCUACUCAGUUAUACGCCUCCUCCCCUAUCACUGCCCUCUGCUCCUUUUGUAAACAACUGCUUGCUUACUUAUGUUUCAGAAUACUUUCUUGUUAUGUAACAGUCCGAGUCUUCAUUGCAAUAUUGAAAACACAGCAUAUGGGUUAACGCUAUAAUUGUAUUCCUCAUUCCAACAAAUAAUAAAAAUAAUAUGUGCCAGUUUAGAUCUAACUAUUUUUGACCACAUGUUCUCUGAGCCCUUUGCAAGGUCGCUGUUUGGAGAACUCUCCCUCUCCCCCCCCCCCCCGCCUUGCAGCUGAUACAUGAUUUUGCUCUAGUUGGCAAGCUCAGAAUCAACUCCAAGAUUACAUUAGCAGCUCUCCCCCUCAGAUAACUGGACAAGAUCAUUUGUGCACCAAAGGGUGUGAAAUAAAACAUGCAGUCAUUCAUCCAGGGAAUCCUAUAGCCUGCUUCCAAAACACAUUCCCAAAAUGCGUAUGCAUAAAGUCAGCAUAGCAUUGCCAAUACCGUACAGGGAUCAUACACCACAUCUGAUUGUAUAAAUGUUUCUGCCUAUGAGUAUCCAAGUAUCACGGGCACUGAACUUUGAAAAAGCUUUAUGAGAUUGGAGCUAAUGGUAUUUGUCUGGACUUUAUUCCAGACCUAUCUCCAUUCAUGUUCUAGAUCCUACCUUCUAGAUCUCUUUCCCAUUUCCUCCUGGCAUAGAAUUGCUUCAUCUGUUGCCCCGAUUCAGCAGUAAAUAAUAUAUUUUUCCAGUUUAUACUUUUGACUUUUUUUGCAUCUUAGACUUCAAUAUUAUACACACUCAUUUGGGAGUAGUUUCCUUUGAACGCAGUGGGGCUUCCUUCUAAAAAUAAAUGCAUAGGUCUGUACCGUUUAUGUUUCACAUUUAGAUCUUAGCCCUGCAUAUUUUGAUUUCUUUACCGUACCAUAUCUCAUUUCUCACCACACUGGUCUUGUGAGGUAGGAUAUUUCUGUUCCAUUUUACAUGAUGGGAACGUAGUCUGACAUGUGUUGAAGAUGGCCUCCCAGGUAAUCCACGGCCAGGUUAACCGUUGAACCCAGCUCAGUUCCAGAAUCGUGACACCGUGUGGGUGCCAAAUUCCUUGUUUUGGUGCCCCCCCAGCCUUGCAACAAACAUAGUUUGGCUUGAGGGCAUGUUGCCAUAGCAACUGCCCCCUUUAGGCCUCCAGUGCUGAUAAGGGUCUUUGCAGGAGUCUCACAGGGUGUGCAGUCUGAAUGCUUAUUUCCUGCUUUGAGCAAAGAGAUAUUGUGUGUGCGUACAUGGGGAGGCAGGGAGUGUGUGCCUGCCAUUGCCACAAAAGGUGUCCCACAACAUGAGGCCCACUUUAGAACACAGCAAGAGAAUGAAUAACAGUAUGACUCCAUCCCGCCAUUGUUAAUCAGGAGUUCCAAAGAAGGCCUUCGAACCAUUAUUUCUGGUCUACUAGAUUCUCCUUUAGGGCAAGAACAUGGGAACUUCAACCUGUUUCUCUCACAAGAGGCCUUCUAGAAAGGAAUGUGGCCAAGAUCUAGCAGUGCUUAACACAGGCUGCCAGUUCAUAGGGUCAUUUUUGCAAGCCUAUCAAGGGCUGGACACUUCAUCUGAGAUUUGCUGGCUGACUAUCAUUCCUGAAUCAAAGCCAAGAAGCACAAUCUGGCUUGCCCAAGUUAUCUCCACAAUCUGAAAAGGGGACCUAUUCUACCCACCCACCCGGAGCCCGCCCAGGUGCCUGCAGGUGCUGCCUCUGGCAUCCAUUUCAUGUGGUGGCAAGGCAGAAAGACUCUUUAAGCUAAAAAUCUGGCAUGCUUACCCAGAAUGCCUUGCUCCUCCUCCCAGCCCCAAUUCUAUCAGUUCAGGAAAUAAGUGACAGCACCAUUCUGUGUCUGCGGUUGAUGAACCACAGGAAGUUGGUUUAGACAGGAAACAUAAGUCUUUGUGAUGCAGUGAGACUUUGCAUAAAUGAAAUUACCUCUUAGCACCACAGCGACUUCGUGAGUAAAGCUAAGGUGCCUCUAAGCGUGGCCAGGUGUGAGGAGAUGGCAGCCACCGGGUGUGCAUGACAGAGCUAGCCAGAAUGCACUUCAGACGUGCAUUAAAAGUAUGGCAUUUCUUUGUUGGAGGAGGAAACCACAAAAUUCGGAUGACUGCAAAUGUCAAAGGAUGGCUGUGUUUUGGUUUGCAUAUUGUUUCAGAAGGCGUGUAUUUGAUAGAUUUGGCUUUAAAUUUCUCCUCCAUCCUUACCUGAUAGGAAGAGGCUUCCUUCGUUCCUGUUAAGUUGUGGGCGAACAUAGCAGACGACACAGCGAUUCUUCAAACAGCUCUUCUUUAUUCAGAUGUCAGAACAGAACUAAGCUGAGGGGCUCAGUCAGCCUGCUUAUAUAGAGCUCCAGAACAAUGUAACUGUUGCCAUUUUCUAAAACUAUCCAAUCACUGAACGUCACUUUUCGAUCCUUCAUUUGCAUACAAAACUAUCCAAUCACUGAACGUCACUUUUCAAUCCUUCAUUUGCAUACAAAACUAUCCAAUCACUGAAUGUCACUUUUCAAUCCUUCAUUUGCAUAACUAUCUACAGUAUCCCCCUGCUGGCCCAGGGUGAGGACUUCAGUACUUAAGAGUUCCUCCUGGGUUGAGGUCAGAUGCCUCUUCAGCUGCUGCUCAGGAUGGGAUGAAUGUGGCCUUUGGAGGGUCAUGAGGGGGCCAGGCAGGCUUUUGUUUCUGAUUGUCCCAAGUGUAUGUCCAGGACCAGAUGGCCCCCUUUGAAGGCUCCUUUUCCGUUCUCAUUGCCAACAGGUCAUAUUCGGUUUCUCGUGCCUGCCAGGUUCUAACCAGGACUCCUGGAGAUGUUUAGCCAGAGUCAGCAUGCAGCUGAAAAUCUAGAGGAAGAAGAAAUUCUUAACAUUUCUCCAGCAGUACAGUGUGUUUCACUUACGUUGUCUCAGGAAUCCUUUCAACAGUUGUGUACAAUAGGCCACAAUCAGCCUAUCUACAAAUAGCAAACUUAAUUCUCCGACUGCUAACCCUUAGCCAGAAUGGCACCAUCCACAAACUACAGGAGGGGAAACCUCAGAUUUGCGGAACCCCAAGGUUUGCAGAAGUACAAAAACACUUUUGGGGGAGACCCUGUAAUGAGGACUAUUAAGGACUGAGCAUGCUCACUGGCUGCACAAAGUGCUGAGUGACUUGACGGUGGAAGGGAGGGUUGAGAAAUACUCAGUCCUGCAGUGUUUUGGUCCCAGUUGUCAUUCUCUGUGUGUGUGUUUCAGAGAGAGAGAGGGUCCGCCUCUUAAGCAAUUGCGGAGGUGCAAUUAGUGCCAGCACCGUCCGUUAAGAGUUUGGGUGUAAUCUUCGACACCUCCCUUUCCAUGGAGGCGCAGAUUGCAGCUAUAACAAAGGCGGCAUUUUUCCAUCUCCGCCAAGCUAAGCAGUUGGCUCCUUACCUCUCUCGCCCUGACCUAGCCACUGUGAUCCCCGCGACGGUCACCUCCAGACUGGAUUAUUGUAACUCGCUCUACGUGGGGCUGCCCUUGAGACUGACCCAGAAACUCCAGUGGGUGCAGAAUGCCGCGGCGAGACUCCUUACGGGGUCUUUGCUGCAAGAUCACAUUCACCCGGUGCUAUACCAGCUGCACUGGCUCCCGGUGGAGUACAGGAUCAGGUUUAAGGUGCUGGUUUUGACCUUUAAAGCCCUAUAUGGCCUAGGACCCUCGUACCUACGGGACCGCCUCUCCUGGUAUGCCCCACAGAGAAACUUACGGUCUUCAAAUAAAAACAUCUUGAAGGUCCCAGGCCACAGAGAAGUUAGGCUGGCCUCAACUAGAGCCAGGGCUUUUUCGGCUGUGGCUCUGAUCUGGUGGAACACUCUGUCACAAGAGACUAGGGCCCUGCGGGACUUGACAUCUUUCCGCAGGGCCUGCAAGACAGAGCUGUUCCACCAGGCCUUUGGCCAGGGCACAGCCUGACUCCCUCCCUCGGCAAUCUUCGUGGAGCUCUGGCCCAAUGGUUGCCAGUGGCUUGAUUUGAAUUAAUUUUAUAAUGAAUGGUUUUAGAGUGUUGUUUGUGCUGUGCUUUUGUACUGUUUUAUUGUUGUUAGCCGCCCUGAGCCCGGCUUCGGCUGGGGAGGGCGGGAUAUAAAUAAAAUUUAUUAUUAUUAUUAUUAUUAUUAUUAUUAUUAUUAUUAUUACUAUACUACAACAUGGGGUAAGUAAGUCUUACCAUGCUCAGUAGAAUCGGAAGCACAUUAUACUAAGGGUGUCUUCAGAUUGUCAGUAUUUUAUGGGAGUGAUUCGGUUCAAUGCCAGAACUUUAGGUUUAUGCAUCAACAUGCUCUUUAAAUCAAUCAAUCAAUCAAUCAAUCCACUUUAAAUAAGCAAACAAAAACCUGGACUUCUUGCAGUCUGGAAAGUGAUGAGACAGUGCAUUGAAAAAUGUUGAAUGAAUGAAUAGCUAAUGAGAAAAUGUAUAAUCCGGGUGAAAAACUCAUUGUAGUGUAACUGCUCUGCAAACAAAUCAAAGCGAAUUCUCAAUAAAGAUUGCAUAUAAACUCAGCCCUGCAUAGGCUUUGUGAAAGCAAAUCUGGAUGAAAGCUCCACAUAGAGGUCAUCUGGAGGGUCCCUAAGGACAAAUCUUUCAAAGGGCGUCAACAUUGCAACUCUCUGGCUCCAUCUCUUGGCCAAACACAACCCCCCUGCAAAUGUUGGGCCUGUGGCCCAAAAGAUUAUGUGGUGAGGGGACAUAAGAACUCACUGCUGGGGGACAGGGCAUCACACAUCAAUGCGAAAUUACAGAAACAAAAGUACUAGUGUUCUGAUAUGUUUGAAUCUUCAUUAAUUCAUUAAAUAUUUGUAAUAAAAUAAAACAAAAUGUAGCACUUGGCUGCAGGAAUUCCACCCUCAGUUUCUGUCAGUGGGGGAGCUGCCACAAAAUGUUGCAGUGGGGCCUGCCCUCCCCUGCUCCCUUCUCCCAAUUAACCUCCGUCUCCAGGGUCCACCCCCAUGACAUCACCAGGGACCACCCCUAGGUUUCAGGUUUUGGCUUCUGAACUAGGGUGCUUCUGACCAACAGUGGAGGUAAAACCAACCAAGUUGGUGGCCGUCUAGUAUUACUCUUCAUCAGGGAAAGCGUAGCUCCCCAACCCUGUUGUCCACAACCCACAGUCUUUGGUACCACGAGUGGCAAGCGCCAUAUUGGAUCCAUUGAGGGCAUCUAACUGGCUUGUGCCACCCCUGGCAAAUUCCUCUGGAGCCCUAGGAAGCAAAUCCCUUGGGUAGGGCCAAGGGACUGAGUCACCAGUGGCGGCUACUGCACCCGGCACAGCUGCUUGGGCCUCUCCUCCCCAUUCCCUCUAAAUUCACAGCGCAGGACAGUUGUGGGUUGGGAACAGGAUAGUGGAGUACUAGAAAUGAUUAAGACCAGAUGGCACGCAUGCCAGAGCUGCAAAGGAAGGAGUGUGCCUCUUAUUUCCCCCCUCAAAGUUGAUUCUUCGACCAAGUUAGCCUUGAUGGUUUGGAAUUGGCAUGAUUUCUUAAAAAGUAAUGGGCAUAGUCCCUGGGCAUCCGCUAGGUGGGGAUUUGGGCCCUGCAACCCAUUUGAUGUUGAGACCCCUGCAACGCACAGCCGUCCCUCCUCCGUUACCGGCAUGGGGAGAAGUAAGAAAGGUUUCCAUAGCUGGCAGCCUCAGAGGCCGAAGGGGCUUUGUUGAGAGCAAUUUGGAGGAAUGCAAUGUGGGCCCUUUGCCUUCUCGUGGUUGCUCUCGUCACUACUGAUUCCUUCCCCGCUAGAACAAAAGUGACUUUGUUGAGACUCCCGUCCUCCUUGCAUUUCCAAGGAGUCAGAGAGCGAGUGAGUCAGAGUCUGCGGGCUUUUCAGUCUGGCAGGUAGCCUGCCUUUCCUGAGUAGAGCUGGCUCCGUUAUGAAUCAGUUCUGGGUGUGUGUAUAGAUGGUACCCUGGACUGGGCGGAAGCAGGAAUGGUAGGAAGGAAUAAAUGUGUGCACAUUCAUUGUCUAAAGGGCAAGUUUGUGAAUGGUGCAAGAAAACGUAUGGGGAUGUGCAAGAAUGGGAACAGGAAUAAGUGGUGUGUUGUUUUUUCUAUGCCACCUUUCAUACCUAAUAACAAGGAGAUGUGUAAAACCCAGGAGCAAUCCAUUGACAAAAAUCAGACUAAAACGGCAGACGCUAAGUCAAUGGCAGGUAGUUAAAAGAAACCAGGUGGUAUAAACAACCAGCAAAGGUAUCAGAGAACAAAUGUGUUUUCAGCAAGGACCAAAAUUACAUUAAGGUAGCUGCUUCCCUCAGUUCACAUGGGAGUUGGUUCCACAGAAAGGGCGCCACCACUGAAAAGGCCCUUCCUCUGGGCACCACUAGGUGAAUCUCUGCAGGUUGCGAUAUGACCAGAAAGGCCCUGUCUGGCUGUCUUAAUGCAGGGGGCAAGCUGAUAUUCAGAAUGGUACUCCUUCAGCCAAGCUGAUCCCAAGUUAUUUAGGGUUUCAUAGGUCAAAAGCAACCCAUUAAAUCUGGCUUGGUGGCAUAUUGGCAGCCGCUGACUGCUAUGGACCUGCUCCUUUGCGGGGAGCGAAACCCUCUCUAGGGUAACCAAAUAUCCCAUUUCCCAGACCCAGGAACCACCUAGCCUCUAGACUUCUAUGUUGUUGGCUCUCACUCAGUGGUGAACUCAAUGGGGCGUGUGUGUGUUUGCGCGCGUGCGUGAGAGAGACUUAUGUAUGUCUGUAUUCAUUAGUGUGUGAUUGGGACAAGAUUAGUCUGUAUGAUGGCACUGUGGGGAUGAGUGUUUGUGUGCGACUGGCUCAUGUUCUCCCGUACGAAGAGAACAUUAGAGCAGGCUGCUACAAAGCGGGUUGAAAGAAUUUUCAGAUGGGCAUAUUCUCCUCCGCCCCAGUUGAACAAGUUCCAAGCUUUGAAGAACUGUGUUUGUUAAAUGCAUUAUAACAUGACGCAACUUUUCAUUUUAUUUAAUUUUCCUGUGUAACCUGAGACCUUUCUUUACCCGUCCUCUCUGUUGUUGCAUUAAAGCACUCUCCUGGGGCUGGAAACCAGCACUGGCAGCGAACCCGUAUUAUCUAUUGGUGUACACUCACAGCCUUCUCCACUUAGAUCAGCAAAUUCUCAUCUUCCUCUAGAUUACCAGUGGGGAGGCUGAGGCACAAUGCCUCCAGAGGCGAUGUUUUCAGAAAGCUGUACUGUGGAACUGCCUGCCACAAGGAAAUAGUCAUGGUGAAAUAUUUAGCAGUUUCCCCAAAAGGGAUUGAUUAGAUAUCCACAGAAAAUGAAGCCGGUGAUUGCCAAACCAUUAUACCAAACUCAUAACAGGACUGGGCAAAACCCGUCUCUUAAUAUGAGGGAUAGAUUAAGGUGAGGCAUUGACAGGGACAGGCGGUUCUCUGCCUGUGGGUUUCUGGCAUCCCUUGAAAGCAUCAUAUACACUGAUCUCCUUUGUUGGCAUAUUCCAUUUGGCAAUUCUCAUACACGUUGUUCAAGAGUUUUCCUUUUCCUCCUUUCCCUUUUCAUACAGGGCAAGGGAGAUGGGUCAGGGGGAAAGCCUGAAUUAGAAAUGCCAUGUGAAUAGUUCAUUCAAUUAAAAAGGCAAUGUGAUGUUUUGAUCUCUUAAUGGGUGGUGGUGGGGAGAAUACUAGAUAGUAGUUGAUUUUUUAUUUUAUUUUUUUAAUGCCCAGAAACAAGAACUAUGCAUGAGACAUUUGGGGCUGGAGCCACUGAGGAGCACAUAACCCACUUAUUCUUUGGGUUUCUGCAUUAACAACAGUUUUGAGUCUGGAGCAGUGACUCAUGAAGAGAUGCAAAGGAGACCCUCCCCUGAAAGUGGGCAAUUCUACUGCACCUCUGCAUUGGAAUCCAGUGACACCCAGCAGACUUAUUCAUGGUGGAGGCUAAUUUGGAGGAAGCAAGUCCAGAAAAGGGAAUCAUUUGGAGAUGUAACAGGCGGCCUUCUCUGCAGAUGGCAUUUUGGGCUCACAGGAGACUUGAACGAUGUUCAUUCAUUCGUUCACCAGUUCAUCCAUAGCAUGCUAGCAGCUUUCUUGUAGCAAACAGGUUCCACCUUGACCAUUGUUGACAACGAACCACAGGCAAAAAGGGCUGAAAGCCACACGUCUUGGUUGAUAAUUGAAAUCUCCUGCUGGACUGGAGUGACAGCUCUGCCCAGGAAGCAAUGCAGGAAAUGCUUAUUUCCCAAAAUGCUUAUUUCCCAGCUACCUUGCAGUGCUUUGACAGCAUCCUACCUCCUCACAGUAGAACCCAAAUUGAAGUUCAUGUGGUUUCAAAUCCAGGUCUUCUUGCCUGAAGGGCAGAGUGGGGAAUGCUGUAGCCUUUAGCUCUUCGUGGCUUUAUUAUACCCAGAAGCUGCUCCCAGUUUUCAGUGUGAAGCUCUGGAACAGUGCUGUUCUGGUAGCUGAGGGCACCACAACCCAUUCAUGAUUGUAUUGGAGUGAGUCAUGUUUGGGUUUAUUUUUAGAGAUUUCUUAAAUUUCCUGCAAAUGAACACUUCCUUGGCUUGGUAGAGGAGAUAUUGCAGGCACAUUGUACUGCUUUUAUAGUCCAAAAGUGGCACACAUGCUUUCAAAAAAGCUAUAAAUAAAUGUCCUAAUUUCCUCCUUGUAUGAAGGAGACGUGGUGGCUCUUCUCUUUUUCCUUACUCUCUUGAAUUUCUUACUGCAGUACAGGGAAAUACUAUUGAGCAUGCCUGAGUCUUUUACCAAAAAGUGAGCAGCGUUAUAAACUCCUAGACUGGCUGGUACAGGGUUGGAGAGGCAAGGACCUCGAAUGAGGCAAGGACCUGGAAAGGGUCAGCCCUCCCAGCUUUCAGAUUUAACUACAAGGAGUAACUCUGCUGGCUACCAGCCUGUACCUAUGGCAAGGGGGAGUCAUGCUUCAUCUGUUAUCAAGGAUGGAGAAAAGCGAGAGCUGAGAGACAUAGAAAAAUCGCUGUAUUUCUGUAUAGGGUUGCUGAGUACCUUGGUCUUCAUCUGGUGUGUUACACCAGAGAGGGAAGCAGAAAGGAAAGGAUAAAGACAGGGAGACAGAGAGGAGGAGAGGAAGACACAUGUAGGCUAAAGGAUAUAAAAGCAUGAUUUACCGUAUUUUUCGCUCUAUAGGACGCACUUUUUUCCCUUCAAAAAUGAAGGGAAAAUGUGUGUGCGUCCUAUGGAGCGAAGACGCCAUAGCCCCGCGACCCUCUCCCGGCUGGAGAGGUGACGCGCGGCUAUUGAGGCUCUUGCCAUAGCCGCCCGUCACCUCUUCAGCCGGGAGAGCGCGCGCGGGGCUAAAGAAGCCAUAGCCCCGCAACCCUCUCCCGGCUGGAGAGGUGACGCAUGGCUAUGGCAGGAGCCUCUCCGCUGCGCCUUUCCGCUGCUCCCUGAACUGCUCUUUGGGGCUGGUGGUGGGCUUCCCCCCGCCAGCCCCAAAGAGCAGGUCGAAAGGAACCUGACGCCGGGAGCGCGCGAGGGGUCAGUGCACCCCUACCCCUCUCGCUCUCCUGGCUUCCAAGGCAGCCGCCUGAACGCACCUUAAACGGCACCUUGUUUUAGAGCGGGAAAACAAGAGGGGGAAAGUUCUCCCCCUCUCUGCACAGCGCCUCCUGCCACUUCGCUGAAGGGGCGCUGGGCAGAGAGGGGGAGAUUUUUUUUUCUUGUUCUCCCCCCUCUAAAACAAAGUGCGUCCUAUUGUCCGGUGCGUCCUAUGGUGCGAAAAAUACGGUAUUUAUUUUUGCUGCAUUCCUGUUCACAGGAGCGGGUAACCUUUUGGGCACAAGUGUAGGGGUGCCAUAUUUCAAAAAGUAAAAACCAGGACAUCCCAAAAGUUGUUGAGUUCCUUUCCUUUCAAAAACACCAAAAAGACCCGUGGUUUUUUUAUUGACUUGCCUAAGAGCCAGGUCAAUAAAUUAAAUAAAAUAAAAUAAAUAAUAUUUUAUUAUUAUUAUUGACUUGCCUAAGAUCCAGGAGGGAUGCGGGUGGUGCUGUGGGUUAAACCACAGAGCCUAGGACUUGCCGUUCAGAAGGUCGGCGGUUCAAUUCCCCGCAACAGGGUGAGCUCCCGUUGCUCGGUCCCUGCUCCUGCCAACCUAGCAGUUCGAAAGCAUGUCAAAGUGCAAGUAGAUAAAUAGGUGCUGCUCCGGCGGGAAGGUAAACGGCGUUUCUGUGCGCUGCUCUGGUUCACCAGAAGUGGCUUAGUCAUGCUGGCCACAUGACCUGGAAAAACUGUCUGCAGACAAACGCCAGCUCCCUCGGCCAGUAAAGCGAGAUGAGCGCCGCAACCCCAGAGUCGUCCGCGACUGGACCUAAUGGUCAGGGGUCCCUUUACCUUUACCUUUUAAGAUCCAGAACAAAGUGCCGCAUUUCAAAAAUUCCCCCCGGAUGUCAAUUCCACCUUUGAAAUCCAGAUGUAUGGCAGCCCUACACAAAGGAAACCUUUGCAGCCUUGGCUAACCUUCCGAGGGCCGCGUGCCACUAGUGGGUGUGGCCACCUCUCAUGCACAUUCUCGCAUGCACACCCAGGCAGUACAGAGAUGGCCGCACAGAACACACAGAGUGGGGUUGCCAGCCCCUCUCCAUUAAUCAGAGCGUUGAUUUGCUGAUCAAGCAGAGAGGGCAGUGUGCAUGCCCAUCAGUGGACUGGGAUGCGCCCACCUCAGCACUGUGUCUACUUUUGGGGAAAAUCUUUCUUUCUUUCUUUCUUUCUUUCUUUCUUUCUUUCUUUCUUUCUUUCUUUCUUGACAAAUUGACUGAACUGGAGUUAGUUAGCUAUCCCUUGCUAUAAAGUCUAACCUGAGAGAAAGUCUCAUUGAACUCAAGGUCACCUCCUUCUGAGUAGGCAAGCUCAAGAUUGCAUUGUAAAUGUGGAUCCAUGUUGCACCUUUGAAAUUAAAGGAGGGCUGUUUCUUGAAAAGGUUAAAGGCCAUUGGUUCAGUUCAGUAAUUUUAUUCCUGGGUUUGGGAUGUUUUUGAUUAAAAUACUGGACACUAGACAAGUCAGUAGAUUAUUGUGCUGUCCUGACCAGACCAGACCAGUGACUGACCCAUCAUCCCCAAGUCAGCACAUUGCUGAAUGUAACCAAUAUGCUCCUUGAGAAUCCCAUGUCUUGCCUACACUUUCUCUUGAAAGAGGAAGUCCUUCCAUGCUUCCCAGAAUGUAUUCCAUGGAAGCAGUCCAAGAACUCAAUCCACACCACCUGUCUCUCUGCUCCUCUCCUUAGAGCUCCAUGAACCUCCCUCCUGACAAGGCUCGUCUCCUCCGACAAUAUGACAACGAGAAGAAAUGGGACCUCAUUUGCGACCAGGUAAGGUGGGGCUGCCCUGAGGUUGUUGUUGAUGGGGUGAGAUUCCAAAUCAUAUCAUGGCAGAGGCUGAUGACUCAGACAGGGUCACUGCCAGAAACAACUUCAUCUCCCCUUGAGCUACAGUUCCUCGACUCCCUUUAAAAGAGCAGGCCACAUCCCCUUAUCAUAAUGCAUUUUUCCUACUUGACUGCUUAAUUCUUUGUUGUUAUGAGAAUGGUAUCCCUGUUCCCCGCAUGAUUAACGGGAAAACGUAAACAUCUGACCUCCAUGUGGGCCUGUUACAGGCCAUAACAUUAUUUUAGCUAUUUAUAUACUGCACAGUUACCAAAGUUUCUAAGCAAUGGAAAAGCUCUUUCAUUUGAUUUCGAGGUUGCUUCCAUGCCGGGCAUUUACUGUGGAGCAUAACUGUUUUGCUCAUGUACUUUUCACGGGGCAUCUGCACAGCACCAUGACCAAAACAUUCGGCUCCUGUGCAUUCUGCCACCCACCUGUUGAGCUCAGAAAAUUCUACAAACCCCUAGCUAUAGACACACCCAGCUACCCAUAAUACACUGUGAUACGAUUCCUCCCUGUCUAAUCAAGGAACCCACAAAAUUUAGGUUCAGGAGAAGAGAGUGGGGUGAAAUUGUCCCUCCAUUUAUUUUCAGUCAUAUCCUGUUCCUGUACAUUUAACAUCAGCUUGAUCUGAAGAUAUUAGCAAGUGAUAAUCCUUAUCCCUAUGUUAUAAGCAACUUGGAGGUUCUUGCAGAUCAAGGUGCUGAUAAUGGCAUAGGAGUGGUCCAUGUCAUUCUUUCCUAGUCAGUUGACAAAUCCUAUUAGCAGCUGUUUGUGCCGCUGCAACAGUAGCAGCCAGCACAGGUAUCUCUCUGUGUGUUGCUGUCCUCUUAAGUCCUCUCAGGUCCCAGCCAGCAUAGCCAGCGGUCAAGACUGAUGGAGGGCAUUAGGUUAGGUGCCCCUGCUCCUUAAGGGAGGCCUAACAGAUAUGUGGGUUCAUCAUCCAGGUUACAGAGAUGCAUUUGUAGUAAUAAACCAAGAGCCUAUGUUCCAUAAAUCACAUUGGACAGUGACUGGGGAAUCAUGGAAUAACGUUUUUCUCCGCCUGUGGGUUCCCAGAUGAAGAUGUGGCUUUAGACCGGUCCAAAACCAUGAGAGGGAGACCAUAGGUUCUUACAGCCCAGUUCUGUGUAUGCUUAUUUAGAAGUUAAGUAAAUUCCUUUGAGUGCAGUGGGGCUUGCCUAAGGUUGCAAUCCUAAGGGGAAAGGUGCAGAUUUUGCUAGCGUUUGAGCAGGACAAAAGGCCACAGAAGAGAAUGUACCAUAUUUUUCGCACUAUAGGACGCACUUUUCCCCCUCCAAAAAUGAAGGGGAAAUGUGUGUGCGUCCUAUAGAGCGAAUGCAGGCUUUCGCUGAAGCCUGGAGAGCAAGAGGGGUUGGUGUGCACUGACCCCUCUCGCUCUCCAGGCUUCAGGAAGCUAACCGCAAGCCUUUGGAGUGCGGCGGGAGUUCCUGCCGGGCUCAGAAGGCUUGCGGAUAGCAGCAAGCUCCGGGAACGAAGGAGAGGUUGCUCGCAACCUCGCCCCCGCUCCCGGACCCGUUCUGGGGGCUGGGGUCGGGGUACGCUUGGGCUUCCCCCGCCCCAGCCCCGCGGCUAAAAACGAAGCCAAGUCAGUGAGCGGGAUCCAUCUCGUUGUUUUGGCUUCUUUGCUCUUUGGGCCUGGGGGGGGGGAAUAAUUUUUUUUCUUUAUUUCCCCCCCUAAAAACUAGGUGCGCCCUAUGGUCCAGUGUGCCCUAUGGAGCGAAAAAUACUGUAUAUGGGUGGAGCAGAGAGUGGAAAUGGCUUUCCUUCCAAGCUUAUUAGAUAUACAGGCAUAAAGGAGCAUCUGGAAUUCAGAUUACCCAGGAAGAGCAAGCCACCAAACAGCGUUGUCAUUGGUGCAAGUCAGGGCAACACUGAGGCUUGCUGUGUUAACAAAUAAAUAGUGGGGACCUUUCCCCUGUGGUGACCUAGGCCAAGCUUGGCUCUGUGCUUUUGAAGACCUAACAAUCAUUAUUCCUGCCUUCUGCUUCUUUCUUCUUUCUUCCUCUUCCCCGCCCACCCUUGACCUGGAACAGGAACGAUUUCAGGUGAAGAACCCACCCCACACAUACAUUCAGAAACUGAAGAGCUUCCUUGACCCAGGAGUCACCCGGAAGGUAAGACGCUCAGAAUAUUUAAUGUAUACAAGUUCCAUUCACAGAUUACUUAAAAUGGUUUACAAGACUGGAAACAUCAAACAAAGCAUUGGCCAUGCAAUAUGACAGUGAUGCCCUCCAGGGCAGCCCACUCAGGGCAUGUUGCCACAAGAGGAACAACCUCCCUUCUCCUCCCCAGCCCACGGCUCUGGGGAUUCUCCAAACACACACCCCUGAGCCAAAAUGGAGGGGGAAGUGCUAGCAGGACUCCAUGUGCUGUCUCCCACUAGCACAGCUACUUGGUUGGCGCCAAGGCCGCUGCUCUCCCUUUGUUAAUACCACUACUAGACUAGGGCAAAGCGGUCCUUCAGUUUGAGGAUUUCUUCAAAUAGAGGCCUUAAAACAGAACACAAAGCUAUCCUAGGCCAAGAUAGCUAUCACUUGGCCAGGCAAGGCCCUUUCCGAUGAGACAAGUUGCUCAUCCUGAAAAGCAAACACUGAGGCCAGGCUUUCUAGCAGAGGUGGAGAACCUGUGGCCCUGCAGGUGUCAUUGGACUCAAACUUCCAUCAGCCACAGCCAGCAUGGUCAUUGGUCAGGGGUGAUGGGAAUUGUAGUCUGGUACAACUGGAAGGUGCCAAGAUGGCUACUCCUGGUCUGUGCCAUAGUAAGGAAUCUCACAGGCCCUCCAGUUCUUGCAGAAGUAGUAUUAUUUGCAUAAAGAACAAGGGGUAUAGGAGAAUAUAAUCAGGGACUGGUUAUAGAGAAGGAGGUACGAAAAUAACGGAUGCAUUUAACCCGAUGGUUGAUCCUACCCUCAUAUGCAGGCUUGAUUGUAGAUGAGGAAGAUAAAUUGGUUGUAUCCUGCCAGUAAAGUGUGGUCUUUAUGCUUGUAGAAGUUCCGUCGGAGGGUGCAGGAAUCCACCAAAGUGCUGAGGGAGCUGGAGAUCUCUCUAAGGACCAACCACAUUGGGUAAGUCAUUGGUGGACCCUGUCUGGGUCUGAGAUAUUGCUGCUCUAACAUGCUCUGCAGCAGCCUUCUUUAGCCUUGGGGCACACAGUGUUCUGAGGACUGCUCAAGGCUUCUCUUCCUUAAGGCAGUCACCAGAUCCUGCCAACAUUACAUGGAUGUGUGUCUUUGUUUAUUGGCUGUUUAUUGACCUAGAGGCAUUUCCGAAAUCCGAGCAACAAGAUCCAUGUUGGAGGCGAACUAAGCAGUGAGAACUAGAGGCUUCAAUCGACACACAAGUUAUGUGGGGCAUGAGCCAGCUAUUUUUAAACCCCUUGAGAUCCAAUGGCAAUGUUUAGCACACGCCCAGAUUUCUCCCACUGAAGUCAAUGGGAUUUUAAAGUGCUUAAUUUUGAGUGGAUCAUGCAUGCUGUGUGUAGCCGGGGGCAGGAGAUUUACUGUGUGUGCAAACGGGUUAAUAAAGUGACGCAGUUUUCCAACUUGACUUGGUUUUCUCUCUGUUUUCUGUGUGUGUGUGUGUGUGUGUGUGUGUGUGUGUGUGAAUAAGCACCUUCUUCUUAAUUUGGGUUAAAUAAUGAUGAUGGUUUCUCUAAUACAAGAAGCUGUAUAGGUUUUGGCUAAUACGUGGAUUCCCAGGUAAAAUGCAGCUGCUGAGGAAGAGGUGUGGAAUUUUAGCAUCUUCUCAACAUCAGUUAAUUUCUGGAAUUUACCCAAGGUGGGGUGAUACGGAUUAGAUAGCUUUAAAAUGGGCAUUAGACAGAUCCAUAGAGGUUGAAUCUUUUGGUGGCUACUAGUCAUGAUAGUUAUAUGGAACUCCCCAGAUCGGUGGUAGGAGGAGAUAUGCCACUCAAUACCAGUAGCUGGUUGGGAACAUUGGACAAAAAACCCUCUUUUGUAAAAUUCCCGGAAGUGCGUAAGCUAAGUAAGCUACAGCUUAGGGCCCCAGGUUCUUAAAGGGCCUCCAAAGACAUUUUUUAGAAAAACUUAAUUUCAAGUUUUACCUAAGUGGUUAAAAAAUUAAUAGGCUUCUUACUAUAUAUACCUUUUAAUUAGUGUGUUAGCUUUUCGUUGCAUCCUAACCUAUGUAUUGGUAUAUAUGCAAAUAUGAACCUUUAUCAUUUCUGCUUUCAGUGUCCUUUCUGUUGUGUUCUUUGUCUUCUGUUACAAAACCUUAAAAAAAAAAAAAAGGCAAAUGGAAGUUAAGAAAGAGGUGGGGACAUCUUUUGGUGAUGCGAUGGGGCCUCUUAAACUUGACAUAGCUUAGGGUUCAGUAUGUCUGCUGGUUGGCUGCUGUAGGAAGCAGAAUGCUUCCCUCACUGGCCCUUUGACCUGAUCCGUUUGGGCUCUUAAUGUCCAACUGUCCUAGGAAUCAGUCCAACGAAGCAGAAAACGGUCCACCUGGGUGAUGGUCCAUAUGACAGGCAGGCCAAGAAAAGCAAUAAAAGAAAAAAGGAGGGUGGGUUAGAUGAGGACGUUCUUCUUCAAUGCUUCCCCUCGGCCUGCUGAUAAUGCUCUAGCCUGCCUGAGAGGCCCCUAUCCUCCCAAAAGUUCCCAUGCCUUCUGUUGUGAGCUAGGAAAUGCGCCGCUAUCGCCACCUGUCCUGGCUCCAGCUGGAAGGGAAACGCCGGCAAGAGCAGGAAGCCAAACUGUUCCUGUCCUUAGUUUCUGGUCACUGCCGGCCGGGCGGGACUUCCUCAGGGUGGCUGGAGCUGACACGGGGAGGGGUUGCUUAGUCAGCAAGACUGGUCUAGGCAAUGAAAGAGCGGCAGUUUGGGUGUGAGAGUCAAUAACCAAGAAGGGGGGGUCUGCUAAAUGCUGGGGAUGAGAGAUUGAGUGAGAGCGAAAUAUUUUGAGGUGUCAUUAGGGUUUUCCAUGAAAUGGGGCUGGUGGUGUCUGCGGAUUCGUGGUGGAGAAUCAUACAACUGUAGGGCCAAAAGAGGCCUCAAGAAGGUUAUCUGUUCCAAAGCCUUGCUCCCAGACAUUAAAAAAGGCACCUAUCCAGCACAAGGUCACAGGCUCUAUUAUCUUCUAGAUUUUAGCAGGCAGUUGACGGAGAGCAAAGGGGGCCAAAGUCUACUGACGCGGAGGAACAAGGAACGUGUUCAGUAAAGUGCACCCGAAUAUGUGGCUAGGUCACUUGUUCUGCAAAAGUGCAACUCUGCCUCCCCCAACCUACUGCAAAAGUCAUUUGCUAAUAUUAUCUGCAAAUUAAACCUUUUCCAUGUAGCCCAUAAUAUUAGCAACUGAUAUUUAGUCAUAGACAUUGGUAAUGGCCAACCAUUUAUAUGAAAGCCAACUCACAAUAUUCUGUCACAAAUGGGUGUGGCCAAGAAAUGGAACUGGAUGUGUGCUGAAUUUUCGCGGGGUUCACUUUUCACAUCUUUCUAGAACAGUAGCUUUGCUCAGCGUCCCUCCAGACAGCCUUUUUAUUGUGCAUUUAUGCUGAUUCUUAUGAAUGAUAUUGUUGGAGUGCUUAUAUAUAAGAACCCCUCUUUCACACCUGCAAAAGGUUUUGGGCGGACAUUCUACCUUGUUUCCAAUCACCACAUGUCCCGUGACUUCCUGCUGAAACCCUGCAGUUCUUUUAUACCACAAAUUGUUGGUUUAUUUUUGUUGUGCUUUUGUCGCGCUAUAGCACAAGCGUGCCCCUCCAGAGAGAAAUAAUAUGAUACAAUUGGGGAAGUACCACAGAACAACUAAUAAAGCAGGAUGAUGUCUGGAAGGCCCAAUAUAAAUCCAGCCCUAAUGCACCAUUAUUGUAUCAAUGCCAGCUCAGACACUCUUUUUUUUUAAAUUUUUUUUAUUAAUUUUCCAACAAAAGAAAUAAUACAUAUAACACCACAUUACAACUUUUACAAAUUUUCUCUUUUGGACUUCCUCCAGCCUCUCUGACAAUCAUCCAAAUUUAACUUUUUCAAAUACACAUUUCCUAAAUCUGCUAUUGCCUUUUAGCAUAUCUUUACACAUUUGUUUUUCUUUUUUACAAUACUUCUCAAACUUUUACAGAGCUUCUUGAAAUGCCACUAGCGUUAUUCUCUCGUCGCUUAUACAUUCCAAAUAAUCAACAAACUUGCCCCAGUCCUCAAUGAACUUUUGAUCACGUAGAUAUCUAAUCUUCCCUCUCAGUUUAUCAAGUUCUGCAUAGUCCAUCAGCUUCAUUCUCCACUCCUCUAAUGUUGGUAAUUGUUCUUGUUUCCAUUUCUGGGCCAAUAAUAUUCUUGCUGCUGUUACUGCAUAUUGGAAAAAUUUACAGUCCUCUCUAUUUAUUUUGUUUCCUAUUAUACCUAAAAGAAAAGCCUCUGGUUUCUUAACAAAUGUAUAUUUCAACAUUUUUUUCAAUUCAUUAUAGAUCAACUCCCAGAAGCUCUUCACUUUCUUACAUUCCCACCACAUGUGAUAAAAUGUACCAUCCUUUUCUUUGCAUUUCCAACACUUCUUACAUGUUUUAUACAUUUUUGCAAGUUUUACAGGUGUAAUAUACCAUCUAUAAAUCAUUUUCAUAACAUUUUCCUUUAACGUAGUACAUGCAGUAAAUUUAAUAUUUUCAUUCCAUAAUUUUAACCAAUCAUUGAACUGUAUAUUGUAUCCAAAAUCUCUGGCCCAUUGUAUCAUAACUGAUUUAACUUCUUCGUCCUUUGUGUGCCAUUCCAGGAGUAUUUUAUACAUUUUAGAUAACAUUUUAUAUUCAUUAUUUAAUAUUUCUGUUUGGAAUUUAGAAUCUUUCUCUGCAAAACCAUAUUCCUUAAAGUCUUUUUUAAACAUUUCAUUUAUCUGAAAAUAAUGCAACCAAUCAUAUACAUAUUCUUUUACUUCUUCAUAAGGCUUCAUUUUCCAUCUCCCCCCUUCUUUAACAAUCAAAUUUCCAUAUGUAAUCCAGUUCCUUUUCAUAUUGAUUUUUUUAACACUCAUAACCUCUAACGGAGAUAACCAGUGCGGAGUUUUUGGUUCAAGAAGGUUUUUAUACCUAUCCCAUAUUUCUAUCAACAAUCUUCGGAAGAUGUGGUUCUCAAAUCCUUUAUGAAUUUUCUUCUUUUCAGACCAUAAGUAUGCGUGCCAACUAAAUCUGUUAUCAAAACCUUCUAAAUCUAAGAAUUCUGUAUUUUCUAAUUUUAUCCAUUCCUUUAACCAACAGAGACAUGAUGCUUCAUAAUAUAAUUUCAAGUCUGGCAGGGCGAAACCUCCUCUUUCUUUAGCGUCUGUUAAUAAUUUAAAUUUAAUUCUUGGCUUCUUACCCUGCUAGAUAUACCUUGAAAUUACUCUUUGCCAUUCUUUAAAAAUCACAAUCCCCUUGAUUAUUGGAAUUGUCUGAAACAGAAAUAACAUCUUUGGCAGUACGCUCAUCUUUAUCGUUGAGAUCCUUCCCCAUAACGAUAAUUUCAUUCGUCCCCACACCUCCAGAUCUUUCUUAAUUGCCUUCCACACUGGCAUUUAGUUAUUCUGAUACAAAUCAAUAUUCUUGGGAGUUAUCCAAAUACCCAAAUAUUUCACUUUCUUCACCACUUCUAUACCUAUUUGUUGUUGCAUUCUUCCUAUCAUAUCUUGAUCCAUGUUCUUAGCAAUUAUUUUAGUCUUUUUCUUAUUCAAUAUAAACCCUGCCACUUGACCAAAUCUUUCCACCUCUGCAAGUAUAUUUUUUGCACUUUCCGAAGGUUCUUCAACCGUUAAAACCAGAUCAUCGGCAAAGGCUUUAACCUUAUAUUCAUUCCGGCCUAUUGCAACCCCUUUUAUUGCUUCAUUUUCCCUUAUAGAUUUUUAAAAAACUUCCAGGACCACAAUAAAUAACAAUGGUGAAAGUGGACACCCUUGUCUCGUACCUUUAGCUAUCCCUAUUUCUUCCGUAAUCACAUUAUUUACAAUUAACUUAGCUUUCUGUUCUGUAUAAAUUGCCUUUAUCCCAUUAAGAUAAAGGCAGCUCAGACACUCUUAGUAUUGCAGGAGCAGGGAUAUUAGCCUUAGGCAAGCAACUAUCUCUACUCCCUGUGCAUCAUGCUAGGGUGCUAAGGUUAGGAGCCUCUAAUGCAGCGUGUGUGUAAUAUUGGUCUACCUUUUAAAGGUAAAGGACCCCUGACCGUUAGGUCCAGUCGCGGACCACUCUGGGGUUGCGGCACUUAUCUCGCUUUAUUGGCCGAGGGAGCUGGCGUACAGCUUCUGGGUCAUGUGGCCAGCAUGACUAAGCCGCUUUCUGGUGAAACCAGAGCAGUGCACGGAAACGCCGUUUACCUUCCCGCCAGAGUGGUACCUAUUUAUCUACUUGCACUUUGAUGUGCUUUCAAACUGCUAGGUUGGCAGGAGCAGGGACUGAGCAACGGGAGCUCACCCCGUUGCGGGGUUUCGAACUGCCAGCCUUUUGAUUCGCAAGCCUUAGGCUCUGUGGCUUAGACCACAGCGCCACCUGUGUCCUGGCCUACCUUUUAGGACUGUUUUAAAGAUUAAUGUGGUAGAGUGUGUGGAUCACUUUGCACGAUUAAACAAAGCACCAUGUAUACCUAAUUUAUUCUAAUUACUACUAGAACCACAAAGGGUUUGUUGUGGAAAUUACAAAGAUAAACACUGACUGGAACUAAAAGUAUGAAAUUGUUUAUAAGAGUCAUAAGGAAUAAAUUAGAGUGCCUCCUGCAAGUCAGUAAGAAAGGAAUGCAUCUUUUGUUAAAAGUAGGUAUGUGUAAAACUCUUUUUGCUUUAUAACAGUGCAAGCAUACAUGGGAGUUCUUUUUGGGACUAUUCCUGAUAUUCAGCUAUUGAAGAGGAACAGAAUAAAGAAGCCAGCUUAUAUUCCACAUGCAAAAUUGCAGAAAGCAGUGAGCAGUGUUGGCUGCACAUUACAACAGAAUUUUGCACUUACUUUAAAACAAAGAAGGAGCCGUUCCUUAAGCCUGCAAAAAAAGGCUUGAGAAUUUGUGGGAAAUGUCCAAUCAAACUGGCGACAGGAAUGAUGGUCACAGUGCUGGAGUAGCUGCGGAGGAUUGACAGCCGUCAUGACAUCCAGCUUCAGUGCCAUGCCUAUCUGUUUGUCCCUCCCCUUGAAGUGGAAUAAAUUAUGCAAAAUGAGCAUAUGUUUUGCAUACCGCAACUUGAUUUGCAUAAUCUGCACAGCUGCUGGUUUCAGCUUUUCAAGGAGCAGAACGUGAGCUAACUUGGUACACAACAUUGAGGCGUGUUGUUGUUUUAAGCACACAGCUAUGACAAGAAUAUGGUCUGAAAAGCAGGCUGGGUUUGGAGACAGCAUUGCACUUUUGAUGGGAAGAGCCUUUUUUUAGGAAUGUGUGAUUGGGACUGGGGAGGGACGACAGGGAGAAGAGCAGGCGCUCGGAGCGUGAUCCUUGGGGUGAGAAUAGGAAUGUUGCAAAGCGCACAAGGGAGUCCCUGUGUUCAUCUUUGAAAUGCCGAGGGGGGAAUGUGCUUGCAUGCAAACAGCCCUAAUCUGCUACAAACAGUCCGCCUGCCCUUGAGAAAAGUCCCUCUGUUUUUCAGGAACUUACUUUUUCUUUCCCGUAACCAGCGCAGCCUUGCCUAUUCAACUCAGUAAUCCUUCUGGAGGGAGGGAGGCAGUUCCAGAAGCGCAACCCAGUAUGGGCAUAUUCUAGAGCAGUAGUGACAUAUGUAAACAUCAGAGAGUCAUGGGUCACUCGCUUGAGGCAUCUGGAGCUAUGUUUUCCCUGCAGGCAGCCAUGGCGUGGUGCCUCUUUUGCUCCUGUUUCUCGCCAUGUAACACAGAGGAGACUGGAUUGUGUGGGUUCAACAGUACAUUCAACACUACUCCUGUUUAGCCAUUUGGUCCUUUCUAAGCCUGUGAUUAAGGGACAUGGGUGGCGCUGUGGAUUAAACCACAGAGCCUAGGACUUGCCGAUCAGAAGGUCGGCGGUUCAAAUCCCCACGACGGGGUGAGCUCCCGUUGCUUGGUCCCUGCUCCUGCCAACCUAGCAGUUUGAAAGCAUGUCAAAGUGCAAGUAGAUAAAUAGGUACCGCUCUGGUGGGAAGGUAAACGGCGUUUCCGUGCGCUGCUCUGGUUCGCCAGAAGCGGCUUAGUCAUGCUGGCCACAUGACCUGGAAGCUGUACGCUGGCUCCCUUGGCCAAUAAAGCGAGAUGAGCGCCGCAACCCCAGAGUCGGUCACGACUGGACCUAAUGGUCAGGGGUCCCUUUACCUUUUAAGCCUGUGAUUCUCUCUCUCUCUCUCUCUCUCUCUCACACACACACACACACACGUGUACAUGUAGAUAUGCAUGCACAGUCUUGUGUCUUCACUCUCAGAUGCAGUCAGGGACAUGCAGACAGAUUUGUCCGAGCAUAUGCACAUGUGAAACUUCCUUAUCUUGUUUGACAUUUGGUCCAUCUACUGCAGCUUUAUCUACUGGCAAUAGGAAUCCAGAACUUAGGGAGAUAGGUCUUUCCUGAGAGAUUUUCAACUUUUUGAUCGUCACCCUGCAAAACGUGUUCUCUCCCAUGGACCUACGGUCAGGGAAUACAGGCAUGCCUGCUCAUAAGCACAUAAAAGCAUGCGCACCAACUCAGUUUCCUUUUAUGCAUACGCCCACGAUCUCCUUUCCUGUACUAGAGCGUGGCUAGGAUUGGAUUUGCCUUGGGCAGCUUUUGCUCCCACCUCUGUGCCCUUUAACCUCCAGCAAAUGUGUUGAGGGCCCUAAAAUAGCAGCCACUGGAGUCAGACAGGAAACACACAGGGGUGGAGGCUGGAGUUCAGACAGGCAGGAAAUGGGCGGGAGUGUUGCUCCCCUGUCCCACAGAGAAAGAGAGAGAGAAAGAGAGGGAAUGAACAUAUGCAUAGUUCCAGUAUCCAGAUGAUUGAUGGACGAAAUCACAUUCAACCACGACUACUUCUGGAAGUAACAUACACUGAACAACCAGCCUCCAAAUAGAUGGAUGCACCCUCCUUCAUAUUCCAGAGUUGGCACACCUACACACAGAGAGAAACAAAGCCACAGAUACACAACCACACACGCACUUAUAUACUGUAUUCCUUAUUUCAUACUCCACCUGGUUCAGUCCGAUCCCUUGAUGCAGAUUGGCAUCAUAUUCGUACCUUCAUGUUCCUUCACAACUUGCACCACAGUGAGAAGGGUGGAGAGAGACAUCCCCAGCGAAUGUCAAAGGGACUGCAAGGCUCUGAGUGAAACCCUCCCUGCCCAGCAUCAAAAGAUAACGCCCUGCCAGUUGCUUUAUUUAUUGGCAGCUGGGGAUGCUGCAAUCUCCCCACAACACACAUUGGGUGGGCCAUGGCUGGCUUCCUUCUGAAUUUUGUUCAUCUGUCUCCUUUGAACCCCCUCCAGUCUGUCCCUGCUGCAAAGGCACAGGGCCCCCAGACUGAAUGAACACAAUUCUGUAAAUGAGCUGAACUUGAUCUGUGUUAUACAGAGUGAGGGAGCUGUUGAUGUCUUGUGUCUCGUAGCCUCAGCUGUGUUUAAGGCUUGGAGGCAGGCAGUAGUCUGGGAGAGACAUUGCUUGCAUCCUAUCAUGUUCUGUCUGUCUGUCUGUCUGUCUGUCUGUCUUUUGCCACUCUACCAAAUCUGGCCAAACAGGUUUGUUCAGGUUUUAGAAACAUCAUAACCCUCACCCUUUCUGCAGAACCUGAUUAGAGCAGGUGAAAGCAUCCACAACAAAGAGAGACCUUUCUUUAACACCAUCUUAAACUAUUUUGGAGGUGGAGGUGUUGUCUGUCUCUAGCCUUUAUGAGCUUGAUCCAGCUCCAAGCUUGCCUUUUUGGAUUGCUUCUUAAAAACAACAAUAAAAACAAAACCACUUCUUCCAUAAAGCCUUUCUUCCUGGACCACCCUCACCACUUCUGCACCGUCUUUACCACCACAUCCUUUCAACUCUUUUCCUUUUCAGUUUCCCCUUUCUUCUAUUAUCUUCCUUCAGAUUUGUUCUGAGUUUACUUUGGGGCUAAGUAAGGCAGUGUGCACUGGGUGUAGUGAUUUGCAAGCUGAUUUGUUACUGCUAUUUUGAUCUGUCCUUCAUUCUGUGUUUUAAUUGUGAUAUUUAUAAUGUUUAUGGUUUUAUUUUCUUUGUACGCUGCCCUCUUCAGUUUACUGGAGGGUGAUCUAGAGACAGCUUUAAAAUGAAUACACAUUCAGUGGCAAUUACUUCUUAGUCAGUGUGUCUACAGUAGCAUCCUCAGCCACCCAUCAAUGGGUCAUAUUCAAUGUAGCAUGAACCAAAAUGUUCCAUCAGCACAAUCAUUUCUGCUUGAGCAGAGAAUGCUCUCCCCCUCCCCUCCAUGUCCCCUAAAUCCGUUCCCCCUCCCCAACCCUCCAAAGCAGAUUUGGGGGUGGUACUGUAGAAGGAAGAGGGAAUCUCAUGGCAAUAACGUAAUCUUUGCUAGUGCAACUAUUUAAGUGAAAAUCACAUGAUGGUAUGAUGGAUAAUGGAUUACAAGUCAACUUCUGCAAGUCAACGUGAGCUGCCUUUGGGUAAUAAAGCCCCGUUUUGGGUUUUUCUUUUGCAGGUGGGUGCGCGAGUUUCUCAAUGACGAAAACAAAGGCCUGGAUGUGCUGGUGGAUUAUCUCUCCUUUGCUCAGUGUGCGGUGAUGUAAGUGUCUGCAUUUCCUUUGAGGUGCCCCUGAAUCUUCCUGCCUCUUUGUAUCACUGUUGGAAGCAGUGGGACUUUGAAGGCAGGUUGCUGGGCAUUGCGAGUGGGGAGAGUCCUUCAGGCUUCCCAUAGACUCUGUGUUAGAAGAGGAUGCUUGACUACAUGGAUCGUUGGCCUGAUCCAAAAAAAGCUCUUAUUAUGUUCUUAUGAAACACAUUUGUAGACAAAAUCAGUCCAGAAGGAUAAUUAGCUACCUGGUUUUUUGUUUUUUAAUCAGUCUUGGGGCCUAUUCAUAUUCUCAUUCAGAGUCCCAGGCAGGCAGAAUAAUGUUGUUGAAUUCAACAUUUUCCAUCUGGAACAUCUUUAGCUGGCAACCAUCUGCUGCAAUGGCUUCCCAGCUUCCCUUUUUCAACUUUUGUGAUAGUCAUCACCUUGGGGUAUUUAUUAGGGGCAUAAAUCUGCUUGCUAGUUGAUUAAUCAUCUGGCCUUUCAGUGAUGAACUGGUUAUGCUAAAACUAAUUCAAAUAUUAUGAAAACCUCAGUUCAGGUGCCUUUCCGAGAAGAAGCGAGACAAAUUUGCAUCAGUGUCUCUGGGCAAGUUCAGGUGGCAGAUGGUUGGGGUCACGCUGGCACUGAAGUCAGGGCACUGCUGAAAAGGCCCUCUCAUUGGCCCCCACGCCACCCCUUCUUAGUGUCCCCGAGGAAGAUUUUUACAGUUUGAGGCAGGCUCACAUGGAAAGAAAUACACCUGAAGGCACUUUGAUCCCAAGCCAUUUAGAGGUGCAAAACAAGGGCAGGUAACGUCUUUCAGCCCAAGGGCCACAUUUCCUUCUGGGCAACCUUUUGAGGGCCACAUGCCAGGGGUGGGGCCAGAGGCAAAAGUAAGCAGAGCAAUGAGACUCUGUACAGCAGGCUAGUUUCUGCACACAUGCUUUAGCCUCUAUAUAGGCAAGCUAGAGGCAUCACACCCCCCUAGCCCAUCAAAAACACCCAGAAGAGGGUGCAAAACAGAGGGAGCAUAUGGCUGGAGAAGGUGUAUGACCUGGAGAGAGAGAUUUGGAGGACCGCAUUCGACCCCUGAACCAUAAGGUCCCCACCUGUGCUGUAAAGGUUAAGGCCAGUAUUUCAAACUGGGAUCUUUAAAUGGACCAGGAGGUCAGUGUAGUUGCUUUAAAACUCUUCACUGAGAUGCAAAGAGCAGUAUGGGAGCGACUUGUGAGUCAGUGCCCUGCUGAGCGUCCAGUUCCCCUUUUCACAAGGGAAUUGCUUUGGCAGCAACCAGCUCUGAAGGUCUCUCCUUAAUCAUAGUAUUGUAGAGAUGGAGGGGUCUGCGAGGGUCAUCUAGUCCCACUCCCUGCAAUGCAGGAAUCUUUUUGCCCAAACCACAACCCUGAGAUGAAGAGUUCUCAUGCUUUACCAGCUGAGCUAUCUGUGACUCCUUCCAGGAUUCAGUGGACACAGCUCUAGUAGCUCCCAGGAAGCAAGUUGGUGUGUGCAGCACCUGCUCUAAUGUAGACACCUGACUGCCAGGUGGUUCACGUCUAAUGUAAAGCCAGCCUGUAGCACAGUGCAGAUUGGCCUGUAUGCUGUGAGCACACAUCUGAUGCAAUGCUAGCCUGGGAAUUUGUCAUAGGGCAGGCCCAGCCUUAAAAAACAUAUCUGCCUGUCUGUCUGCCUGCCUGCGUGUAUGUAUAUAUAUAUGCCUUGUACCUGGUUUUCUUUGUGCUCAGAUCCUGCUUACGCAGGGGGAGAUUUGAGCCUAUGCCUUGUCGCAUGCCAAGCUGCUGGGCUUGUGGCCUGUUGGGAGGAGCCCCCGUGAAUCCAGAGCUUGAGCGCUCUACGCAGCUUUUGUUCUCGAACGUCUCUGUGUGUGUGUACGGCUGGGGGGUGUCUGUGUGUCUGUGGGCAUAGGUAUGGUGUGUGAUCCCUCUCUGCCCUCCAGGUUUGAUUUUGAGGGCCUGGAAAGUGGUGAGGAUGGAGCGCUGGAAAAGCUGAAAUCCUGGAGCAGGUCCAUAGAGGAUCUGCAGCACCCCAGCACCCUGUCUGCACCCUACGCCAACAGCCUUGCUCGCUCUGCGCGCCAGUCUGCCCUCCGGUAUGUACCUCUGCCCUGCUGCGCCUUCUGGUGUGUAGCCUUCUGAGCGCUGCCGUUGGUUGUAAUAAUAAACCCCCUCCCUGCUUUCUGCCCUCCAGGGGAUGCCGUGUGCUGAUCUCUUCUCCCCACUCCCAUCCUUCCCCCCUGAUGCUCCUCUGGCGGUAGCUGGCCAUGUCUCCUCUCUGCUCCAGGCUCUUCUGCUCUUUUGCCAUGCUCUGUUUGCCUGUCUUUGCUGGGUCUCCUGUUCUCUCUCUUUCUCUGUCCUUCUCACCUGGGUAAGUAUUUCUGCACUGGGCUGCUGUGUGAGGAAUUCGGUGCACACUCCCCGGGCUGGACAGUGGCCUAGGUGCAUGAAGAUGUGUGCGGGAACACAGAGGGGGCCCCUGCAGUCCACACCCAGGGCUGGUGGCCUGGUGGCAAGCAGGUGGCCAAGCGGCCAAUGGGGACGGAUGAUCCAAGAGCAAGGUCCAAGACUCCUGGUACCUCACAGUCUGGAGGUUCCUGCCCUGGGAAUGGACAUGGUUCAAACUCCAACUUAGUCACAGGCCCGUUGGCUGACUUUGGAAAAGCUCCUUCUCUCUCAGACUCUGAUUCCCAUCUGUAAAAAUGGAAAGGAAAACAGUUUUACCACGCAGGGCUAUUGCUCCUGACAAUUUUAACUGUAUGCCUGAUGAUUCUUGAUAAUAGUAGGCAUUCAGUACUUUGAGGUGGCUGGAUAUUCUUGUAGGUCCAGCAGAGAAAUUCUGUGGUGUAUUUGUUUAUUAUUUGUUUCAUAAAAAAUUACAUACCACUUGAUUGUAAAAACAAACAAGCACCCAACCACAACCUCAAAGCAGUUUACACAUUGAGACAGCUAUUGAGCCACAAGGGCUGCUGAAAGAUUAUUAUCAUUUUUCCCCUUCAAAGAGUGAUGGGUGGUUUGAAAGAAGUAUUGCUGUUUGUGGUAUAUACAUUCAUCCUGCUAUUUUGUCUGGUUAAAUAGGUUUGGGAGGCCUUUGUGUUUACCCAAAUCCUGCAAAACAUAGUUGACCAAGAUAAGAAACAGAACACGUUGAAACAAUGCCUUUUUUGUAUCAUUUCCUAGUCUUUGCCUCUAGCCUAAGAAAUAUUAAACCAAGUUUAGAGGAAUCAGGAGACAGGAUGCCUAAACCCAUGGGUUGGGUGGACUCCUUUUCUUACUUAAUUUGGUCACCUGGUUCCCUUUCCAACUCAUGUCUUUAAAAAUUGGGAGCUCAUGAGUUCAGACAUUUUUAGCAUAGGUGGGCGAAUCUGCAUAAUACCUGUGGGAACUCCAUCUUGGGUGAGGGUCGUGGCUGCGAAGGGAUCAGUGUCUCCCCAUACUGUCAUGGAGAGACACGGCAGAUAUAUAUGCUGAGCCCCAAACUCAGCCAAAGCUGAGCCCCAAAAAUUCAGCCCCAAAAUCAGGCCAAACAUACCGUAUUUUUCGCUCUAUAGGACGCACCCAACCAUAGGAGGCACCUUGUUUUAGAGGGGGAGAACAAGAAAAAAAAAAUCUCCCCCUCUCUGCCCAGCACCCCUUCAGCGAAGGCGCAGGAGAAACGGAGCCCCUUCCAUUUCUCCUCCCGCUUCGCUGAAGGGGUGCUGCGCCUUAGCUGAAGGGGCACCUAGCCUUCAGCGAAAGGAACCCAAAGCCUCCAGAGGCUUCAGGCGGCUAUCUUUGAAGCCUGGGGAGCCAGAGGGGGUCGGUGCACACCGACCCCUCUCGCUCCCCAGGCUUCAGCAAAUGCAACGCGAAGCCUCCGGAGCUCGGCGGGAGUGCUCCCACUGUGCUUCGGAGGCUUCGCAUUGCUAUCGCUGAAGCCAAGGAGCCUGCAUUCGCUCCAUAGGAUACACACACAUUUCCCCUUAAUUUUUGGAGGGGAAAAUGUGUGUCUUAUAGAGCGAAAAAUAUGGUACUUUUCCUCCUUGAUCAUUGAGCUUUUCGGCCCUUGUGUUCUUUCUGUGUCUCAAACACCUAGAGAGUAUUCCAGAUUUUUGGCAAGAAACUUCUUUAUUCCUUUUGGAAAACCCCAUUUAAAUCCCCAGUGUAUUUACAAUAUUUUUGCUUCAAGUUUUUGGGAACUGUAUAAUUAUUUUUUUAAGCAGCAUGACUUUAAUUUCUCCUUGUUUCAGCAAAUAAAAGCUGAAUGUCCUAUCUCUUGAGGGGUGUUUGUGCAUGUGUUGAAAGCUAAAACUGACAACAGUGGUCUCCUGGAACUUAGCUUUUAAGUAGAUUAGCAAAACCCCUGAGUUGAUCUUAGACUCCAAAUGAGUGGUAGCCAUUCAGCCUUUCUUUUGCCAGCGAGAAACCCACAUCUUGGGCAAACCUUCUGACAGAAGCUGGUGGUUCUAAUUACAGCUCUCCCUUCCUGUUCUUAGCUGCGGCCGUGACCUCAUCAUUGGCAUGGGGCAAACAUUUUUUUGAGCCUCACUGCUUUUUCUGUGUGUGUGUAUGAGUGUGCUAAAUGUAGGACUCUCUUUUUGCCAGAUACACCACCCUUCCCAGCAGGAAAGCCCUGAAGAACUCACGGCUGGUUAGCCAGAAGGAUGACGUCCACGUUUGCAUCCUGUGCUUACGAGCCAUUAUGAACUACCAGGUAAUGCUGGCAGGGCCCUUCUUCUUCUUCCUAUUGCCUGCCUCUAGCUAGGAUCAGGGAUGCCUGUUGGCUGCAAGUCUAAGCCCAACACUUCAUGAGUGGGGAAAACUGAAUUCAACCCUAGCAGAGUAAAAUAAAUCAAAAUGUGUGCUUGUAUUUACCGUAUUUUUUGUACCAUAACACUCACUUUUUUCCUCCUAGAAGGUAAGGGGAAAUGUCUGUGCGUGUUAUGGAGCGAAUGCCUACGGAUGGCGGGGGUAUCUGCUGCAGUCGUGAGCAGAGGAUCCAUGGUUCCUCUUCCCUCCUCUGUGGCUCGCUUUGAAACAGCAAAGCGGGAGAAGAGCCGCUGAGUGGGGAGGAGAGCGGGACAGGGAGCCUGCUUGCUUUAAAGGAGCAAAGCGGGAGAGGAGAGGAGCCUUCUCCUCUUAUACCCCUCUUCUGCAUUAUUAGCAGCAUCCUUCUCCACAUACCCCUCGCGUGCUCCUUCUCCCUUGAGCGCUUUUCCAUCCCUCCCCACCUAAAACGUGGUUACAAAGCACGGAUCCACAUGGAUCCUCAGGAGUUUUGCACUGGGUCACCCCAAAUUCACCAUCAGAUCACAUAGCAUGUCCAUGGCUACAGCUUGCACCAAAAAAAUCAGGCAUCCACUGUUUCGUGGGGCCGCAGUGGUGCAAAAAUGUGGUUACAAAGCAUGGAUCCACAUGGAUCCUCAGGAUUUUUACAUUGGGCUACCCCAAACUCACUGUCAGAUCAAACGUCUGUGGCCACAGCAUGAACCACAAAAAUCAUACAUCCACUGUUUCGUUAUAAUAUUUUUUUUCUUGUUUUCCUCCUCUAAAAACUAUGUGCGUGUUAUGGUCGGGUGCGUGUUAUAGAGCGAAAAAUACGGUACUUAUUUACAUUUGUAGCCUGGCUCUAUCUAAAGGGUCUGGGAUGGGUUGUGGGAGUUGGAAACAAGUGCAGACAAUUGGACACAUAAGAAGUGUGUGUGUGUGUGUGUGCGCGCAAUAAAUCUGAGCCAAAAGAACAUUUUUGAGGGGCAGGAGGGAGGCAUGAGCCCCUUUGUUAUUGUGUGAUGUGCGAUAUUCCUUUGAAAACACAUCAUUUAUUUAUUUUUAGUAAUGCCAGUUUCCUAGAUGAUUUGCACUAUAUAAUGACUCCACUACAGGCUGUGCCUGGGCUGCUAAAUCAACAGUUUCGCUGAGGUUUCACUGGUUCUUUCUACUCCUAAUACUUCUAUGCAUUUCUUCCCCUUUUUGCAUGUCAGUAUGGAUUCAAUCUGGUCAUGUCUCAUCCUCACGCUGUCAAUGAGAUUGCCCUCAGCUUGAACAAUAAGAACCCCAGGUAAGGCGGCUGGGUGUUCAGGUGCGCCCUGUGGAAACGUGGAUAACUUAACCUCUAUAGGUGGACUAAUGUGGCUCCCUUUGUUUGGCUCUUAGUGUGUUUAAAAAUGCCAGGUCCUGCUUGCCUUACAACCAGCGUCAAGUCUCUUCAGCUGUCCCUUGGGCUUCUCCUACCAGUAAGGGGUUUUAGUUGUGUAAUGGGACUAAGAAUUUCACAUCCACAGAGAACUGCUGUCUUCAAAACUCUUCACAAAGAAGUCAAAGCUGGUGUCACAGGUGCUCCCCAGCCAAAGGAAAGCACACGGCAGAUAGUUAACUCUUCAUUGACAAAAGCGGACGCUGAGAAUAGUAUCUAUGACUUUGAAUACUUACACAUACCAGUCUAGCAUCUAGGCUGCUAUUCCCAGCUCUGUGCUCUAUAGAGCAGUUGCAGCAACAGGGGACCACUCCCCCUUCACUUUUUUAUGGAUCUCCCCCCUCCUGGUUCUGGGAGACAGUGGUGCAAGAGUGGGUGGGGAAGCCCCCAACCCUUCACUUGCCUCUCCUGCUGCUCCCUCUUUUUCUUCAAACCCACCCUGUGCUCCACCCUCCAGCUCUGAAGCUGUCGUGGACUGGCUUAGCACAGAGGAGUGGUGGGAGGCACCAGCUGGGGAACCCCCAAGGGAACCCGCAGGGGAAGAAGGCUCAGAGCCAGGGGUUUGGUGGUGAGACAACAGAAGCUUCCUCUGCCUCUGCCUCUUGCCUCCUGGCAAGUAGAGGUCCCCACAAAUCACUACUCUCCCACAAAUCCCUUCCCCUGGUGCACACGAGUCAGCGUCCUUCUGGUCCCUGACAGCUUGUUCUUAAGUGAGCUGAAAGUGACUUGAGAGAACCAUCACUUUCCAUGAGGCCCUCCAGACAGAUUGACAUUUGUUGUUGCAUGUGAUUGAUGCAGUACUAGUGCACCAGGGCUAGAUUUAUACUGGAUCAUCCACACAUCAUUCCGCCUUUUUAGAUGUUCUCUGAUGCUUCCCCAGUGUUAUUGCCCCACACUCUUACACUGCAGUGCGACAAAAGUGGGGGUCCUCUAAGAAAGAGAACAUUUGUGUUAUAAAAUGUUACAGGAUUUCAGCAGGAAAUAUGGGGACAUGCACUGAUUGGAAAGGAAGCAGUAGAGCCACCCUUAAACGUUUGCUGGCACAAACAGUAUUGAAAACAGGAUCGUGUAUAACUGCCCCAAGACCAUCCUGAGCACAAAUCAUAACAGAUGCACAAUAAAAAGGAUGUCUGGAGGGGUCCGUGGUGUGUGCGUGUUUGUAUGAUACCAUGGAUCCCUCCCUAUGUUGCCUCUGGUCAAACAAGUUUUGCAGUUUUUUGAAAUGCUUCGUGAAACCCUGCAAAACCUGUUUAGCCAACAUGGAAGUGGAAUGAGUUCACACGCUAUUAGCAGCCAUCCCUCCUUCAAACUGCCAUCGGCUCUGAAAAACAAAACGAAACAAUGGCCUGCCUCCAGCUAGUGAAACUGAUUUUGAGCAGGUUUUAAUUUGCAGAACAGAUGUGCACUUGGACCACUUUCUCCUGUUUCCUCAUAUUGUUUGGCCUAACUGAAAUCUCUGUGCACAGCCAGAAAAACUGUCUGGGCCAUGUUGUUGAUAUAAAGUGCAUUGAUCAUCUGCGGUUUCCAGGCCUUCCAUUGCAAAGUUGCUGGUUUACAUCUUGUGUUGGCUUAUCACAUAUCCCGUCCUGGCAUUAUAUGAUGAAUGGGCACAUAUACAGAGGGAAGCAAGCUCAUGAGUGAACCAUGUCCCUGGGGGUCUUUUGGUAUGCUCUGCAAAGUAAUGUUUACAAUAUGAACUGCAAAAUAUAAUUUAUAUACAAUAUUUCUUCUUCUUGCAUAGAUGUUAUAAGUUUGCACUUUUUUUAUUGCCUCCCCUUGCCCUAACCAUAUUAAUUCAGCAUUUGAAAAUGCAGCUCAGUUAAGAAACUCCCUGAUGGGCUCAGUCUUUAAUUGGUAAAGUGAGAAUGCCAUGGAGAUACAAAGAAAAACAAGCCCUUUCUCACUUGAAAGCUGCUGUUAAAGUGGCAGGAUCAUGCCAGACAUGGGUGUAAAAUACUUAACUAACUGACCAAUUGUAUCACAGAUAACUCGGUUCUGCCCCCCUGACAUAAAGCCUGCUCCCCGUGAAAUAAAUCCUGGCUCCGCCCAUGAUGCCAGAUAUAUGUGGAGUCACUCUACCCUAGCAGAAGGGUAUGCCAUAGAGGCAUAGCUGUCAACUUACAUAUUUGAAAAUAAGGGACCAACAGCCUCGAAAAUAAGGGAUCAGCAGCCAAAAUAAGGGAUUUUCCGGGCCCCUCUGAGCCAAAGGCAGAAAGCCCAGCCAGCAGCCAAACGAAGCCUCAAGCGGUGGUUCCCACAGCGCAGCAACCCAGCAAAGGGGAUGCAUCAAGGAAAACCACCGUCAUCUCUCCGCUGGGAAGCGCUGAGCAAAGGCGAAUCCCCAGGCAAUGCGGCCGAUUUGAUCGGCACAAGGCAUGCAAGCUCCACCCCCCAGUCGUUCUUAGACUCCAUAUUGGGUGAGCAACACAGUCAAGCAACCCAGUUGGAGCCUCCCUCCUCCCUGGCCAGCAGGGAGGGAGGGAGAGGAGCUGCUUCCUUUGAAACCCGGGAAAUUUAAGGGACAUCAUCAAUAAGGGACAGCAGUAGGACACGGCGCUGGGAUAAGGGAGUUUCCCGCCAAAUAACGGACAGUUGACAGCUAUGCCUAGAGGGGAACCUCCUGCUUACCUAGCAUUAGUUGCCGCACCAAUGGAUGUGUUCAGCUGGAAACCAGAAAUGAUCAAACUGCACUAGGAGCAGGGGCAAAGCUGAACAAUCAGGGACACCUGCUGAUCACAAAACCUACACCUGUGUUGCAAAACUGGAAUAGACAGCGGUUUGUUGGAAGCAAGGCCCCCUGACAGGAAAGCCUCAACUUUGAAUGAUAGGGGUAGCCAGUUUGGUACCCUGCAGGUGUUCUUGGACUUCACUUCCCACCAGCCCCAGCCAGCAUGGCCUGUGAUUGGAGAUUAUGGGAGUUGUAGUCCAACGACACCUGGUGGUUACUACACUGGCUGCCCCUGCUACAUGCCUCUGCAACAGUUGCAUCCGAGGGAUGCUGUUAUCAUUGUGGGAUAUAUUCUGCGUCACCAGCAAAGUGACAUUGCUUUUCUUUCUGGUUGGUGGCACAUCCUUGCUUCUCUCUUUUCUCUCCAGGACAAAAGCCCUGGUGUUAGAACUGCUGGCAGCUGUUUGUCUGGUGCGUGGCGGCCAUGAGAUCAUUUUGGCUGCUUUUGAGAAUUUCAAGGAGGUGAGGACUAACCGACAGCACCCUGGGGGGAAUCAGCAACGGGGAACCUGCAGUUAUUCUUGAGCUCCCAUCAGUCCUGAUCAUUGGCCAUGAUAGCUGGGGCUGAUGGGAGUUGGAGUCCCAGCAACAUCAGAAUGCCCCAGGUUCCCCAUACCUGGGAGAGAUAUGAAACUUGGAAGAGGAAGGGAAGGCAAGAUGAGGGAAACAGAUGUGCGUGGUAGUGGGGACAAUUUAGUAGAAAAUUGUGCGCACAAGGACAAAUGGACAGACAGAUACGCAAGUUGAGGGAGGGAGGUGGAGGAAAAGUCGUGUAGCAUAAAUGGAUAGAGUAGCAGUGGCCAACUUUUGAUCCCAAAUCAGAGCCCAUGUGUUAGUGCCACUUAGGAGCAAACUGCAAUACCAGCACACAUUGGUACCUGUUUACCUCUGCCUUCCUCAGCUCAGGAGUGGCCUCUACACAGGUAGCUCCACUCCACACCAUAACUGUGCUUGAAAGCCCACCAGUUCUGUUUCUGGAUGGCGUAAACCCCUGUAGCCUUUCAUUCAAGAGGAAGCUGAUUGAAGGCUCUUCUCUCGACACCCUCAGUGUCUGAGGUUAGACAGGUGGACACCAGGCCUCCUCACCCACAUUAUGGAAUUCCUUCCCUAUGUGUGUGAGCCUGGCACCAUCUUUUAAGUGCCAAGCAAAGCCUGUCCUGUUUGCUUAGGCUUUCAAUUUCAUCUGAUCUGCCUUUUUGUGGCAUCUUCUCCUCCCCACUUUUUUGUGUAUUUUGUCUUAAUGGAUCCUGCUCUCUUAAAUGAUUAUUAUUAGCAUUAUUAAUUGUUUUAUUCUGCUGUUUGCCCCCUUGAAACAUCCAUCAAAGGCAGGGAAUUCUAAAUCCAAAAUUAAAAUUAAAAAAUAGGUGGAGCCUACACAUGCAGGGUAGAAGGAGAAGGAGCCAAUGCUCUCUCUGCCGAGGGAUUCAAGCAGAGCUGCUUGUUCCUCCUGCCUGGGCUGCUGAUGUGAGGCUGGGUAAAGGAAUGAAUACAGGAAUGUGCUUGAGAAUAUCGGAAUGUGCAUGUGAAUCUGGUAGAAGGGAUGAAUAGCUACGUGAAGGGGUACUUAUGGAGAAGUCUACAAAGACUGCAUACCGGGAACACUCUGUAUUUGGCUGGCUCACCAGUACUAAAGCACCCUUAAGACCCUGCUGUGCUCUCUGCUUCUCAGGUUUGCAAAGAGCAGCACCGCUUUGAGAAGCUGAUGGAGUAUUUCCGCAACGAGGACAGCAAUAUUGACUUCAUGGUAAGGAGCAAAAGCCCUGGUGCCCUGAGUUGCAUAAAAGCACAAGUCGCUUUUCUGUUUAUGCCAGCAGCUCCCACAAUCUGAUGCAAAGGACAGGUUGCGGUAUCUCUUAAAUGCAAGAUUAUAUACAUGCUGUCACUGACCGUGCUGUGGGCAAGGACACGUUCCAGCCAGGCAUAAACACUCGGGCCAGUGGGGGACGUGGCCAACAGAAUGUGGCCCAAGAAGAGUUCUGAUGGCCGAACAGAGCCAUCAGUAGCUUCUCCACCCCUGCUGUGGAUAAUAGAUGGACCAAUGUUUUGACGCAGUACAGGUGGCAAGCAUUUCACACGGGGGUUCCAUUCCCGGCCCCUCCGCACAUUGGCGGAGCACACAUAAGUGCGACCCACUCCAUUAUACCCCGUUAUGCCCCAGAUCUGCCCUCUUCCGGGUCCAAAAGGACCCACACGUUAGCGAUCACAUGCCAAUUGGACGUGCCUAAAAUGAUCGCCACCUGCCUAAGGAAGUUCCCUAUGUUUCUAAUUACCAUGUUCCAGCAUAGAGCUGCAGAACCCUAGUAUUAAAGCACACUGCAUCCGCAUGCUAGCCAAUUGAAUUUUAGGAAGCAACAUAGGAAGAUUGGUCCACCCCAACUGGCAGCCGCUUUCCAGAAUCGUGGGCAGAGGUCUUUUCCAUCACCUGACCCCUGUUCCUUUUUUAAAAACUGGACAUGCUGGAGACCGAACCCACUUCAUGAAAAGUGAAUUCCGCUGAGCUGAACUCCCUCCUCUUAAUUAUGCAAAGUUCCUCCCCAAAAUCAUGGCAGCUGAGGUGCAGGGAUCUCAACCCCAGAGGCCUUCCCCAUCUGUGCAGGCAUUCCCAUUUUACACUGUGGAUUGGAUUGGUAGAGUCUGCGUAUGGACAGCAGGUUGCCGGGUACCUAUCUCUUCUAUGGGGUGGGGACUGUUCCCCCCCAAUCCAAUUUAUAUUACAGAACAAUUUAGAAAGUGUGUUUCUGCUUCUUCAUCCCUGUUCUACUCUCCAGCUACCAUGUCAAAGACUGUGGCAGCGCUCUUGCACACAGUCAAUAUAUUUUUAUUGAUUGAUUUAAUACCUGUUGGUGGUUCGAAUCCCCGUGACAGGGUGAGCUCCCGUUGCUCGGUCCCAGCUCCUGCCAACCUAGCAGUUCGAAAGCACGUCAAAGUGCAAGUAGAUAAAUAGGUACCGUUUCGGCAGGAAGGUAAACGGUGUUUCUGUGCACUGCUCUGGUUCUCCAGAAGCAGCUUAGUCAUGCUGGCCACAUGACCCGGAAGCUGUACGCCGGCUCCCUCGGCCAAUAAAGCGAGAUGAGCGCCGCAACCCCAGAGUCAGCCACGACUGGACCUAAUGGUCAGGGGUCCCUUUACCUUUACCUUAACCAACAACAAAACAACGCCUAAAUGGUUUAUAGUUUACAGUGCAAGCUGCAUGGUUUACAGUGCAAAACAGUAACUUGGCAGCCUAUGUUCCCAUCUGCCUUUCCCAAGUGCUUUCACCUGGUUGGCCAUAAUGUAUUUUAAAGGUCUUCUGCCUAUUGCCCUCUCUCAAUAUCUUUGCAGACCUAGGUCUGGCUCUUGCCUCUUCAUUUCUUCUCCUUUUCACAGACUUUUCACAGGUGCAUUUCCCAACUGUGGUGUCCUGGAACAUAGGCUUUUUAAACAUUUGAUCCUGUAUCGGUGAAAACUCUAGACCAGACUUCUUCAACAUGGUGUAUUCCAGAUGAUGUUGGACUCCCAUCUCCCAUCAGGCCUCAAACCAGCAUGGCCAACAGCCAGUAUAAUGGGGUUGUUCUUUUUAGUCCAGCAGUAUCUGGAGGACACCACGAUGGGGAAGACCCUGGCACUCUAGACAAAACCACAGGGGGAUGACAAAUUGAAGUUGUGCACCAUGAUGCCAGCUGCCCUCUCUCAAUGUGUUUUUCAGGUGGCUUGUAUGCAGUUCAUCAACAUCGUGGUGCACUCUGUUGAGGACAUGAACUUCCGUGUGCACCUACAAUAUGAGUUCACCAAACUAGGUCUGGAAGAGUUCUUACAGGUAACACCCAGUCUCUUCACAAGCCAAUCUAGGAACAGCUGAUAGAACCUAGUCCCGGUCAGACUUUUUCCAAGAAUAGGUCAAAUGCCUGACAAAGAUGGGUAAUGGGGUUGUUCAGCUAGAUCUGAACCUUUUAUAGUUGCAUGUGCUGCUGGCUCCUGGCCAUUUGGCGCCUGCAUGCUCAGUUUGAUAUCUGCAAAGCGGCACCUAGUUUAAGUAUCAGGACCUGGGCCUUCCUAGAUUUGGGGCAAUAAGAAGUCUAACUUUUUUCUGUUGUGACUGGUGCCCAUUCUGAGAGGUCCUCUAUAGUAAACUCCUGAGGCUCCACAGAGCCCACCCUCUCAUCGCAGAAUACUUUUAAAUAGUAUUCGUACCAUGUUUGAGAUGGGACGGUGUUAGUCAUGGAGGGUCUCUCGUCAAGGGCUCCAGAAACUAAUGCCAGAAUUGUUAGCUACUGUUGCUUGGAUUCAACAUUCCCGUUGUUUUUCAGUGAAAAACUUGUUCCUCGUGCCAAUCAAGAGAUGUAAUUGGUGUUUCAAUUUAAAGUAUUCCUCUGGCAGUCUCUGCACACCAGAGUCUCUGUAUUGGUGAUAUCUAUUUCUAACCUGUGUCUUUAAAGAUAAGUAUUCACGGUUAAACCAACCAGUUGCAUUUUUCCUCACCAGAUUUUUCCGUGACUGGGGUUGUGAGCUUAAUAGUCAUGUGCUCUGACACAUGAAUCAUUAAAUUGUCGUACUCAUGUAUGGUCUCUUGAUCUUUGUCUAGGUCCAUUGAUUUUAAGUUAAACUCUACCAGGGUGUUAGAGCAAAUUAAUGGUUGAAAUUUCUCAGAACAACUUGUGACCAUAUGAGACUGGGCAGGGUGGCUUGCUCAGAUCCAUCAGCCAGGGACACCUGCAUGGGAGGGGAGGAAUUAAUAGAGAAAAUCACAGGAAGGCGGCAUCUACUCACCCUUGACCCCUAAAUGCAUAGGCGCUUAAUGCAAGCAAGAUUCCUGCAUUUUCCCUGAGCUUAGACAAGUUUUGAUAGCGAUUUAGAAGUAAUGUUGUUCCUCCUAGAAGUCGUUGUGCCAAAUCCUUGAAGCAAAAUCGCUUUGAGGUUUGAAUCACACGCCGUGCUGGUCCUCAUGAAAAACAUGGGUGUGUUACAUUGCAGUCUUGUUCACAGAUUUUUCUUCAUUACCUUUUUCUCCUGGUGUACAGAAGUUACCUUUUGAGGGGAACAAAAUGCCCUCUAGGCUUACUUAUGAUUGUUGGCACAAUAUUUAUGCACUAACAGGCAAUCAAGGCGGAAAAACAACAACCAAUGUGAUCAGUACCAAAGAUCAACAAGAAAAAACAGCUGCUUAUCCUUUUAAUAGAGGUGUUUUCAACUAGAGGUGAACUGUGUCCAGGCAGGAUGUUUGUGUGUGAGAGAGACAGAUUGACAGAAAGGCAGCAUGCCGUACUCUUAUUGGAGAGUAGCCUUCAUUUAGAGUAUCUUUUGGAGCCUUUGCUCCAAAAUACAGGGUUACUCUUGUUAGCCUGUUGCAGCAAAAGCAAUUAAGAGUCCAGUAGCACCUCUUCAAGACUAUCAAAUUUAUAGUGGCAUAAAUGAUUCAUAGAAUCAUAGAAUCAUAGAGUUGGAAUAGACCACAAGGGCCAUCGAGUCCAACCCCCUGCCAAGCAGGAAACACCAUCAGAGCACUCCUGACAUAUGGUUGUCAAGGAUUGAGGUCCAGAACCCACUUCAUCAGAGGCAGAUAAAGAUAGCCUGGAACUGAGGGUGCUUCCAAACAGGGGUUUGUUGUGAGAUUGUUGCUCCUUAUGCAUUCAUGAGGAAAAUCCAGGGGAAAUUUUUUUUGUAAAAAACCCCAAACAGUUGUCAAUUACCUAUUUGUAAUAUCACAACAUUUUCAAUAUGGAAGCACUCUUAUGAAAUGCCUGCUUCACAUUUCCUGAAAAUUUUAUCUGUUAAAAAACCACAGAAACUUCCCUCUUCACAAACAUGCUGAGGGGAGUUUCCCUUAAUCAACACACAUUUGGUUCCUUGUGCUAUCUUUGAGCACUAUGACUUCAGUUGGAGAUGGACUGGUCUCUUUUCAGAGAGGCAGCUUGGGGGUAGGGAUGGGUUUCUGCUUGUAAUGUGUACAUGUCUCACCAUUGUCUCUGGUAAACAGGUUCCUUGGGGCUUGAAUUGUUUCAAAAACCUACAGAACCUACUUGACCAAAGACAGUUAUGGAACUAGAAAAUAAAGGGGAUCCCAUGGAAAGUGAUGCCUUCUUCAAGUUGUCUCCAGCUCCUCUAAAACCAACAUUAACUUUUGCCUUCCUCCUCCCUUUCCCUUCCUUUGAGUUGCCAAGAUACUUGUUUGUAGUCUGGUGGUCUGUUUAUGUCUGCUGUGAUGGCAGCCAAUGCACUUAACAACCUCAUCAGGCAAAGAGGACCCUACUGUUAGUUUAAACCUUCCAGUUAAGGGCUGUGAUAUACUUUGCUGUGGAAUAGUCGUCGAUUCCAGCAAAAACACUCUUUAGCAAGUGACUGAUGGAACUGGAAGCAAAACCUUUGCAAGGCAGUGGGGGGUGGGGAUACGAAAAGAAUUAAACUUCUCAAUUCCCAGCAUCAAAUAAAUGCCUUGUUAUUGAAAAGAAAGACUGGCCACCCUCACAUGAAAAUAGACAACAAACCUGAACAUCUUUUUAAAAGGCCAAAAUAAUUUCCAGUUGGGCAGAAGGUGGGUUUGGAUAUUUAGUACCAUUCCUCUCCUGAUUAUUGAAGAUAAUGGCAGGAUGCAGAACAGUGGAGUUGGGUGCAAGGUCUGGGUGGAAAUCCCGGUUUGAUGUCAGUUUCUAGCCUUGGUUUCAGCUGAAUCAAAACCAAAACAGACAUUAGGAGACCAAGUCUUGUUCUCAGAACCAAGGUCAUUGCUCGCUGAAGGGAAACAGGCACCAGUUCAAUAACAGGAACGAAACGGCAGAAUAAAGAAGCGUAGUGGUACAAAAGGUCAGACCUCUUCAGAGGCACAUUAAAGAACUUGGGAACUGAAGAGCUAUUCAGUGAAGAGUUCUAGCCACCUAGCAGGAAGGGAUGGAAACACCCUUCUGAGGAGACUAGUGAUGGCAAGGCAUGGCUGUGAAGUAAGUCAGACUUGUGCUAGUUCCAGACACCUCCAAGGGCAUAAGCGGCCCUCAAACUUAAUCUCACUUACUUGUCAUUCCUCCUUUCAAGGGAUCUCUGGGAAUUGUAGUUCUGUGGAGGGGGUCUAGGGAUCUCCAGCAGAAUCCCAACUGCAGUUUCCAGGAUUCCAUAAGCCAAAGUGCUCUCCGGAGGCCUAAUUAACCUUGGCAUUUCGUCACAUACCAGCUUUGACAUACCAGGGUUGACAUCAGACUCACUUUAUCAUUGGGGCUGCCUCCAGUGCUUCCAGGUAUGUACUAUCAGAUGAACUAGGAGCGUGGAAAACAUCCUGUGGGAAUGUAUCAUGAGAUGCUCCUCACUGUUCUGUUGUAGCUUUUGGGCGAGAUUCAGUGCCAUCACGCAGCAACCUGGAAGCUUGUUCCCUUUAAGAUAAUUUCCCCUUGCUCACUGGCUUCAUGCAGUUUUCUUCCUCUUGUGUUGCAUUUUCGUUUCUUUCCACAGAAGUCGAGACACACAGAAAGCGAAAAGUUGCAAGUACAGAUCCAGGCUUACCUGGACAACGUAUUUGAUGUAGGAGGGCUGCUGGAGGAUGCUGAGACCAAGAACGUAGCGUUGGAGAAAGUGGAGGAGUUGGAAGAACAUUUAUCACAUGUAAGUGUACAGAUACCCCCCUUUAGUUCACCAGAAGAACAUAGGAAUCAACAACAACAACAAUAACAACAAUAUUAAAUGCCACCCAUCUGACUGGGUUUCUCUAGCCACUCUGGGCAGCUUCCAGCAAAAUAUAAAAACAUAAUAAAACAUCAAACAUUAAAAACUUCCCUAUACAGGGCUGCCUUCAGGUGUCUUCUAAAGGUUAUAUAGUUACUCAUCUCCUUGACAUCUGAUGGGAGGGCAUUCCACAGAGUGGGUGCCACUACUGAGAAGGCCCUCUGCCUGUUUCCUUGUAACUUCGCUUCCCACAGUGAGGGAACCGCCAGAAGGCCCUUGGAGCUGGACCUCAGUGUUUGGGCUGAACGAUGGGGGUAGAGAUACUCCUUCAGGUAUACAGGGCUGAGGCCAUUUAGGGAAGAGUCCUGAUAGAUGGUUCCAUCUAGUCCAGAACCCUUUUUCCAACAGUGACUGAUCAGAGGCAUCUGGGAAGCCCCAAAGCAGGGCGUGAAGGCAACUGCUCUCCACCAUGGUUUACCCCUCCAGCGUUUGGUACUCAGCAAUAUACUUCUUCCAAACAUGGAUGUUCCAUUUAGCUUUCAUGGCUAAAUUUAUUUCAUAAAAUUUAUACACAGAUUGGUUGUAAAAACAACAACAACAACCCUCAGCGAGCUUUGAAAAAAGAUAAAACAAGAAAAUCAAAGAAAAAAUACAAACCUACUUUAAAAUAUACAAGUUAAAAUACAAAAAAAAAGAGGGAAAUGAGUGUACCUUCCAUUCAUUUGUCUAAUAUCCUUUUAAAAGCUCCAUAAGCCAGCAGCCAUCACCACCGUCUUGGGGCAAUAGGCUAAUUGUACAUUGUGCUGAAGAAGAUCGCCUAGUGUGGCAUUGGGAAGGGAAGGUGCAGUCAGGCUUAACUGCCUGCACAUUUGUAAAAACAUUGUUAUAACCAGGAGGGCCAGCAGCUUGUUUAAAAACAAGAGCCUCACGAGUCUGCUCCACACGUGAGAUUUUCUCAUUAUCUGAGCAGGAUAAUGAGAACAGAACCGCCUUUUUUGACCAAAGGAAAGUUGGUGAUCCCUAUUUUCUUCCACUCAGUUGACAGAAAAGCUUCUGGAUCUGGAGAAUGAAAACAUAAUGCGGGUGGCAGAGCUGGAGAAACAGCUGCUACAGCGGGAGAAGGAGUUGGAGAUUGUCAAGGUAUGUGGCCAGGAAAAAGCGAUGCGGAGGCUUUCCUAAGAAGAUGGGGGUCCGUCCAUCGUCUGGGUGGACGGCAUUGGUUUUUCUAACCUCCCUGGGAUGCUUCCUCAGACGCUUCUCAGGGAAAAGAUCUGUAACGAUGGACAGGCUUCCUUGGUAGUUGGCUCACCAUUCCCAGUCCUCCUACCCACAGGGGGAGAACUGCUGUAUGCCAGGGAACACUUUCUAUUCAGACACGAUAUUCAGGAUAACGGUGAGGCCUAGUGCUCCCCAUGAACAGGAUUUCUCGAGUGGACAUGCCACGUUCCCUGCCUGGCAGGUCUGUGUGGAAAAGGUUCCCUGAAGAAUGAAGCUUUGACAGACUCCUGAUUUGCAAGAACUUGCCCCAUCAGGGUUCAUCCUUGGGUCUUUCCACUGUAGAGAUGAGGCACAAUUCUUGCCUCCUUGAGCCAUUCCCUUCCAGGCUAUUUCUUGCAUGCCUGUUGGUUUGGGACCUGGGCAUUUUUCCUAACAAUCCUUUCUUAAGUCUUAUCUUAUGUGGGUUUUUAAUGGGGCUCUAGUUCACAGGUCAAAGUGACAAUGUGACACUCAGGACAGCUGGCAAAUGGUCCCUAUUCCCUUGCUUGGGGCUGGCUGGGUUUCUGUGGACUGUCCAUGCUUUGGCCCCAUUCCUCCCUUGUGUGAGGAUGUGGGUCUUCUCCUGCAGAUAAAUCUCAACUGUUCUGUUAAGGGGUCCAGGGCAGUGCUGGCAUUGACCCAGUUCCCUGAGCAGUUGGUGCAAUCAGCAGAACUAAGAAGCAAAGUUUUUUAUUGGAUCAUAUUUUGCUGCAGGUGGAGGGAGCAUAUUUGCAUCUUCUCCCCUCCCUUCCUGCUUCCUGCUCGCCCUGCCCCCCAGGGGGAAACAUGACAUGCUCAUAGGAAACAAAUAUGUCAGGCUAGUCUAGACCCCAUUUCCAUGCCAAGCCUUUUUGGUCCCAUUUAUUUAUCUUAAACAAAAUUUAGAUCCCACUUGAUUGUAAGAAAACCUCUAAGCAGUUUGCAAAAUAAAUAAAACAUUAAAAUUAUCCAUUGAGGGGUGGGGAAACAGUUAAAAACAGAUACUGUAUUUAAAAACAUUCAAAAGAUUAUUAAAAUCAACAUGGGCAAAACCCAUGUAACUUCUGUGGGAAUGUUGUAGAUACUAGGAGAGGAUAUAUUGAUUUAAUAGUAUCCUUCCUAACUCGUACUUGUCAGUCAGCAGCAGAGUGCAUUCCACAAUAUAUAGCAGGAAGCUAGUUGGUAGAUUCGUUUGAAUCUCUUUACUUAAGCAAUCCAAUCUGGCUUCGUUCAGAUUGGGUUGGGUUCCUGGUAAGUCCCCUUUUAGGUAAAGGUAAAGGUUCCCCUGUCCGUACAGGCCAGUCGUGUCCGACUCUAGGGUUGUGCGCCCAUCUCACUUAAGAGGCCGGGGGCCAGUGCUGUCCGGAGACACUUCCGGGUCAUGUGGCCAGCGUGACGAAGCUGCUCUGGCGAGCCGGCACCAGCGGGGGCACACGGAAACGCCGUUUACCUUCCCGCUAGAAAGCGGUCCCUAUUUAUCUACUUGCACUUAAGAGUGCUUUCGAACUGCUAAGUGGAUAGGAGCUGGGACCGAACGACGGGAGCUCACCCCGCCACAGGGAUUCGAACCGCCGACCAUACGAUCGGCAAGUCCUAGGCGCUGAGGUUUUACCCACAGCGCCACCCGCGUCCCUUAGUCCCCUUUUAUGCCUCCUAAACAGAAUAAAGACACAAGAAGCUUCUUUUAAAAGUAAUAAGAAGUUUACUCACAUUCAGUUCACAGUUAGAUCCCUGAAGGCAGGCUUCAGCUUGUGGCUUACAUCCUUGUAAGGAUGGACCCAUGUGCUGCUGGCAGAGACCCAGCAGUGCAGUCCAAGAGAAGAAAUGGCAUCAGAAGAGCAUGGCAUCAAGAGGAAGGUGGCUGCGUGAUCCGCCCCUUUUAUGGUGUCUCCCAGGGUCACGCCCACCUACCUGGUCACACGCAGGGGGAGGAAGCUCCAGACCAGGUGUGACAGGAAGUCCUCCUGGCUGGAGUAACACCCCCCUGCGUGUCCACUCUGGGCAAACAGGAAGUGUUGUACUUGACUGCUUAUGUUACAUCCCACAACUUCUACAUGUCUGUUAUUUAUCCCUGUGGAGGAGAAUGUAAAUUUGUGUAAAUAUGUACACACACACAGCUCCCAGAGGUGCUGCGGCUGGGGAUAAGCGCUGCCCCUUAAUUCUGCUGAACGUAUAAUGUGUCCCUUGGUCCUUUGAGACCCAGCGGUAUCUAGCCUUGUGAACGGCCUCCAGCGAGUGGGAAGAGGAGGCCUAAUCGAUGUGUCUCUUCUGGGGCAGGAAACCUACGAAAGUGCCAGCAACCAGGUCCACACCCUGCGCAGAAUCAUCAAGGAGAAGGAGGAGGCUUUCCGACGCCACUAUACCUCUCGCCCAACAGGGGGAGACCACCUGCCGCUGCCGCCACCUCCAGGGGCGGAGGUCAACUUCAGCGACAUCCCCGAGGAUGACCUCCGCCUCCCGGUCCUGCCUCCCAUGGAGGCUGCCCCUCCACCCCCGCCCCCUCCUCCGCCUCUCCCCCCACCCCCUCCUCCGCUACCGGGUAAGUCCAAAGGAAAGAAACCUGCCUUCUUCUCACACACAGUUGCACAGAGGGCGACUGUUGCUACAUAUAUUUUCCCGCCCCUCUUCUCUCACAGAUAAGUGUCCGCCAGCUCCACCACUUCCAGGGACGUCUCCCUCUGUGAUUCUCACUAUGGGCUUAUCAGGUACGUUUUGCCUCUUCCCACCCAUCCACCUGCAAGACGGAAAGAGGGACAGCAAAGAAAGGCCCUGGGUGCUUGCUCUAUGUGUGCUGUACAGUCGUACCUCGGGUUGAAGUAGCUUCGGAAUAAGUAUUUUCGGGUUGCGUGCUGCGGUGACCCGGAAGUAACAGAGCGCGUUACUUCCGGGUUUCGCCACUCGUGCAUGCGCAGACGGUCAAAAUUACAUCACGUGCAUGCGCAGAAGCGGCGACCCGCGGACGCAGGUUGUGUUUGCUUCUGGAUGCGAACGGGGCUCCAGAACGGAUCCCGUUCGCAUCCAGAGGUACCACUGUAAUUUCACGAGUAAAAGCACAGAACAUGGUUCUGGGUACAGAAUUCUUCUUCCUGGGAGAGAAGUCUGUGAAGGUGAACCAAAACUGGGAACAGAAACUUGCUAGGGGAACCAACCCAAUUCUAUUCCCUCCCAGUGGCCCAUUGGGACCAAGCUGAGCUGAGCCCUGACCUCUUCCGCCCCUGGGAGGACAAAUAAUACUUUUUUCUCUCCUCUGUGCCCCCAAGCAAUCCGGAUUAAGAAACCCAUCAAGACGAAAUUCCGCUUGCCGGUCUUUAACUGGACGGCCUUGAAGCCCAACCAGAUCAGCGGCACAGUCUUCAGUGAGCUGGAUGAUGAAAAGAUCUUGGAGGUGAGGGAAAGGGGGAAGUCAGUCUGAAUGGUGUGCACCAUUCUUUAAAACUUUUAAUCCGUUGUAUUUGUAUCUUCUGUACUUGUGCAGGUGAAACCCUUAUCAGCCUAUCAAGUGCAGCAGCACAGAACAUUCAGUUGCUGAGGGAAACUGAACAGUUUGUAGUGCAGUCUCUUUGAGGGAAGGGAAAGUUGUCACUUUGGCUGGCGUCAGAGCCUCACACAAGAAUUGAGAAGAGGCCCCGGGAUAUAGGGAAGCUAAGGGAGAGUGUGCCCAGAAGAAAGGAGUUUGAAGGAAGAAUAUAGAAUAGGCGAUGCACAGUGUAAGAAUAAUGAGUGUGAAAAAAUGGUUGGUGGAGAAUGAGGCUUCAGGAAAGGAGGAGAGGAGGGAGGGAAGUAAGGCAAGGGAAGGGGCUCUAAGGAGUGAUUGAGAUCAGCAGUGCCCAUGUACUAUAAGGGAGAAGAGCGCAGUGCUAUGAGGGCCUGAAAAGCAGAAGUCUAUGAGAACAAUGGGGGAGGGAAGGAAUGAAUGGAGGUGAAGAAAGGAGGAGCCAGGGAAACUGAUGAAUGGGGGGAAGCUACACAUGAUGUCAAAGAGAGAGGAGGUGUAGUGUGCUAUUGGCAGAACAGAAGAGAGCAGCAAAGGAAGGGACCUUUGAUAGGGGAGUUCUGCCUCUUGGGACUGGUAACCCCAAGGAAGCAACAAAGACCAAAUUGCUCACUCUCUCUGUGAGGGAGAAGGAGAGAGAGAAUUUCAUGUAUUAUUGGAACCAACCAGCCAAUUCUUCAACUUCAGGCUUCUAUUUUGCUUUGUACUGAUUCUUCACAUACGUAUCCCACCGUUCCUCCAACACGCUCACUGGGCUCCCCGCCAUUUUAUACUCACAACAAUCCUUAAAUAGGAAUUUGAACCUACUUCUACCCAAUCCAAGUUCAGAUCUCUAUUCACUGUUCCCUCCCUAGCUCCCAAAACUGAAGCAUCUGAUAACAUGCUGUUAGUGGCUUUGAAAUUCCUCCAGUAGUGAAAAGGCAAAUUAUGAGCAGCUUGAAAUCAGAAUGUAUGUCAUUGUUGUUGUCGUCAUUAUUAUUCGUAUCAUUAGUAUCAUAAUUACCUACCGGCAGGAUGGGUAGCUCUUUGAAUCCUCUUUCCUCUUCCAGGACCUUGAUCUAGACAAGUUUGAGGAGCUCUUUAAGACCAAAGCCCAAGGCCCGGCCAUUGACCUCCUCUGCUCUAAGAACAAGGCAUCGCAUAAGGCAGCCAACAAGGUCACCCUGCUGGAAGCCAACCGGGCCAAGAACCUUGCCAUCACCUUGCGCAAAGCAGGGAGGAGCACGGAGGAGAUCUGCAAAGCCAUUCACACGUGGGUAUCUGUGUGUGUGUGUGUGUGUGUGUGUGUGUGUUGUUUUUCCUUCCACAGCACCCCUGAAAUACAUUUAUUUAUUAUGUUUAUAUUCCACCUUUUCUCUGAGGAGAUCAAAGUGGCUGUCCCUUGGCGUAUUUUAUUCUGCAACAACCCUAUGAGGUAGGUUAGGCAGAGAGAGAGAUAGAGAAACCACCUCAAGAAAGUUCACCUAGUGAACUUCAUAGCCAAGUGAAGAGUUGAACCCUGGCCUCCCAGAUCCCCAGCCUGACACUCUUGCCACGUCACCCCACGGGCUCCGUUGGGCUUCCCCGCUCCCAGCCCAGUUCCUUUAGCAGCCCCGCUUUCUGCUGCCUUCUGACACAGGGCCGUUUUUGCUGCUGCUGCUCUUCCAGGUUUGACCUGAAGACUCUUCCGGUGGACUUUGUCGAGUGCCUCAUGCGCUUCCUGCCGACGGAGAACGAGGUCAAGCUGCUGCGCCAGUAUGAGAAGGAGCGGAAGCCGCUGGAGGAGCUGUCGGACGAGGACCGCUUUAUGCUGCACUUCAGCAAGGUGGAGCGCCUGACGCAGCGCAUGGCCAUCAUGGCCUUCCUGGGCAACUUCAGUGAGAACAUCCAGAUGCUCAUGCCGGUACGAGACUUGCCUCCCCUCUGUCUGUGCGAGCCCAAACUCUUUGGGCUCUGUCCUCGGCUCUUGGAAAGGAAGGGUUAAUUUAUGAAGCUAGAGGAGGGGAGUCUGGGAAUGAAGUUCCCUGUCCUGGUCUGGUCACCUUUGUGCCCUUUUACCUUUCCAUAUAUCUAAAAAGGGAGAAAUCAAGAGAGUAGCUCUAGCUGUUUAUGCAGCUAAUGAAGGAAUGGGUUCCCAAAAUCUAAAAUCUGACUGUGCAGUCAGUCUGAAACGGGCCCCAAAAUCCUCGUUUUUCCUUCUCCAAGGGUGCAUUAGCACGAGGAUUUUGGGGCCCGUUUCAGACUGACUGCACAGUCAGAUUUUAGAUUUUGGGAACCCAUUCCUUCACUGGAAAGUUUGCAGUCCCAAGCAUACUUACUUGGGAGAAAGCCACAUUGAUUCUGGUGGGACAUACAGAGGUUUGGACAGUAGGAGUUCCGGGCUGAUCUUCCUGCUUUAAGUUUCUGCAAGAGGCUAGACGUGCCAUAUUGUGAUAGACAUAUAUUGGUGAUCAAAAGCUUUAUUAAACACACACACAUACACACACACUGCUGCUGCCCUUGAAAACAAUUAAACCUACACAUUCUUUGAAAUCAGGCGGUGAAUAUUUUGCUAGCAAGUGCAAACACCCAUUGCAUCAUUGCAUAACCUUCAGAUUACCUAGCAGUCUCGUCGGAGGGUAAUUGACAUAUUUCACAUUCUUUGCCACCUGGCUGUGCCACUGCAGCAAAGGGUGUUUGCCAAACAGCAUGGCUCUGCUUGUGGUGGUGCCCAGCAACGUCAAGGGACAGGGAGGCACAGGUAGUUCUUUAGUAGGUCACUUGUUUUGCAUGUGCAAGGUCUCAGAUUCAGCUCAAACUACCCUCAAUUUUGAUAAGCAUUGGGAAAUAACCAUGGAGAUCUGUUGCUAGUAGGGAUAGUCAUGGCUGAGCUAGAUGGUCUGGCUCACAAGCCUCACUGGACGCUCUUGACCCAUUUUUGUUACCUGCCACCAUUGUGGUUUGUGACACCUUCUUGUCUUGAUUCAUACAUACUAAGCCCUAUCCUCUCCAUGCUGGCACAAGCUCUCAUGUGGUAUUCAUAGGUUCUGCAUAUGAGCAAGACACAUCUGCUUGACUCCUGUAAGAACAAACUGCUGGGCUCUUUGAUCUGAUCCUGCUGGGCUCUUCUUAUGUUUCUACGCUCGCAGUGUUUCGCUUUCCCUUCUUUUGCUUCUUGCUUGGUCCAGCGCCGAGGGUCUUCUGGCCAUUCCCUCACUGCGAGAAACCAUGUUACAGGGAACCAGGCAGAGGGCCUUCUCAGUAGUGGCACCCGCCCUGUGGAACGCCCUCCCACCAGAUGUCAAAGAGAAAAAUAACUACCAAACUUUUAGAAGACAUCUGAAGGCAGCCCAUUUUGGGAAGCUUUUAAUGUUUAAUAGGUUAUUGUAUUUUAGUGUUUUCUUGGAUAAAUUAUUAUUAUUAUUACUUGGUUUUACACUCCACUUUUCUGACUAAAACACCCAAGACAACAAGAAAUGUUGAUGUUGAUAGUGAUAAAAUACAACAGAACAACUAUUUAUCCUUCGUCUGUCUUUCUUUCAGGUUUUUCAUUAGCCUAUAAUAAUUACUUGAUUGCAGGCUUCGCAGCAGAACCGUUUUUCAUUUCCUUCAGUCCUUUCCAGGCAGCCAAGUAGAGCAUACAGCGAACAGAGAGAGAGAGAGAGUGAGAGAGAGAGAGAGAGAGAGUGAGUGAGAGAGAGAGAGAGAACCAUGUUUUUGCACCCAACUCCCUAGUCUUUAUUUGCAAACAGAACCCAUGUGCAUACAAGUAGUACAUGCACGGGCUCUGCUUGCAAAAGCACAGUAAACCUGUGAAAGUCAGGGAGGACAGUUUAUCAAGAUUUCCUCGCCCUCCCCCUCACUUUCCAGACUGAUGUUGUUUCCAAGCAGUCUGUCUAUUGAGCAUUGAUCCCUGACUUGUUUGUGCAGCAUUUGAUGGGAAAUUAGAUGAAGUUGGCUAUCAAAUGAGCAUUCAUUCUGAGUUGGUUUGCAGGGAGAUUAGAUGACGUUGCGUCAAGUAAGUGUUCCCCAACACUUCCCAGUGCAUUUUCCCUUUCCUUUAUCACAGAAAGGUCAAAUUUAGAUGAGGAAGGAGGUUUGUUGAGCAUGACUUCCCAUUGCAUUUUCAUUGCCAAGAUGAAUUUGACAGUAUAUGAUUGCAUCCCACCUCAAAACAGCAACCGUCUGAGAGCGCCCUGUGUGAAAGGAACUUCUAUUCAACUUCUGUUGCAGGAGAGAGUGGACCAGAUGACCCUUUUGAUCCCUUCCAACCCUACAAUUCCAUGAUUUUACACUGACAAAGUGUUGAGGUGCAGCAAAACCAAUAAUAAUCCUUUUUUAUUUUUGCCCUCCUACAGCAACUGAGUGCAAUCAUUGCUGCCUCUGCAUCUGUCAAGUCUUCACAGAAGCUCAAACGCAUGUUGGAGGUGGGUCCUGCUGAUAUAGAAGUACUUACAAGAGAAACAGCAAAUGUGUGAUGGGGGGGCAACUAUUUCUGUUUAGCUUGCAGAGUAUUUUGAGGCUAGAGGGCAGCUGUAUCAGGGAUGAUGCUGUAGCAGACGAUUUCCUGCAUAAAAACGUCUUGGGCUAUUUGAGCUUCAUUCCAACUCUGAUUCUGUAACUUGCCAGGAGGCAAAGUAAGGGUUCAAAUAGUGCCUCUGAGCAUCGUGCAUUUUCCUACACUAUUUAGGUACUGAUGGCUUCCAGGUUAAAUGUCAUAGCCUCCAUGAAAGCAGUGAAAUUAAGCACAGGUGGCCCAGGAUAUUUUGGCUGGGGACUCCCUUGUAUGACUUCAAUAUCAGACACGUCAAGCAUCUAUGUGUCACGCCUGUUUUCUCCCUCCCAGAUCAUCCUCGCACUGGGCAACUACAUGAACAGCAGCAAACGUGGUUCGGUUUAUGGUUUUAAGCUGCAGAGUCUUGAUCUGGUAAGGAGGGGGCUAAAGGGGGCACAUAAGCUUAUGCAAAGGUAUCCAUCCCUACCCCUGUGCUCAGAUAAUGUGCCUAGGAGGAAGAUGGUGUCCGUUCCCGCAUGCUACACCACAUGGCCAUUCUGUUCAGGCGGCAGCUGUUUGUUUGUGCCACCUUGCAAGAUUCCCAAACUUGUUUUUUUAAAUUCCUAUCUUGCCCUACAGCAAGGCAACUUUCACAGAGUUUUCUGUAUGUGCUUCUGCUCAGACACACGGUUACAUGCAUGGAGCAAACCAUGCACGGACGCCAAUUUGCAGAAUUGCUCAGCCCUGCAUACAAACCUGUGUAUCUGAUUUCUUGCUUGAUGGCAUGCGUCCACGCAUUUGCUCUCCCCGCCCCUUGUGAGCGCCUCCCGUGUUUCAGUUAAUGCACACUGUGCAGAUUUGAUUAUCUGCUUCCAUGCGCCCAUAUGCCCCCGCCCGCAUGCAAAUUUGCACCUGCAUGUGCAGAUGGCUGUAGCAGUGCCUUGACAUUCUGUUCUUCCCCACCUCUACCCCAAAAGCUGUUGGACACCAAGUCGACGGACCGGAAGCUAACCCUCUUGCACUUCAUUGCCAUGAUGGUGAAGGAGAAAUACCCCGAGUUGAGCACCUUCUGGCAGGAACUGCACUUCGUGGAGAAAGCAGCUGCAGGUAGGGACCCUUCCAACCACCAGCCUGUUCAAGGGGCCGGGCCAAGACCUCACAGAGGUGUCCCCUCUGUAGCUACUUCCGUCUCGCUCGCUUUCAGACAUCAUGAAAGUAGGAUGUUUACAGUGCGUGUGCAUUGAGUGCUUAUCCACACAUAACUUUCCUGGCACAGGCUGCACUUUAAAGCUGAGUGUCCUAUUUUUUUGCCCCAGAGCUUUCCCCAUGAAAACCCGGUCUUCAAAGCUCAAUCAGAAAGCCCAAAUUGUCAUUUGUUUAAAGCAGGCAUGGGCAAACUCAGCCCUCCAGAUGUUUUGAGACUACAAUUCCCAUCAUCCCUGACCACUGGUCUGGUUAACUAGGGAUGAUGGGAGUUGUAGUCCCAAAACAUCUGGAGGGCCAAGUUUGCCUAUGCCUGGUUUAAAGAGAGGGUUAUCACGGAGAAAGCUCUGAGGUGGACACAGAGCUUUAAAGUGGGGACCAGUGCCUGGAAAGAGCAAGGCAAAAGUUAAGUGUGGAUAAGCCCUGAUUGAUGCUUACAGCAGGUCUGUUUUGCAGUUCCCCAGCUUCGCCACAGGCCAGGGAUGAGGGAGUUGUGCUCCAUCAACAUCCGGGGGGCCACAGGUCCCCCAUCCCUGACCUUAGAGUCUGCCUGCCUCCCUCUUGAGGCCUGUGCAUCUCUUUCUAGCCUUUUCCGAGCCGUGAAACUGACACUCCCCAAUCUGAGCUGGUUCCCAGGCUGACCCAGUGGUUUCUGUCCCACCACAGUAUCCCUGGAGAACGUGCUGCUGGAUGUAAAGGAGCUGGGGCGUGGGAUGGAGCUGAUCCGGCGGGAGUGCAGCUUGCGUGACCAUAGCAUCCUGCGCAGCUUCCUGAACGCCAAUGAGGGCAAGCUGGACCGGCUACAGAAAGACGCGAAGACUGCGGAGGUGAGUGGAGAAGGAGCAGGCACACAGCUUGGGGGUGAGCAGAGAAGGGUCCUUAAAAUGUGUGCAGGAUUUGGAGCGCAAAUCCUUUUAUGCGCUGUGUGGCAUGUUAAAAAGCACCGGUCUGGCAUAUAGUUCAACACUGUGUCUGUCUUUGUUUCCAGCUGCAUGCCAGAUUCACGUAUGGAAAUCCUGCCACCUGCCUGGCUGUGGACAUUUGCAGAUGUAGUACUUGUGCCAAAUUUGACUAAUCUGUGCUUGCUUGGUGUCAGAUUUUUGCAAUGGGAUCCAGGGUGCAUUUGUGCUUGUGUGUUAUGUAAGCAGUUCCUAUUUUGUUAGUUACAUGCCAAACUCCCUUCAGAGUAGGCAUGAGUGCAUCACAUAGGACGUGUCAUUUUACGAGGUGAAACUUAAUUUUUGCAAAUUUCUUCACUGAGGGGUAUUAAAUGUAUGGUUUUGGGUGUGAGCAAUUCAAAUCUGCUGUUAUUUUUGUGGUUGGAUAACAUGUAGCUUGGUAAGUCUACGUUUGAUGAAGAGGCGCAUAAGCUGCUUUCGGAAAACCAAAUAAUUUUUAAUGUUGCCAUCUGAAUAAGUCAGGCAACGCUCAAUAAUAAUAAAUAUUAAUAUUAAUAUAUAAUAUAACUGCAAAUACUUGGCAAUCAUUUUUAAAGAUUUCUAUGCAGUUUUAUGCACAUUUUACUUACCGAGCAAAACUACAUUUUAUUAAUUUAACCAAAAUAUCCUUUGAAUUCCCAAAUCAUGUCAGAACUUUUUAGCUCCCCUCAUUUUUGGAAGUUGAAAAAUUCAACACGCUCUGGUGUACCAUCCCAUUACCAGUCGGUUUCCAGGCCUGUUUCCAUUUCAAUCUGCAAUUUUACAGAAAAACACAAAGGUUUGCAUUAUGUUUUUAGCAUAUUUUUUCACACUAAGAGUACACAUUUUCUACACAAUUUCACACUAAAAUGUGAAUUUUUUACAUUUUAAUUCACAUUUUGGCACUUUUUUGAGCCACAGUGAAGUUGGUUUGUUUAAACAAAAUGUGGACCAAACAAAAUCCCCGCGACAUUCCCUACAGCAGAGUUUGUAUGCACUCUGAACAUCAGAUUUGUGUGCCUUUUAAAGAAUCGGUUUCAUCAUGUGAAUAUGCUAGUCUGAUGUGCAAAGUGGAUCACACCCGGCAGGUCUGUACGUGCAGGCCAUGUGUCAAAAGGUUUCUUUGUGCAUAGAUUUUCAUUCUGACCCCAAACUUGUUGCGCCAGCAUCCUCCUCCCAUGGUAAAACUGAGUGUAAGGCCGGGGCCACUGCCAGCCUCCGUUCACACAGCUUUCUUGUUGGCAGGAGGCCUACAACACGGUUGUGCGCUAUUUCGGCGAGAGCCCCAAGACGACACCGCCGUCCGUUUUCUUCCCGGUCUUUGCGCGCUUCAUCCGAUCCUACAAGGUAUGUGUGUUAGAGAACCCAGGCCGCCUUAAAGAUGAUAAAAAAUUAGGAUUUGAAGAUAAAAAAAUCGAAAUUCCAAACAGAUAUUAUAGAAAAUAAGUUCAAAGCACUUUCAAAAAUGUACAAUCUUUUAUUAGAAUGGAAUACAAAAGAUGAAUUCAUAAAAGAGGCCAUGACAAAAUGGGCUAUUGAUUUAGGACAUAACAUAGACUAUGAUGCAUGCGAUAACUCUGGAAUGAGAGUCUAAAAUUCACCGCAUGCUCUGCCUUAAAAGAGAAUGUUAUGAAGAUGGUCUAUCAUUGGUAUCUCACUCCCACCAAAUUGGCCAAAUUGGCAAAAAUGUAUAGGAUAAGUAGUAAAACUUGUUGGAAAUGGAAGGAAAAGGAUGGCGACUUCUACCACAUGUAGUGGUCAUGUAAUAAAAUGAAAGAGUUUUAGGAAUCAGUCUAUAAUGAGUUAAAAAAGAUAUUUAAGUAUAGUUUUCCCAAAAAGCCGGAAGAAUUUUUGCUAGGCUUGGUGGGAGAAGAUAUUAAGAAGACAGACCAAAGACUCUAUCUGUAUGCAACAACAGCAGCUAGAGUUUUGAUAGCCCAAAAGUGGAAGCUACAGGAGAUUCUGACUGUAAGGGAAUGGCAGAUAAAGCUGGUCGAAUACGCUGAAAUGGCUAAAUUGACACACAGAAUUUGCAAUCAGGAGGAGACAAAGUACCAAAAGGAAUGGAGUAAAUUUAUGGUUUAUAUAAGUGAGAACUGUACAAAUAUGAAAAUGUUGGCAGGAUUGAAGUAAAUCUUAUGUCACGGUGUAAUUUUUAAUUAAUGAAACUGUGAAUUAUAGAUUGGAAUAGGAAAACUUGUGGAAGGGAAGGACGGAAGUCAACAGCUCUAUGGAGCAUAAAGUAGGAUAUAUGUAAUAAGACUUGAUGUUUUUGUUGGUUGGUGUUGGUGUUCAUAAAUCUCAAUAAAAAUCAUUAUAUAAAAAAAAGAGAGAACCCAGGUCGCCUUAGAAGCCACACAAGUUCAUGCCUUACCCUGGUGUAGAAGUGGGAGCCCCCUUGCCAGUCCCGUCCCCCACCAAGUGCUGCCUAUUACUGUUCCCAGCAGGAAGUAGCCCUACCUGUCUUCCUGUGAUUAGGUGUGGCCAGUGGGCAAGAGAUUUAGAGCGCCCUCCCGGCAUGCUCCUUCAUUUCUCUUCCACACCAGCGAGGACCUCAACAUGCUCCAUAGCCCAUCUGCUCUUCGCUAACAUCCCAGUCCUCCAAAGCUCCUCUACAAGGUUUGGUCCCUUGAGCAAAGCCAAUCCAUUUCCUUGAACCUCCAUCACAUGCAUCAGCCACACCUUUCUGCUGCCAUCACUCUGUUCCCAUUGUUGGAGAAGGCUGUUGUGUCCUGGGUUCAGGUGCUGGCCAGGUGCAGCAUUUGGGAGGAGUGGGGAGCAGGCUGGAAACAUUCCAGCGGUGCAAAGGGAUGGCUUCUUUCUGUGAUGAGAUGCUCAGACUGAGGGCGUGCCGGACUAUCCUGGACUCGUGUGGCAAGCAGUGGCCGAAGAUUGGCUCUCUGGGAGCACCUGGUUCUUUGGACUAGGAAAACUUUGGUUUGUGGUUUUAGCUUCCCAGAUAGAGCUGUGGAUUGCAGGGAAUCAGUGCCUGGCUCACCCACAUCGUUACUGAUUCAAUCCACACACGGCUCUUGACAAAAGACCAUGUCCACGUGUGCAUCCCCUCCCUAGCCUGUCAAAAUUCAUUCCCAUUUCUGCCCAUUUAUUUAGAUUUCUUUCCUCUCCUGCCUGUAGGACUCACAACAACCGUGUGAGGUGGGUUAAGAGGCAGAGGGUUACCCAGGUGGGCCAGACCUAGUCACCCAGAGAGGGACCAGUUUUCCGCUUGAGAAUAGAACAAAAAGGUGCAGCUGUUGGUUAUCGGGAGAUGGAUUUAGGCCACUUGUUAUCAGGAACUUCUGGGUCCAGCGUGGGAUGUAUUCUUUUGAGGUUUUUAAGGGAACCUUGGAGCAAGUUUUGUUGAGGGGGCGGGGUCCUUUAUAUAUAGGACGUUCUGUCUCUGUCUCAGGUGGGGCAUGGUCCAUUGAAUCCCUUUCCAGCUUUGUGGUUCCCACUCAAGGCAACCCACCAGGCAGCAGGUUGUCCAGCUGAGCCUGGAUUUCCUGUGGCCGGACUAAACGCUCUUGUCUACUGCCCCACCAUGUGGCCAGGAACGGUAGUCAUUUUAGAGGGAAGGCCCAUAUACCUCUGGUUGAGCACCUGCUUUGCAAGCCAGUCCCAGGCACCUCCUGUUUAAAAGUAUCAGGUAGCAAGUGGAUGGAAAGAAAUCUCUGCCUGAGAGCCUGGUCUGGAGCGCUGCUGCCAGCCAGUGUAGACAAUAGAUAGGAUGAAGGGCAGGUAAUAAGAAUAUCUUAUCUAUCUAAGGUCCCAGGGUGGGCUAUAGCAUUAAAACACAAUAUUAAAAACAGUUUAAAGCAACUUACAACCAUACAGAUAAAUAUAAGUAAAUCUUAACUUCAUAGCACACGUGAAAUGGCAUGAGUUAUUUUCUGCAGCUUAGCCUGCAGAAAAUUUGCAAGGCAGUAAUUGUGUCUUAUAUGGGAUGUGGGUGGCGCUGUGGUCUAAACCACUGAGCCUUGGGCUUGCCGAUCAAAAGGUUGGUGGUUCAAAUCCCCGUGAUGGGGUGAGCUCCCGUUGCUCUGUCCCAGCUCCUGCCAACCUAGCAGUUCGAAAGCAUGCCAAAAAGUGCAAGUACAUUAAUUGGUACCGCUCCAGCGGGAAGGCAAACGGCGUUUCCAUGUGCUGCUCUGGUGUCGGUGUUCCGUUGCGCCAGAAGCAGCUUAGUCAUGCUGGCCACAUGACCCGGCAAUACUGUCUGCAGAGCAGACAAACGCCAGCUCCCUCGGCCUGUAAAGCGAGAUGAGCGCCGCAACCCCUGAGUCGUUCGCGACUGGACUUAACUACCAGGGGUCCCUUUACCUUUAAUUGUGUCUUGCCAAAUGGAAGAUACAUUGGACUAGAUGGGCCCAUUUAUUUAUUUGUGGAAUUGAUAUUGACUCGAAUGGUGGCAUCCAGCUCAGCACAGAUCCAAGUGAUUGUGCCCGCAAAGUGCCGGGCAAAUCUCAUCCAGCAGGCUGUUGGCCAACGGCCUGACUCAGUGGAACUCCAUCUCCUUAUAUCCCCAGCUAGGUGCUGCCUGGCUACUGGUUGGACUGUCUUCUAACUUUUCUCCCUGCUUCCGUCUUCCAGGAUGCAGAGCAAGACAACGAGAUGCGUAAGAAGCAGGAACAGGCCCAAAGAGAGCAGGCGCUGGCCCAAGAAGCCAAGAGGCUGGAGAAGGUAGGGGGUGAUGGUGCAGGGAGCCAGGAGACCAGAAGGGAUGCGUUCUGGAAAGGGAGGGAGGGAGGGCGGGCCAAAGGAAGCCCCUCCUGCCGUUGCAGCAUGGCGGGGAUGGACAUAUUGUUAUUAGCUUCUUGUCAACUUGCGUGUGAUGCCUUUCAGUCCUUCAUAUCUCCUGCUGCUCCAAAGGCAGAUUUUUAGAAGAGCAGCUCUUAUUGUUGCAGUCCCACCCCCUCCCAGGUUAUGUCCCAAGAGAGAAUGGAAAUGGCAUCCGGCACAGUGUUCUGGGGACGGGUCGUACCUUAGCGGUUAGAGCAUCUGCUUUGCAUGCAGAAAGGCCCAGUUUCAAUCCUCAGCGCCUUCAGGUAGGGCCAGAAUCCGCCCCCCAGAAAGUUGCUGUUGCCAGUCAGUGUAAGUAAUACUCAGUGAGAUGGAACAACAGCCUGACUCAGCGAAAGGCGGCUUCCCAAGUUCUGAUUCGGUGCUUUGUCGAUAAAUAUGAAUAGCACCAGCCAGUGCAGUUGACACGGCAUUACCGAGAAGGACUCUCCUUCUGGGCUUUGACAGGGAAGCCAGCUCCUCAUUAAAUUGGUGCUCACUUUCCCAUAGUGUGAUACUGGGAGAGAAACUGCAAGGAACAUUUUCUUUUUUCAGCUGGCCUGCUCUCCUGUGUGCCAGUCUGCUCACAGCACAGAGCCUCGGCCUGCUGGGUCCAGUGGCAGACGAAAGCCUUUCCUAGUGAAAUGCCUCACAAGACAGUCCAUGCAUGGCCCUUGCUGUGUCUCUGGGCCCCUUUUAAUCCCUGAAAGAGAGAGAGGCACGUGCGCACACACACAUUUUCAAAGUGGCUGCACCUGUCAGUCAGGUAGGAGUGUCAGUCAGGUUCGUGGACAGCGGGACACAGUGUGGCGGCUGAGCUGGGGCUGUUUUUCCUUCUAACUCCUGACCUGCCCGCAGUUGCCUUUACAGCGCAACAAGUGGCAGCAGCAAGAGUUGAUUGCUGAGCUGAGGCGGCGCCAGGCCAAGGACCACCGGCCUGUUUAUGAAGGCAAAGAUGGGACCAUUGAGGAUAUUAUCACCGGUAAGCAACCCACCCUGAGGCAGGGGAGCGUCCACUUCCUUUGCUGUGCUCAUUCCCCCCCCCCAGUGACUGUUGUGGCUUUGUGUGGGCGAAGAAAAGAAGGUGUUUUAGGCACUGCUUGUGCCCUCAGAGUGAAGGGCCUCACCCUACACUGUAUCUCUGGCCCUCUAUAAUGCUCCCUCUCGCCCCUGCUCCUUUUUAUUUACCUAUACCGUGAUGUAUUUGUGAACGGAAGUCUCCUAAAGGAGCAAUGUUUUAUUUAUUUCCCAAAUGCUCUUCCUUUUCCAGCCCAUCUCCUCCAACAAUAAAGCAAAAUGGGACCUAUACAGUGGGUUCUUAAGGGCCUGUCCAGCCUAAUAGCUGCAAAGCGCGCGCGCACACACACACACACACACACACAUGACAGCACCGUCUUAUUUUUGCCCCCAUAAGGACUAGAAAUUAUUUUCUUUUUAAAAAAAUCAACACACGAGAAAGUGUGUGUGUUCAGGUGUGGAAACCGUUUUCUGCACUCAGUACCUCAUUCUGUGCCUAUUUGGCAUGUCUGUGGCCCUGCUCCGCAAGACAAAAUAUAUCACGGCUCAUAAAUCAGGCCCCAGUUGUGGACAGCCUUCCUCAGGCUUAGGUGAGGAGUGACAUUUGCCUGCUUCCGUGCUGAUGUUCCCCUGUUGUGGUAUUUGCUUGGCUCUGUGAGGGUCUUCCCUUCCACCUGUGGUAUAACACUUUUGUACCACCAUGCCACUAAUGACAUGAGGUGCUCAGUGAUGAGCAGCAGGGAUGGCUGACGUUUACAGGCUCAGGUGACGCUCUGUUCUCCUGGGCAGAAGCAUAUCGUGCUGCACUCGGCCCCCAAACCAGCCGGGCCUAGCAUAUACCUCAAAGGAAGCACUGUGUUGAAAAUGGGCAUGGCUGGGUCAUUGCGUGAGGUGGGGAAACUCCUCAGGGCAUCUUUUGCCCACCCGGUGCCCUCCAGUUGCUUUGGAUCAGACCAAAUCAGCCAAAGGGCACCAGGUUGGUUAAGGCUAGAGUAGGGUGACCAGCUGAAAAGGAGGCCAAGGCUCUUGUACCCUGAGCAGCUGUGCAGGUGAGGGAAUUUUUGGCAGGGACAGCUUUCCCCACAUACCAAAGCCGGAAUUCCCUUGCCUGUGCACCCAUUUAAAGCUACAGGAGCCAUGCCCUCCUUGCCAUAUGGUCACUCUGUGGCUUUGCAGGCUGGACUGCCCGUAGGCCAUCUCCCAAGAGGCGUUAAUAAUAACUCUGGCGUUACCGUUCUUGUAAAACAAACCAUUUCGCCUUCCGGAGGCUUCUGUAUGACAGAAUUCUGGCCCUGGGCUUCUUUCCCUGAGAUAGUCCCCUCCUCGAUGCACUAGCCGUAUAUGCAUCGUAUAUGCCUAAGACAUCCCGAGUAUAGCUGCAUCCAUGUUCUGUGAAAUAAGCCGCCCACCGUGUUUCUCGCUGUCUGACGUAUCUUGUAUGUCUUUGUCCGUUCCCCUCCCGCCCCGCAGUGUUGAAGAGCGUUCCCUUCACUGCCCGCACAGCGAAGCGGGGGUCUCGCUUUUUCUGCGAGCCAUCCCACCAUGAUGAGCCUAACUGUUAGCUCUGCCCUCUCCCUCGUCAAAGGUACCCGUGGAUCGUCUUUUUCUCUUCUGCAUGCAGCUGCUCCCUCCACAGAGCCUAGGCUUCCCUCCUGCAUGCCUUGCUGUCUCCUCCCAUGAUCUCGGGGCUUCCCAACCUCUUCUCAGAAGCCCCACUUGGCAGAGAAUCGCCAUCACUAUACAGCAGCCUGGCUUCCAACCUGGUGCCUUCCAUGUUUGUUUUUGACAACAACUCCCAUCAGCUCCAGCCGACAUGGGGCUGAUGGGAAUUGUAGUCCGAAGCCAGGUCACGGAAAUUUUGUUAUGGAGGCUUAUAGAGAGUUGCUUUGUCGACUCAGCGGUGCUGCUCAGGAAUCAUGGCGGUAGUUGAUGGCUGUGUGAGCUGCUCUUUCCAGGCUGCCUCCAAGGUGACCUGGAGAUGAUGAGGCUCCGGUACAUUUCAAUUAGUUGUGUAAAGAGAGAGAGAGAAAAUUUCCCUCACUUCCACACGACAAGCUGCACCUGCCAGAAUUCUCCUUUGGACAGAAUUGCACACUGCCUUCUAUCCUUAUACAUUUCCAGGGUUCUCUCUGCUAACAUGAAGGAUAGAAACUUGCUGGUUGAUUUAAAAGACCAGAAAUUAAUUAAAAAGCCCCUUCACUUCAUCUUCCUUUUCACUGUUGAGAAUCCCUGCAUGGACCCAGAGGCCUCAUCUUGUAUCUACAAUUCUGUUGUCUAUACCUUGCAUGGUUGGCAUGAUGAGGUUGUUACAGUCCCCCUGUCUUGAUUCGCAUGCAUCAAUCUCCAGUCUGUUUAUCAGAUCAUCUCAUCACACUAAUGCAGUAGAGUAGCUUUACUAAAUCCUCUCUUGAUUGAAGAGUGGGGGUGGGGGGUGGGGGUUGCUGCCUGAAUUCUUGUUGGGGGUGAAAACAGCACCAUCUAACUGUGCAGUCAGCAAAGUGUGGUCGAUUACAACCUAGGGCCAGUUUACACAAGCAGCAAACUCUCAUGAUAUGUCUUCCUUUAGGGACUGUACCACUUAAGCGUGCCUUAAUGUAGAGAUCUAUAUUUUGCAAGGGCGCGUUCAAAUAUGCCUCCUGCACCCACCCAAUACAUCUGAAAGAGACUGUUUAAAAAACCAUGGAGUGAGAUCAAGACUGCAAGCCUAUGUAUGUUUACUGAAAAACAAGUCCCGUUGAGUUCCAUGGGGGUUUCUCCUGGAAAAGUAGCUGUAUAGUUACAGCCAAAAUGUAUAUUUUGGAGGAAGGGGAGCUGCAGAUAGAAUAAUUAACAGUUUCAUUUGUUCAAAAGAUGAUCUGCAUGAUAAUUUAUCCUCCCACUCUACCCGAAACAGGCUAAAUUUUGGCCAAGCUUGUUUUUUUAAUCAAAGAGCCAAAAUUCAUGCGGAUUCUCAUCUCUGGACUUCUUUCUGUUUCCAUAUAAGAGCUGAAUAUGCAAACUGGGCGCAAUACAGAGGCUUGCCCAAAUCUUGCUGAAUUAAAUGGGAAUUAAGUGCCCACUGAAGUCUCCCAGAAGAUCAGCUAGCUAGUGACAAAGAAAGGUCUUCAGCCUUUCUUUGCCUCAGAAAGCCACUUGCCAGGCAUAGUGGACAAAACCAGUGGCUGGGAAGGAACCAUAAGUGGGAAGAGAGCAGCAGUCGCGCUCAGGUCCUGCUUUGUGGGCCUCCCAAGAAGCAUCUUGUUGGCCACUGUGAGAACAGGAUAAGGGACAAGAUGGGCCAUGGGCCUGAUCCAGCAAGCCUUGUCAUGUGUUCUUACUGGGCUGCUGGGCCAAUAGUAUAAGGCAGCUUCCUAUAUUUUUGUGUUCCUAUAGAUGCUUGCAUGUAUUGAGCACCAUUAGUAGUGAUAGUAGUAGUCGUCACUGCCGCCACCAUUUUACUCAUAAAAUGACUGGAAGUAGCAUACAAACAGAUGUAGUCAAUGCCAACUGUCAAACUCCAGCUUCAAAUCUCACGCCAGCCAUGAGUUUGUUAGGCAGCCUUAAGGACACUAUUUCUCACCUUCAGCCCCUAUCUGCAAUAUGGGGGUAGAUAAUGCUGACCUACCUUACAGUUAUUGUAAGGAUGGCUGACAUAAUGGCCACAGACCAAUACAAAAUUAAGUACAGUUAAGGCCAAUGGGCUUCAUCACAUUUAAGUCUGCGGCUGGAUUGACCGUGAAGGACUUUCGGUGCUCUGAUAAAUGCCAGGUCUGAUUAUUUAGGCAUGCCUUCGCUUUCUCUGGAUUGCACUCAGUGUGUCUGGACGGGUUUAAGCCCAAGACUUUCAAGGCAGGGACGAGAAACCUGUGGCUGCCACCCUGGUGUCAUUGGACUCCCAGUUCCCACCAGCCUCAGCCAGCCUGGCCAAUGGUCAGGGAUGAUGGAUCUGUAGCCCUGCCACAUAUAGAUGGCCACAGUUUCCUCACCCCUGACUUAAGAACAUGUCUACGCACUGACUGCCUACAGUGCCAGCUUCGUGCAGUAGCAAACAGUGGGGAGCACAGGCAGUGUCCUUGGGGUGCCCCCAUGGAGAAGGCAGCACUGAUCUGAUCCCCCAGUGGUUUCCCAAGAGCACAGUGAAGUCCCAGCGCAUGUGGACUGUGAGGGAAUCAGUUGCACUGUUUCGACUGCAACUCAGGCAAUCCCCUUCAUUAGCAGUGUGCAGAUAGAGCUGGGAGCCACAGAGGCUGGGCACCAGAGAGUUUGGUUUAAAGAUUUAGCAGCUCCAUCCCCAACCCCACCAUGCCAUCCCUGGAAAUUGGAUGAGCUGGUGCUUUUCCAGACCUCGUGGCUCCUUACAAGGCUUGGCAAGGGCAGAAUCCAGCCCCCAGGGGAGAAGAGCUUUCCCUCCCACCCACCCCUUCCCAAUUUGGCCUAAUUUUUGUUUUUAUCCCCUCCAUAGCAGCAAGAACCAUCUGCCUCUAGUCCCCUCUCAAUUCAUCCGCGGCAGAGGGUAAGAAACAACAGCUCUCUGGAUCCACAGAGCCUUUUAUCCUCUGCUUUGCUGCUUCUGCCUAAGUAGGAGACACCAAAACGAAAAGUUUGCCCUUGGGACAGAGAACUGGCCAUCACAGUUGCCCAUCAUCCUCAGCUGCCUUCAGUCUUGCUCCAUAGCACCCACUGGUGGGGAGAGGGGGUAGCCCCUUUAUUUUUCUAGCCUGCCACGGAACCCAUUGUUUGAUGCUCUGGCAAAGAAGUGUCUCGUAUGCUCUUGCCUGAAAAGGGGGAAUGUGGAGAGGGGUGGCCUGGGUGGGUGGUUAUAUGCCCCCAAGGGGCAAGAACUCUUGCUGCCUGCCUUUCACCCCACUCCAAAUGGUACAUGAACUGCCUCACAGUCUUUAAUGCCCCCGACAGCAAGCGCUUAUGCAUUGUUUCUCCAGCAAUUCUUUACUCCCGUCCUGACUGGCUGUUCCUUUCUCCCACAGAGCUCUGCAUACCCUGCCUUUCCAAUGGGCUAUUGCUGCAUUCCCAACAGCCCAGGCCUAG